CUGCAGCAACACGGAGGUGACAUCUGAGACUGCGCGGUGAAAGCUGAGCUUCUUCUGCACAAGAGGAUUUGAGGGGCGGUAUUUUAGCAAAACUUCCCACUUUCCAAGGAUCACAUCAGCUCGGGGGAGGUGUUUCGAUCUGAUAAGGAUGUCUGACCUGUUUGCAAACUCAGGAGCGUUGAUAUUGUCUGAUGGAAUCAAGUGCGACGUUCAUAUUCAGGCUGAGGAAAGAUUAGAUUUUCUUUUUGGAGAAAUGUGAAAACAUAAGAGAUGAUGGACAAAAUCCACACUCCUCUUUCGGUCUCAAACACAUUCUUCGACAUAUCUUCUGCUAAUAUAAUCCUUCAUCAUUCUGCAUUAGUCAAAUCACAAGGGGAUCUAGUGUUACAGUGUGUUUGAGGCAAAAUGUCUGCAUUGUGUUUACUCAGACUGCUGCCAUGCUGAGCCUCGAGGGAAGGACUGCAGUACAAUGGAAGGAUUUUAGACUGUAAGUGUAGUAUUUUUGUUAUAUACCACACUCGUUUGUCAGACUAAAGCUUUUGUGUUAGCCUUACAUUCAUUUUAGAAACUAUGCCAGCAGCAAGACUGUGAAUGUUGUCCUUGUGUUUCAUAUUACACAUGUGGUGGGAAUAAAUCUGCUGCCAGUAUAGAGGGAAUGAUUGCUCUCUCUGCUGACUCUUUUGAUACGCAUAUGGAGAAAAUCAUGUUAAGCUAUCACUUUGAUUCGCUAUAAAUAUUCCUGUAUGAACAACGAAUGAGAUGACCCGGUGGAGGAGGAAAAGUUUGACCUUGGUAUUUUAAUCCGGACCAGAUGAGUCUGCAGUUCAGAGUUCAGUCUAUCUUGUCUCACAGUUUUAAGUCAUGAGUCAGCCCAGGUGGCAUUCAACAGUCUGGUUAGCCUUUAAAGGCAGUUGAAGAUGAUUUAAUCAGCUCUGCACGGCAUUUGGAUGACUUUUAGGACAUUGUUUUGGUUUUUGACCAGAGAUCAGCAGUUUAGGACUAUAAGUGCAUAACCAACAUCAAGUGAUAGCAGCUCGGUAAUGAAAAGUUAGAUGAUAACCACAAUGAAAAAGAGUGAAUGUGUGUAAAAAAAAAAAAACCUCAUUCAAGCUACUGUUGUUAAUUUUCUGUUUUUGUUUUUUACGUUGAGUGCACAUGCACAUGCAGAGCUGGUGGAGACCAAAACAAAGAAACAACAGCAGAUAAAGCAGCAUGUCUGCCAGCAUUGUUAGCAUAAAAAAAUAUGUUGGCUUUGUCAAUGCCCAAAAUGUCAACUACAUUAGCCUCUGAGGUACCGUAAAGUCUGCAGAUGUGGGCACGAUUAAUCCCAAAGUUUAACUACAUUAACGGUUUAUCCAUUUCCAUAGACGUUAAACUUUGAUAUCAGUUAAUCUGUUAAUUCUGCUCAAAAUCAAUGUGUGAAACACGAAAGUCUAAUCCAAACAUUAUAUCCUAAAAUUCAUGGAUUACUUCAGAUCUACAAAGACUGUAUGCUUUUGCUCGAGUUGUCUGUGAUCCAUCUCACCAUGAACCAGCAGAGUUCGGAUCCUUCUAUUUCUCAGACAAAUAAAUUGACAGCAUGCCUUCAUUGUUGCACCAAAUCCUGCAAUCUUAGUCCAUCUGCAGCGCACAGAUGCUACAUGGCGACGAGGACAUUCACACAUACUCUCCCCUACAUGAUUUUUAUGUGACCACAAUGUGAAAAUUCAUGCAGCUGUGUGGAUCUCAUCUGUUUCCACCUCUUGCUAGCUUCCGGGACAUUACUUGAAGUUAACUUGGCAUCAUUUUAAAAGGACAAAUCUGGACAAACCCUCUCCCUGCAACCAUUUCAUGCACAGUCCCCCCAAUCCACCACAACUGUCUUUUCAAUUCACUACUUAAAGAUAUACUGCGGUGAGGAGAAAAGCUGUUCAAGUGGUGCCUCUAGCCUGGUUGAUGUCACUAUUGAUCCAAGCAUGCAGCAGUAAAGACUGCCUGCUUGGGGCGCCAUCUUCUGGGUAAAAUACUGUAUCGUAAUGAGACCUUUUUCUCUAUUUUUAAUUAUAUAUUCGACCCAUCUGCAUAUCUCGCAGAAAAAAAUGUGUAAAAAUGCGUCUUUUAUUCCAAAUGUUAUGGUAUUGUUUAUGUUUGUGAAUUUUCCAUUAUCACUAUCCUGUGUUUUUUGAACACAUGGUUGCACAAGGCUUAAAUUUCGCCAUAAAAACGCAACGAUUCAGCUAUAAAAGAUGAUAAAAAGAUGUAGAGCACAUGCAGCUUUAAUCAAAACAGAUCUCAAAAGAUUAAAACGCUUUGUUGAUGUUUUACAAGGUGGGAAAUGUGUUCAGCAUGUUUUUGGGCCUUAAGGGUACAUAUAUGAUGUGUUUUGUUGAGAAGACUUGGAUGUAAACAGAGCCCUGUUUGUUUACAAUGCAAACUCUGCAGGACAUCUUUAAUUAAGGCACAUCCAUGCAUUAUUAAGCCAAGAACAACUUCAUAAAUUGCAUCGUAUUACUUUGAUAAAGGCAGGAUCACAUACAUCUACUUAGAUCCGAUGAAGUGCUCACACUAAGAGGGCCACUGGUGCCUGUCUGCCUCUGCGCUCACAUACUGCAGGAGCCCACUCAUAUCAGUGGGUGACACCCCUACAGGGUAAAUUAUGCAUCCCCGAGGAGGAGUUCAGAGUAUGUCAUCAGUGCAAACGUUUGGCUCAGCCUCAGAGAGAGCGUUAUAAUUGUAGCACGCCUCAUGCUGAAAUCAUCAGCCUGGCAGUGGUGUCAGGAGAGGUUGCCUGAGAUAAACAGUGUCGUGUUACAGGUGCCAUGUGUUAUUUUACAGGUUUUCUUACAGCUACGGUACCGAACAGUCUUUUUGCAGAGUAAAGAAAUGAGAUGUGUGCUUCAUAUUCGCCGUGUUUGUUGUCUCUACCCUCAUAUGAAUGCCCCCUCAGUGUGGAGCUGGAGUGCUGUUUGCCACUGGAGGUGCUGUUGAUCCAAAGAGAGAGGUUUGAUUGAAGGAGAACUUGUUCUUUUCUGCACAGAUCAGAAGAUUCAGAUGAAAGCUGAACUCCUGUGUGGAUACAGGUUUCAGUCAUGACUGAGGAGAAAGUCUCAAACUUGAUAUUUUGGAUCUGAUCCUCUCCCCCCCCUGGAAGGACACUUCCUUUUACAUGUUUCCUCCUUUGUUACCUACUGGUUGUUCCUGGGAAAGGGUAAUAAAUAAGGGACUGUUUUGAUAUCAUCUUUCAAUUUCAUCUGACAAAAACAACCAACAGAAGUUGCUUACUUUUACUUAUUAACAUCUGUCACAGUAGGUGGAGGUAUAUGAUCCAUCACGAAGCACAGAGAGGGAGAACAAGAGCAGAAGCAAUGAGCUGACAAGAGUGAAAGUGGCAUUGUUUCCCAAGAAGAUAACAGGAUGACAAUUUGCAAAAAGAAAUGUGCUGCAAGUAUUUAGAGAGGAGGGAAAAUUCAUCACGUUUGAAAACUGCUGAAAAUUUACCAGAAAGGACUCAAAAACUGCAGCAAUUCAUGACAAAUGAGUGAAUUUAGACUUCAUGAUGCACCGAGACAGAGGAUUUCACCAUUAGCCACGAGUGCCGGGUACAUUUUUCCUUUUUUUUUUCAUUUUUAUCUUAUAUCUUAUAUCAAUAAAAGGUGAGUAAGAAACUUCAACAGUUUAACAAGUUACAUUUAAGAGGCUUUUUUCUGUAUUUACCAAGCUGAAUAAAUGUGGACUCUUGUUCGUUCAUGUUAUUUGGCCUUUUCUGAAGUAUGUUUAAAAUUGAUAGUUUCUGACAGGUCUGAUCCUGAUGUUCAAAAGUGAGACAGACAGCAAAAUAACAAAAAAGUCGUAAUUCAGCCUGACAAGUAGAGAGACACAGCCCUUUUGCUCCCCCCCGCUGGAUAAUGGCGUGUACUGCAGUAUUGACACUAUCAGUUUCACCCAAAGUAGCUCCUUUCUCUUGAACUGAAACAAUUGCCCAAACUAAAAGCACUAAAAUAAAAAGAUAAAUAAAAAUAUCACUGUAAGGGGGGGGCACUUUUUAUUGGUUUCCAUGGCGAAUACUCAGAGUGAGUCAUGCAUUUCACUUAAAGGAGGCAAUAGGAUGAGGCUAAAUAUAUGAAAACACCACAACAGGACAAAGAUGUGUAAUUUUGUCCACAGGGGGGCGCCAGAACCAACACAAACCAAAAGUUCCUCACUGCGGCUUUAAUUUGAAAUAGUAUUUAAGAAAAUUUAUGUAUAUUGUAUGAAUUUGUUUACAAAAUUUGAACCUUUCCUGUCCACUUGUGUGCAUAAAUACACAUUUUAGAAGCAAAAGUAAAGAAAAAAAACGAAAAAUUAUUAGUUAAACAACUGGGAUCGUGUUAUGGGUGUUGGCCAAAAUCAAUAUCAUAAUCAUUUGCUAUUCCACACAGCCCCCAGAGCCGUACAUCCUCUGACAGCAGGAGUUUCUGCACAAAUUAAUAAGAAAAUAGACUCUUCCUUUCAUUUCAUUUGCACUAUUCAUUCUCAUGUAUUGCACCGUUUUAUCAUAUUUUAUCCUCUCGCUAAUUUGAAGAGGAUUUCGAAGAAACUGUUUGUUCAGCUGAAGAGAAAAACUCAAUUUGAAGUGCACAGGCUGCACUCAGCGGUGAAUUAAUGUUGUGAACUUAUUCCACACCUGAGAGGAAGUGUUAGGGAAAUUUUAAUUGUAUUCCCAUUUCAGCUAUCAGAAAGAACGAGGAAUAAUUUGCUAACCGGCUGACUGUGAGACGGGUGAAAUUGAACAUUCAGGCAGUGAGAGUAAACUCGAGGUUUAAUCUUCGCAUCCAACCAGAAAAUACUAAACCUUCUGAGGAGUGUGCGUGUUCAUUACUAAAACUAAAAGGGGGAAUAAAAGAGGGGAACAAUCAGCAACAACACACACACACACACACACACAUGUGAAGUCCCUCUUUGUGUGCAUUUGAUAACUAAAGCAACUUUUCCUUUGUGUUGCCAAUCAAUGGACGAAAGAUAGCCAAUGGAAAUCUCACACAGCCCACCGGUACUCAGCGCUAAAGUGCAGUUUAAUUAGCUUCAGGAGCAGGUUUGUUGAAAAACAGCAUAAAGAGGGAGACAUUGAUCAAGGAAAAGGCUGAGAGAAAAAGGAGUCAGGCCACCCGAUUUGUCUUUAAUUAAAGGUAAAAAGGGUUAUCCUUGCAGAAGGCAGCUGCAGGUCCCUGAAGGCCAUUUCAUUUAUUAAAGAAGACAAAAGGAGGGAGAGCAGGAGUGAGAGAUAAGCGGGGUAAAAGCAGCAUGUUUCUAAAAUGUGUGUAUCUGUGUUUGCAAACCUCUAAUUCCUCAUAUUUGUGCAGCAGCUUGUCUUGCAUUUGUAAAAGCAGGGGCAGAAGGGAGAGGCAGGAUAUAGUUUUCCAGUCUUCAAAGAUGCAUGUGUGUGUGAGUGUGUGUGUAUAUAUAUAAGUGUACUGCAGAAGGCUGUAGGGGGGGUUUGACUGAAGAAGGCGUCCCUCCCAUGGUCCCUCCCUGGCCCAGCCCCUUCUCCACAUAGAGGAGUAUCCUGUAGCAGGUCCCAAAACUGGAAAACUCAUUCAGUCCCCUCUGAAUGGAGUGUCUUUAACGUUAGAGUGGAGGACUUAACUUUCAGCACGCAAACAUGAGAGCCCUGCAUUCGCUCCUGGUCGGCGCCUUCCUGACCCUGCUGCUCUGCCUCCCCAGCCCCGGUCACGGAGGUAAGUGCUGCUGCAAAUCACUCUCUUUGUGUCCUGCUCCCUUCUGUCAGGGAUGCACUGAAGGAGAUCAGAUCACUGUCCCUGUCAGAGGCUUCCCAGAUGCAUAAAUCAGAGCGAGGCGAGCCGACGGGCAAACACCUCAAACCCAAGUUAACAAACUUUUACUGAAACUUGCACCGAAAUCAGGCUUAGAUAAAGUUUUUAAGUAAACUCCACAACAGGUCCUGUUUAUUUUCUUGACUUUUCAGCUGCCCUCUUCCUCUCACAGCUUCAUGCCAUUCAUUUCUCAGCACUGAAAUCUUCCCUUUCUUGGAUGAAACUCAAUACAUGAGGGGUGAGGAUGUGCCAAGGGUCUCACCCUGGUCCACGGUCUGAUGCAACAUCUGUCGAUUUGUCAUCUAGCGCAGAGGAUUUUUCAUCACUUUUCAGUCCGUGCCGGGCUGAGUGUGAGAGCGCAUUUACCUCGAGUAUGUUUGCAUUGAAAGCCCGGUGCCAAAAGGCAGGAGGUAGUGAAGUUUUUUCGAGCCCUCUGCGGUUAGGAGGUGAGCUCAGGUCCCUCUGCCGGCAGCAAUGAAUGGCUCUUUCAGAUGGUGGUACACAGUUGCAGAAGGGGAGGCAGAGCUGCUCCUUAUCCAGCCGGGGAGGAGAGAUGAAAGUGAAAGAGGGUGGGGGAGAAUGGGAGGGAGAGACGGGGGGGGGCUGGGGAAGGAGUGAGAGAGGCAGUGUGCGAGCUCUGGAGGGGGAUGCUGGAAGGCCAAAGCCCGUACAAUGGCUCUAUAGUGCAUGAAGUCAGCAACAGAUGUACCUUUUUCAAAGUGAUAUCAUGCAGCAGUGCGUCCUCCUCUCCCUGCUGUUAGUGGUGGAUUAACAACAAUUUUCUUUUCCCUCACUGAGGUCUGUUAAUGCUUCUUCCUUCUGGACGUGCUCCGCUCUGGCACUGGCUGGAAAACCGUCCGUUUUUAUGACCCUAUAUUAAGAAACUGCCGCUGGGAAUCAAAACAGCAAACUAUGUGGGUAUUUUGAAGGUAUAGACCUACAUUGUUGAUCCAGCUAGUAAUUCAGCCUGUUCAGUAGGGGGGACAUACACCAAAGGGUCAUGGCUGGGAGUCGACCGCUGUGACACUUGCCCCCCGUGGAGAGCGUGUUUGUUUGAGAGGUUUUGAAGUGGAGUUGAGUACAGUCUUCGGGUGAGGCAAAUCUGGUAUGACACAGCGUUGUCUAACAGCCGAACUAACUCAUCUCAGCGCAAAAUUAUACACAUGGCGUAUUGGCAGGAUGGGCCUUGGACUUGGAACAGCUGUGGAGCCCUUUGUCCCCCCAUGCCGGCUGUCAGAUCUUCAAUCUCUCGCUGCAAAUUCCACUCCAAUUAGAUCCAGGCGAACCUCUCUGCGAGUGUCACACUGGCAGCUCGAGUGAAAUAGUGGCUCUUGAUCUGUACGGAGGAGUAUCGCCUUGUUUCAGUGGCACGAAAUCAAAGCUCAGCUGGGGAGCUGGAUCUAGCUCUUCCUUCAGUUGUGAUUCCCCCCCACACACACAUAAGAGGAGUCAUCUGCCCGUCUGUUUGCUCAUUUAUAGAUAAACCCCGCUGAACGGCGUGAUGAUGGCUGAAAAAGUAGCCGCGCACUAAAGCAAACACGUCAAUCCGGAGUGACUUUUUCGCCUCCCAGUUUGCAGACAGACUUCACACACACAGUACUUAGUGUCAAAGCAAGAGCUAGCUGGGUUAAACGAUGCAGAAGAUCUAAUUUUCCACAAAUGUUCAAUCAAUUCUUCCUCCGUUCAAAAUCACGUCUGAAAAAAGCAGACAAACUCUACGCAGGAACGCUUUCUCAUCAUUUAAUUAUCCACUGGCAGGAUUCUUGCAGCCUCAGUGUGAACAGGAUUCACCCAUUGACCCUGGAGAGCUAAAUGCUAAUGUUGACCAGAUGUACCAAAUCGCUGAUUAGAUUUUUGGCCCCCCUGCACUCCACAAAAUGCCUGCCACAUGCUGUCAGGGGAAGUCGACCACCAACUACCAGGAGGGCCUGCAGGAGGUUUCAUUUCUCCCCCAUGUUUGCUUGUUAAAAUCUUACAGGUCAUGUGGCACCAGAUCCCCCAGCGAUCUUUGAUAUCCGCACUCUUCCUCCAAGGUCCACAGAGUCUACCUGCACCCACUCCUACUUGUUUCUCUUCCUUUAAGAAUCUCUUAAGUUUCUUCAGCCUACCACUUUCCCAUCGUCUUACGCCAUCGUGCUUCUUCCGCCCACAUAGCAGCCUCAGGAACAAUUAUGAUGCAGUGUGAGCACAAGCAGGAGCUCGCCGAAUCAAUUUGAUAAUCUUUGCUCGCUGUAGAAUAUAUAAAGACAACGUAUGAAGAUAUGAAAUUUAAUGUUUCAAAGCCGGUAUGUCUUAGCAUUCAUGCUUAAAGGCCUCUCUGAUAAGCCUUUUGGUGCAUGACCCACAAAUCCACAAUACAGCAGUGAUUGAUAACUACAGAAGCCCUAUAGGCCCAAAAAGCAAAAUACUUAAUCAUGUGCGCACAAGAUACGAACUUGUGUCGAAUAAAAAAAUAUAUAUAUAUAUAUAUGUAUAAAAAAGCAGAAUAUGAUUGUUUUGUGGUAAUUGGUAAGUUAAAAUCUAUUGCUUGUGAGCUGUUAUCUUGUUUGUCUACGUUAAAAUCUUGUGUGCACAAGAUAACUAGGACUGGAUCACAAGAUAACUUGUACCAGAGGACAUUUAAAUGAUUAUCUUGUGCACACAGGUUAAAGUUAACUUUCAAAGCCUAAGUUUUGACUUGUGCACAACAUAUACACGGGAUAAUAUCUUGUUCCCAAAAACAGUGUUUUUGUGGCACAAGAUAAUAACUUGUUACAGCAAGAUAGCAACUUAAUUUCUUUUGACACUAAACCAAAUAACUUAUUGGUAUUAUAAACCGAAUACCCUAAAAAAUAUAAUAUCUUGAAGGAACAAGUUAAAAUCUUGUGCGCACAUGACACAUUUUGGGAACAAGAUAUUCUUGUGGGUGCACAAAUCAUCAUUUCUCCACAAGAGAGUCAUUAUCUGGUUAAAACAAGUCAUUAUCUUCUGCAGGAUGGUAACUGGUCUUCACUGGAUAAUAACUAUUUCCCACAAGAUUGUUAUUUUGUUGCCAGCAAGAUAACUGUAAGUGUGCACAAGAUAGUAGCCUGAUCCCAAGAGAAAACAACUUUCGUGCACAAGAUAAGUUGCAGGUUGCCAGAAGUAAUAACCUGUAUGCACAAAAUAUUCAAGCUAUCUUGUUCACUCAAGAUUGUAUUGGGGAGACAAGAUGUUUUCUUGUGUACAAGAGUUCCCAUCUUGUAGGAAAUUUGACGUUAUGGGACUUCGGGGGCUUUUUUAGGUUGUACCUCUCAGGCCUCUCAGAGACGCGUAUCUUGUUCUUUUAUUUUCUUAACCAUUGAAAGUAGCUGAGCAGCAGGGUUCUGUAUUUUGCAGCCAUGUGACGGCACUUUCUUCUCAAAUCAAAGGAUGCUCACUUUAUCACGGCUCUAUCUGAAAUUGGACAUGACAUGUUCCUGUUCCUUUUCAAACAGCCUCCAGCUCAGGAUCAUUUCAGAGGCCUCUGAGGCGGCUGUUCAACCACCACUUCACCAGAGUUCGGGGGGGAAAAAAAAGGCAGGGUAGUUAUUUCCAAGCUAUAAAUUGCCCUCUAGUGAUUACACACUGUUUGGUUGGCAUGGAAAUAGAUGUCGUUUCUUCUGUUUUUGUUGUUUGUUGAUAGGAAUACAAAGUUGGGUGUUAAUCUGUAUGUGAGUAAUAGGCUUCUGUGGGAGCCACUUCCUCUGCCACUCCCCUGUGAAAGAAGGUUAAUGACUUCUUCUUUCGCCCAAUUACCAAUCCUGCUACAAAGUUUUCUUUUCAGUUGUCUUUUGUUUUGUCGUUUGUACUUUUCUGAAAAUGAAUUUGCGAAGAUUUGGUUUUCGCAGAAUACAAAUCCAACCUGACAGAAAAACAGAUGGACGAACAGAUGAAAUGAGGAGAACACAAAACUCCUGUCCAACUAAGUUUGCACAACUAAUUGAGUUAGCGAAAAUAUCUUUCCAAUUUGUGAGGAGCAGGAAGAUUCAAGGAAAGAUUUUUGACUGAAUCAAGAGAGGCAUGGAUUGAAUUACCACGCCCUAACUUACUCAUCCUUUUCUUAAAUUGUCCGAACAGCCCAUAAUAAGAUCAGCCGCGUCCACUCUAAACAUUUCUGCACAUUUUUCACUGUUUCCUGAGAAGUCUCUGUGCUGUAUGUGUUUGCAUUUUCAAUUGCAAAGCUUAACGAGAGGAUUCGCAUCCCUAGACUGCAUAUGAGCCCUCUAUCUCCUCUUGAGUAUAAUGUCUCCAUGGUAACAAGAAAAAAAAAUAAACAUGCAAUUUGCCUGGGCUUUGUGAAGUGUCUGCAACAAGGCCUCCAUGUGUUCCUCGAGAGCUGGCAGGGAGCACGGUGUGACUGCAAGUGUCUGCACAGAGGAUUAAUAAGUCCAAUAUUUGCAUUGGGAAAUUGAUGAGAUUAGUGUUGUGCUGGUCCCACAGCCACACUCUGUGACCCUGCCCUCACCUCCUAGUUUAAACACCACACAAAUGUUAGGACAGAAUAGAAAUCUGGCGUUUGGAGUCAAUCCAAACAAGAAAACCAGAGUGAUUAUAAAUGCAGAGCAGAAUGCACAGACACUCAUCUGCUUACUCUCCGUGGAAAUGCCUCCAUAUGUGAGUGGAGGGGGCUCAACGUCCACAAAAUAUGUGUCCACUUGAACCUUGGGAGGAAUAUCUGAGGAGGGAAUUAUACAAUCUAAGAUUAUUUACCAGAGUUUAUAUUAAAACUGUUGAUGCUGACAAAUACGGCCCUUCACCCAUAACAGAGAGGGAGCAGAAAAGAAAACACUCUUGUAAUAGUGUGAAUAUUUUCACUGCAAAAACAAGAUUUAUGCUUAUUUUUUAUGAAAUUUUGUGGGUUUUUUUCUAGCAGAAGUAUGCAUCAAGGGGUUGUGCGUUUCUUCUCAGACUUCAGCACACCCCAUGUGUCACUCUUGCACUUUGGCAGACAUAUUGACUAGCUUGUCCUUUUGGCUGCAUGAAAAUGAGACCCUCAUAACAUCUCCGAGAGGUGAUCAAUAUUGAUAACUUUUCUAAUAUGAUAUAACCUCCCACACUUCUGCCUGCCUGGUGUUUCAUCCGGCACUUUCAGAGAGAAACUUUCAGUGACUCAUGGUUUAUUAAGUGUUUUUAGGGGGGAUUCUGGCCCCGGGCAAAACAUCAUCCGAAGAAUCUAAAGUUAGCUGUAUGGGCAACGUGCCCAACCUCGCUCUUUUCCUCUCCAUAACUUCCUCUUGUAGUUUCAGGUAGAGUUUCAUGUCUAACCUGCAGCCACAACAGAGAGCAGGAUGUCUUCCUCUGAUUAGAGUGUUGGCCACAUAAUGGAAAUGUUGAAAGCUUGACUACUGUAACUGAUUUAAUUCCUGUUAAGAUGUGUCCUUGAGCAGGACAAUGAGCUGCCAUGUCAGAUAAUCAUCUCAGCUAAGAGCUCAAUGUUAAAUGACAAAAAAAAAACUCUCUUUGAAUCCAGUCGGUGGCAUUAUUGGCAUUUAUUCACCCAAAGACUUCUAUGUAAAAGGGAUUUUCUCAUUCAUCCAACAUAAUGAUGCCGUUUCUGCAGCUUUGAACACCAUUCAAAUCGCUUGCUAAUGUGAUAGCUUAACGAAAACAUCCAAUAUAAGUUCUAGAAAUCAUACAGGGAGCAGGAACACCUAAAGUCUCUGAGCCAGAUCGACUGAAUCUGAUUAUUUUGGAUGGAAAACUGAUAGGAAAUGAGCCUGUUAUUAGGACAGCUUGGAAAGUCAAAGGUGGACCAUGUGGGCAGUCUGCUAACUGCUCUGGCUAUUUGUACAGUUUGGGUGAUUAUUUCACACACGGCCUUUGGAUUUUCUUCCAAAUAAAUUGGACUUAGUUUGGAGCUGGAGAAAUAACCAACAGGGCAGUUGCCCAGAGGGGCCCAACUCCACAGAGUCCCAAAGGCCCCGAGUUCAGUGUGGUUUGAACUUUGUGAUAGUUUAAAGUUUGGUUAUUCUACAAACACAUCUUUGACAGAAUGUAAAUGUUAUUUCAUUAGGUAUCAUAUGAGACCCAUGAGAUCUCAUAGGAGCUGUCAGUGCUAGCACAUUCAGAAAUAAAUAUGUAGUAUUUUAAAACUGCACUAAGUUUGCACGCUCUCCUCGACACAGUCAGCAGGUCAGAGUAAGAUGAACACUCAAAAUCUGAGUUUGAGUCGCCGCAUAUGAGCUAAGCAUACAGACGCAGUAAAUCAGACUGAUGUUCGACCACAUCACAAACUCUCUUUUUCACUUUUUUAGUGUCACAGACCUGUUCAGUGAUCAACAGUACUCAUGGCUGACUGCUAGUCAACACUGUGGAAGACCAAGGGAUGUCUCGUAUCCCUUAUUGUCACGGGGAACAACAGUUUCACACAUUUAGAACUUGUAUGAAAGCAUGAAAAGUGCAUGUGCGUUUAUAUCAACCAGCGAUCACUGGAUGACAGUGAGUGAUCAGAAUUAUUCUAGAGUAACUGCACACUAUCUUGAUAUAGAUUGGUCCUUUAAAUAAAAAGUUCAUAAAGUACAUUUGAUUGUCUCUGUUUAAAUAAAUGAAGACGUUGGUAAGGACGGCUGUUUUCGUUUAUGUCAAUCAAUCGAUCAAUCAAAUUGUAUUUAUAUAGCGCCAAUUCACAACAGUCGUCAUCCCAAGACGCUUUUCAAAGAACAAGAGCAGGUCUAGAUCACACUUAUUGUUUGAUGAAUUAUCAAGAACCAACCUAAGAUGGGUUUUGGCCCAUCUCACCUAACAUGAGUAACAGUGGUGAGGAAAAACUUCCUUUAAACAGGCAGAAACCUUGAGCAGGACAUGACUCAUGCCAGACAGCCACCAUGCCGCUGCUGUGUACUUGAAAAUUAUUUUUAAAGUAAGAUAAUGAACUUUAUCAUGAAUACAGAAACUGACAGUAAGACAGUCUAAACUGAAAUAAAAACAGUGGGAAAAAAAAAAAAACUUAAGUUAAACUGGGUUGAGAAGGGGGCCACUGGCUUGGUUUUGCCCAAAGUCCCCUCUUUUUAGCCUCUCCGGCCCUGCUCCUGUGUUCCUUCUGUAUAUAAUGAUUAUGUCUCUCACAUCUUUUUCCUCGCAGUGUCACCAUGAUUCAUAUCUCAAGCAAUCAGCUUGGUCAGUUCAGCUUUGUAAUUACUGUCAACACCGACAGCCAUGACCAAAACUGAGACCAAAGUUGUAGCAAGUUGGUAUGAAAGCGAGAGAGACAUAAACGAAGAUCAAAUUUUCCCACACAGCAGACGUGAUCGAUGCCGCUUCCUUUUACCAUGUGAAUGUUAUCUCUAGCAUUGUUGUCAUACCCGAAGCAGAGGACCGGGUGACUUCAAAAGCUCGUAUCAUCGCUCAUUGUGAUGCAAGACCUCUUAAAAAAAAAGCACGUCCCUGCCUUGAGGACUCUAUACUCUCCUGGCAGAUGAUCUUUCCCACAUUGCUCUCUUUGAGGUUACUGGCUGUCACUGACAGGCUGCUCGGAUUAUAUUUUAGGGCCAUGAUCUGCUUAGGGCCCGGCAGACACCCCACACACACAGACCUCAUUUAGCCCUGGGUGUGUACACAAAAGAGUUUCUGUACAUAAACACAGACCCAGAUUCUGGCCCUCGACGGAAGGUCAAAGGGCAUCUCAUGGGGUGCUCCCUUGUUGUUUUAACCCCUUUACACGUCAAUCAGAUAAGUCUGAGGGAGGGGGUUUCGCAGCACUUUAGCGGCGGAUGGUCUACACCCAGAUUUCAAGUCUGUAAGUGGCUAUUUGGGAUUUGAAAUUGUUUGGAAACUGUGAUUACCUUGAGGCUGUGCAAUUUAGAGCAAUUCUACCUACAGCAGCAGCAGCAGCAGCACAAGGUGAGGGCUGCAAGGGAAAUAGUCCACAUUACUCCUGAGGAUUGCUUUGUAAUGAAAUAAACUUUUAUUCCACACACAGUGGGGAAUUUUGCAAAAUAAAAGUUUCGUCUUUUGUCAUACACCAUAAUUUUUUCACACAUUCAUUAAUACGGGUGUUACACUAAUGCUGUGAAGAUGUUUCUAUGUGAGAUGAUUUUUCUGUGAUUAGAUAAAACAGAGUUUGAGCAAUCUGCAGAAAUAUCGUGUUAGAUUUACUGUUCACUAUUUUACUUUGAUACGAUCAAGACUUUUUCUAUUUUAGCACUGCAUAGCUUUACUAAUUGAAAGGCGCGACUCAUGACCGUGAACCAGAACAAGAAAUGGACUUUAAGUUGAAUUUAAUGUUGUGUUCAGACCAGACAGAAACAAAUUUGCUUCACUUGAACGCCUGAAUGUCGGGUGUUUUGUCGCUCAAUUGGCGCCAUUGACUCACGGUGUAUGGGAAUGCCUAGACAUGUGAUGUAAUGCAACAGAGGAGGGUUCCCCGCCAAUCUGUUUCAGCUCGUUUACAUCAAAUAUGGUUGAGGCGGCUAAAAUUUACCAGAUAAUCCAACCUCCUCACUUUCGAUAUUUAGUUAUUCAUGUACCUUCAUGACCAUUUUCCAGAUGAUGAACCACCAACCCGUCAUUAACAUGCAUCAUCAGGGAAUCUCCAUGUUGAUUGGUUAUCAGCACAAGUGAUUUGCUUGAGUUUAGAUUUUUCAACUCUGGCAAACAUUUGUUUUAAAUCUGCUCAAUUGCACAAAUUGCAAUGCCUUAAUCACCUGCAAAAGUGAUUCUAAUUUGUCUUUACGACAAACUACUAAAACAAAGACAAAAAAUGAUGAGCAGUAAUCAUCCUGGAUUCAUCUCCAGCCUGAGGGGGUUGUGCGUAUGUUUAAAAUUUGGAGUUCUAUUAGAGUUUCAAUCGCUUCCUCUGAGAAAGAGGCUUGUCGGUUUCGUACACUGAAGUUGCCAGACUUUGGAAAUUUUUGUCAACAGACCUGUUUCAUAAAGCCAAAAUUGAGGUGACAAUCUCUUGAGCAAAAAAGUUGGAAGUAGUAAAAGCACCAAAAACUGCGGACAACAAAGCAAGUCAAUACUCAUACGGUACUUUAAAAUGCCAAACUUGAAACGAGAACAGCCUGGUUUUGGUGGCCAGGCUAUUUUUUUUUAUUCACAGCAGCAGGACUGAAGGUUGAUUCUUAUAUUACUUACAUGUUCAUACUUUACUAAUGCUUCGACUCAUGUAUGAUGAAGGAUGAUGGUCUAAUAGGGAAGUUAAAUCCUUAGUUUAAUGGACUUAUGUAUAAUGUAGCCUUGAUUAAGAGGCAGAUGUGUCUAAGGAAAAAGGCACUCAUCCUUUAAAGACCAUAGCAUAGACUCACUCAUCCUAUAGUUAAAAAUAGUCCAGAUAUUUCAGUCUGGGAAAAACUGGUGGGAAAUAGACAGUAAGAGUAUUCUAACAGUGGACACAGGGAAAGAGCUCGGGCUUGAAAAGGACACGGUCCUAUUAGGUUCGUUUUCUCUGCCAAAAGCUCGACAUGCCCUGAAAUCUGGAACAGUAGAUUAGAUCUGAUUCAUGAUAUUUUUGAGGAUAUUGAGUCUUUGCAGCAGCAGGCAACAGGAUGAAAAUAGGAUUAUUUUUGAUUACUGAAUAUAAAACAGAGACGACACUAACACUGUAAACAGGGCUGCAGAGACUCGGAAAAAGAGGCACAAACAACGCACCCAGAUGCACCACAUUUAGGGGAAAAAUACACAUACCUGAAGCAACACAAUGGUGCUGAGACUUAAAGUAGAACACAUGAAAUCAGGGUCUGCUGUGACAGAGAGAAAGACAGGCUUAUACUCCGCCCUCACUGCGGCGACUGAACUCUGCAUGUUUAUUUUUGAUAAGAGCUGUCGGGGAGUUUAGUGCCCAAAAUGAAAACUCCAGAGAAAAUUCUCAUCAUCACAGAGCUGCCAAGUUUUCAAUAAGCAGGAAUUAUGCAUGACCAGAUGUCCCGAUACGAGUGGCCUCUGUGGGCUUUUCCUUUUUCUUUUCUUUUUGUCGGAGAAUUGUCUGUUUUUAUCAUUUUUUGGUCGAGCAAAGAACAAUCAGCGCCACUCCGGCUGCUAUUGUUUCUCUUAUCCAUCAAAAAUAACGAAUAAGAGGCAAAGAAAAUCAAAAUUUCUGCUUUCCCCCCAAAGGGCUUUGAUGCAAUUAUUAACUUAGCUUCCCCCCCGUGAUCAAAGCGCUGAUAUUUCCUUCAUGUUUAUCCUGAAUGCCAUCAGCAAGUGAUAAAAUCAGUUAUUAUCAAACAUCAUCAUAUGAGAUAAAUUAAUGCCCAAAUCAGAUUUUAAGCACAAUGCCCGCUUUGUCGAACACUCAGCGUCGCAUGUGCCUCACAUGUCCUGAUCAGUGCGAGCAGACUGUUGUGGCCAGUGGGGUAACAUAAGGCUGCUAAAACGCUGGAAAAGCAGUGUGAAUCAUGGGAAAUGUUUCCAGUGUAGGGCUGAUUCAUCUGAGAUGUGUUAGGAAAAGCCUGAGGUUUCCACUCCAACAUCUGGAGCCAGCUUUGGUCAGUUAGUAAGAAGCCAAAACUGGAGGCUUUAAUCAAAUUGUCCCUCUGCUUCUCUUGCCUAAUAUAGACAAAAACAACCGGGCUGAGAGAAAGGGACUGUACCGCAAUUAGCCAACAUUUGAAGAAUGCUUAGUGUUAGAUCCGAUGUAGAUCUGGAAACGGGGACUGUUAGCAAUCAGAUUUGUUUAAUGUUUGUUCUCUCAGCGACCCUCUAACUCCUGAUGAUGUCUGGGAAUCUUUUAAGUCAAGAAACUACGCCACAGUAGCUGCUCAAGACACCAAUUUAUAUAUUGUUCAUAUUCAUGCACGGCUUGACACUUUUUUCACAAGGAGCGCAUGUGCUCCGAAGUUGAGAAAGUAAGGAGUACAAAAAGAACUUUAGGGGAACAAUGAAAACUGAUCAAAUAAUGUGAGUCUUAUUGGUAGACAUAGGUACUAUUAUUUGAAAUCAAUUUUAGGUCUUUUGGUCACGUGACAUGGAAGCUAUUGAAGGAACUGUUCAAAAGUUGCCUUUAAAUUUAACACAAAAUGUUUUAGAGGGACAAAUUAGAGAAAAAAAGAGGUGUGUCUUAAUGUCCGACCUCAGUACUAUUAUUCAAAAUCAAUUCUAGGUCGACUGGUCAAGCAACAUGGAGGCUAUUGAAGGAAAACAGCCUUUUCUGAGAACAUCAACCGGUAAUUUAUUGACGGUCCCUUAUUCAACAUCCGACAUUGAUAGCUAGGGUGCCGAGUAGAUUUAACCACGCUACUGUUGCAAUUCCCAGUUAUGGAGAGUGAGAAGACACCAGUAGAUCCACAGUGAAUGUCUGUCGGAUAUCCAACCUAAAACUAACUUCACUGCAGUAUUUACAUGAAAAAACAUUUGUGGCCUCAGCUGAUUUUUUUACGCGCACGAGCCCCUAAAUUCAUUUCACAAUUCGCACACAUCUAUUUUUUAGUCCCAAAUGUGAGUGAAACGGUCACACUGUCGAGCCCUGUCAUGUGUUGUAUAUUUCAGUUCAGAUGCCUUAAAUAUCAUUCUGCAUAUCUCUACCCCUUUGAGACUCCAGCAUGCUAUUCUGACAAGUCCAGCAGGGACAGUACUUCACACGUGAAUGUGACUCACUAUUUUAAACACAGAGAAAUCCAGUGUGAGUGCGGGGACUCCCUCCAUCCCAGAGGGUCUAUGACUCACAAGCACAAGGCCACGGUGGUUAAUCAUGAGACAUCAGACUCCAAACUAAUGGUUCUUGUGCUUAUAAUUAGUCCAGCACCCCGAGGAGUGAUUAGCCUUUUGCUCUAAGAAGUGGGGACUUAGCUUUAGCUGCGAGGUGCUGGUGAUAGACGCAAGAUGUUUUUUUGGACAGGGUGAGUGUGAAACAGUUGUGACAGUCAAACAGAGUUAAAAGACGACGGUUUUAUCACCUAAAGCUGUUUACUCUUGUUGCUAGACAGCUUUUUACACUGACAGCUGUAUAUUUUAGUCACAAGCCUUUAAAAAGUGUGGACUUUUUUAGAGCUACAGCCAUGCUAGCAGCUCCGUCAGACUGUAUUAUUUGCAGUGCUCCACGCUAAAGGCUAACGACAAACACAAGAGUGAUUAAACAGCUAAUAUCUGUCAGUCUGCUGUGUGAGUCUAGUCCACUGUGGAUUUUAGUGGCAUCAAGGGUCUUUGACGUGCCAAAUAUGUGUUUUGGUGAGCUGAAGGGGUGUUGCGUCAGUCUUGCGUCCCUGCUAGCUGUAUCUCUUCUGUGCACACCCUGACUGCACGAGCACCCACUGAGGCGUCAUUGUGGCCCUGCAUCUCACAUGAGGAGAUGAGGCACGUGGUCCAUAUUAAUAUACAGUCACUGACCCAAACUCAUAGUUCAUGUGCUUAUAAUUAGUCUCUGCUAAAAGGGAAGAGGAGUUAAGUUGAGCUGUUGAUAGAAACUGGAGUUUUGCAGACAAGUUUGACACCUAAAGGGUAACUUCCCAAAGGCAUGCGCCUUAAUGGUUUCCUUUUAUUCCAUCGGGAUGAUUUUGACUGAUGUAAAAUAUAUGCAAUCACCCCAUUUCAUGUCCAAAGUGUGUUCUCUGUUCUAUCAUUUCCACACCACGGCGGCAGCGGGAGGCUGCAUUUAGGAGUGUCACUUUUCACAGCAUGCUGACAUGAAGUCAGAUCAGCGCCAGCAACCAUCCUGUUGAAAAUCUUCAUCAGCAGCGCCGAGGGACCGUGAAGUGUUCUGUGUAAUUUGACGCCAGACGGCCUCAUUAGAGUCAGAGUUCAGACAGAACCAAGGGGGCUGGGGAUAGCACCAGGCCUGGGAUCAGGCAGAUGACAGUCUGGAAUAGCUUGCGCUAGAUAAAUAUAGCCAGACGGGACAACCAACAAAGGAGCAUGUUGCUUCACACGGGGUUGUCGAAAGAGGGUCUAGGGUGGGGUUUGUGUGUGUGCGCUGAGGUUCACACAGAUCCCAGUGUUAGACGGCCGGAGCAAAUGUCGUCAUCCCCCCCUGCUUAUGAGGGCUUAAAAUAACCAGAGGAAAUGAUGUGUCCCAUGAAGUUUGGUUUGACUAACUGUGGGCCGUCUGCAGAAGCAUGAAGCCGAGAACAGCUGCACAGCGGAGCGGAGGAACACGUCACAGGUCUGCAGGGUCAGACAGCCAAGCCUGUUGUGCAAUCAUGAGUUAAAUCUUUCAGAAGCUAGAAAGUUCUGAUUCAUAAACUACUGUAGAAAGAGAAAAUGCACUCAAAUCAUGCUAUCUAGAUACCAGUUAUAUCAGCCAUGAUCGUAGAAUUUAACCUUUACACGUGUAAAUUUGGGGAUUUAACUUUUCAAUCAAUAAAACAAACACAGUCAAAGUGGCAGCAACCAUUGGUUUCUGGAGGGAAACGAGCAUUGUGUCUUUAAAAUACACUUUGGUACCUUUUUUUUGGUCAUCUAUGAGGAAGUCUAGUCCGAUUCAAAUGCAAAAAAAAGAUGUAUUUUAUCAUGUUUUGGUUUUCAACCCAGGAGGGUCCUUUGGGGCUCAAAGGAGCAGACCGCUUAAAAUGAUCAAAGAAUGCUGGAAACACAGUGAGGAAGACGAGCGUAAACGUAAUCCUGCAUCAAAAGAAAACACCGUUAGACUAAUUAAAUCAUGCGGCAUGCUGAGAAGACUCCUCAAUUUGAGUCUACAAAUGGCCAGCAGAGGCAGUGAUCUAAGGGUGACCGUAUUCUGAAUCCCCAAAAAGAGGACACUACUACGCGGAGUGGAGUAGCAAAAACAACUGACUCCAGAAAGAGCUUCAUAGCUGCAUAAAAACGGCACAUUGUGGACUUGGUUGAAAGUAAUCACUAUCGUUACGAAGGAACACCAUACAAAUCCAUUUUCUCUGUGAAACGUCCUAAAAACUGAUUUUAUCUUAUGUAUCAGUGCAACUCAUAUUCUGGAUUUUACGGUAAGCUGUAGUUGUUAGGAUACUGUCAUGUGGAGACACUAACGGUUAAGGUCAAGAGUCUCAGCCGCAGAUCUGUAGAGAGGGCUGGGACAGGGAAACACAUUUGUAACAUCCAAGCUGGAAAAAAGUGUUGCUAAGGAGAUAAAACCAUUAAAGAUCUCCUUAAGUUUUAUAUAGGGAAAAAUUCAGAUGGGCGUCAGACCUGGGGAACAUUCCUAAUAGCUGCUGUGCAUUCAAACCAGCUUUAGCCUUGCUGUUUGCCUCAUUUGCCCUCCACUAGGAGACUGUAUUAAAUUCUUACAUAUAGUUUACAGCGCAAAGGGGAAAUUUAACAGGAGUUUAAUAGCUAAAGUCUUGGAAACUUACUUGUUCAAUGUGAGAAGAAGUAUGUUUUCCUCUUCUAUGUUUUUCUCCUUUUGAUUGUUCACAGAAAUCGGACAUAUGGCGACUGUUUUUGAGCUUUCGUGGCUUCGAGUGACCUCAUCUGAACUUUCUAUGCUUAUAACUCCACUGUAAAAGCAGUCAUUGGAAACUCCUGUUAUAAACAACACAGACAGUGUGUACUGUAUUUCAGAAGGACAACUGGUGGUUCUUCCUCUGAAGGAGACGAGAAGUGCUGUAAUACAAAGGUAUGAAGGAAUCUACUUUUCUUCUUACCUUAAAAAACAUACAAGUAAACACACACUGCUUCUACCUGGGCGUUGAGGGCAGACUGAAAACAUCCCUUUUCCACUGAAGAAAAAAAAAAACAUUACCUCACUUUCUGUUUUCAUGGCACGCCUCCAAGCACAUAUUUGCUUUUCCGGACAUUAUUCACAUCUUAUGAGUUUGAGGGAAACCAAGCUCAAAAAUGAUUACACGCUCGAUUAAACCAACAAACAAACGGAGAAGGUAAACAUUUCUUUAAACUACUCUUUCUUGUUGAGGAAGAACAAAGCAUAUGAGAAAUGAGGAAAAGGAAUCUGAAUCUUUAAUUGACAGCAGCAGCUGAGCGUCGUGAAGUCAACAACCAAUCAGCCAAACCAGAAGUAACGCAGAUUACAGGAGAGAGGAGAGCGUACCGGGAACGAGCUCUAUUUUUGUGGCCAAGUCUGCAUUUCUAAAGGACAGAGCUGUGCCAGACUGGGCCGCGGGGUUGAGCCACAAGGGAACGUAAAGAUGUGGAGCAGGGGAGCUGACCGUGUGUGACCCCGGAGCAUCCUGUCACUUUAUAGCCAGAGAGGCAUUCCCCAGCUUCUCUCCAGGACUCAUCUCGAUUGUAAAAGUGACCGCAGAGGAGACACUCGGGUUGUUUUAGACAUAGCUGAGUUUAGUUUAGAUUUAGAGACCUUAAUUGCGAUCCUCUCGGACUCAUUUUGUUUUUAUGGUCCUCCGAAGAGGGAAGUACAGUAGAUUUAAACUCCAUGCAGGCGUUGCCACCAUAACAGCGCUUCUAUUUCUUCUUUUAGAGCAAACCAAUGAUACACAUGACCCGCUGAGGUAUUUCAAUCUAACUGCAAUGUGGUCCAAUCCUUGUUUAAUAACCUCCAGAGGCUAUAAAGCUAAUUUGCAGUGUGAAAGAGCAUUUUGCUGCAAAUAAGGGUACCAAUAACCAUUGGAUGGCAAUUAGCUUAAGGGCAGCCUAAGGGGGAAAAAAGUGAACUUGCUUUUUCUGGUUGCCUGAUUUUCUAAUGCAUAUUAAUUUAUUAGAAAACCCAGCAAGCUGCCGGUGUUUGUUUGCCUUCUGUCUAUUGAAUGCAUAAACAGACCUUGUGGAUGCAUAAACAGACCUUGUAGAUUUAUGGAAAGGCGAAAUGUUCGAGUUAAAACAAAUGUGUUAUGUAACCAGAGGACCGUUUAGUCAGGGUUGAGUGGGGGAAAACUCUGGUGUGCAGAAUUUACUGUAAGUCCUGAAUACUUAAAAACAUUUCAGAUCCUUGAGGUGUUCAAACUACAACCUUAUUUCCAUUAGAGUGAAGAAGGUGUGCACAAUGUUAAUAAGGACAAACUUUGAUCGUUUGCAAUUCAGUGAAACACGAUUUAAUUGAUUUUAGUGCAAAGACUAUCAAAUAAAAUGACGCAACUGAAAAAAUUGCUUCACAAAAAAUAUAUGCUUAAUUUAAAUUAAAUGCCAGAAACUGUUUCAAAACAGUUUGGACAGGAUGGCUCUGUAGUGGGAAUCACUGCAUGGGUCUAAAACCACUGCCUAUGAGCACAGCUUGUCUCUGCAGGUUGAAACUGCACAACACAAAGAAAAUAAAACACAUUUAGAGGGUAAAAUUGGAUCAAAUUUAUGGAUUUUAUUACUUAAGGUUCCAUAUAUCUUGAAAACGUUAAGAGAAAUCUUCACAUAAAAGGGACAACAGAGACUCAUACUGGAUGACUGUGAUCCUCAGGCCAUUAGACAGGCAUUAUUUUGUAGUUGAAAUCACCACAUGGGCUAAAAAGAACACUGUCUAUAUAUGCAGUGGUCACUUGCUGCGUUCAAGUUACCUCAGAAGUCAGAUGUUGGAACUGAAAAUGAUGUCACACCUGAGUUACCAGUGUUUUAGUUACCAAGUAAGAAAAAAGCGAAAUUGGAGGCGGAAACAAGACGGUAGAUGUAGCCAUCUUGUUUCUGACUCCAAUUUUGUUUUUUUCCUGUGACGUCAUUUCCAGCUCCGACAUCUGACUUUCAAGGUAACUCGAACGCAGCAUAACAAACAAAAUUUGACAUUCUUUUUGGUAACCGCAUCCCUUUAAGGGAGGGACCACCUAGCUCGUUAUCACUGCACACUUAUAAAGCCAGCAUCCCUGAUGGUAUGGGGAUGCUCAAUUUAGCACUUCAUGGUUAGUUUGCACAUCUGGAGAGGCUUCAUUAAUGCUGAACAACAAACCGUUUUUGUGGCAACAUAUGCUGCCAUCUAGACACUGUGUUUUUCAAGGACAUAACACUGCAAAAAGAUGCCAGACUACAUUUUGCAUAUAUUAUGGCUCUGUAGUAGAAGAGUCCAAGAGCCCUAUUAAAAACAUCUGGUACUCAAUGACACAUUAACAUACCACAAGCGAGGCUCUGCAACAUUUCACUUUGAAAACUCCAGAGGCUGCUGUACUGAGUUGCAAAUCUACUCAAAUUCUGUUUUUAUGAACAUUUGACACAGCGUCCUGACUCUUAUAACUCCAGGUUUGUUUUACUCCGGCAGUUUUGAUGUACUUGGCCUUUGACCAGCUAAUGGAUUUGGCAUCAGGAGGAAGCAGGGGAGUAUAUUAACUCAAGAGGCGUUUUAGAGCAGACUAAGAAUAAAAGAGGCUCACACAAAUCACUAUCAUCAUUAUGAUUCUGAUGCUGUUAUUUCAUGGUUCAAUAGUUGCAUAAUGUUGCUUUAAGUUACUGGUUUCCAUCUGUGAAAGUCUUUACACCCAUAACAUUACCACCAUCUGCUCUUUCUACAUCAGCCGGUGAAUCCAGCUGAAAGCUAUGAUCCUUUAUUGAGUCGACUAAUUAGCCUGAGUUCAGUCUCAAAUGGGACAUGUAGGUGAAGAGGAGGAGACACUUUUAAUCAGGUCUAACUUAUGAGCCAGUGGAGACAUCAUGGAUGGGGAGGCACGUUUAGGGAGGGCGGGUCCACCGCUUGGCAAACACAGACUUCUACUCCACUUUAGCAGAGAGUGAAAGAAGGGUCAGCACUUUAAAAAUAGGAACGUGCGAUAACCAACGUUUGCAAGCAGACAUUAUCAAACCCAAUCAGUUUGUUUGGGGGGUUGCUCAGAGAGCUGAUAGUAGAGAAAUAGUCUGAUAUGAUCGAUCAUGGUGAGAGAAAUUUUAAAAAGAUAUGAAAAAGCAAACACAGAACUGUUUUCCUAUCUCUGCAGGAGUCAAGAUUGGCCCGCGGUAAUUUGCCAUAUUGUGUAUUUUGGUGGAAGUCUUAACACUAACUCUCCCAGCAGCUGUUAUUGCAGAGAGCUGGUAGUGUCAUCCAACAGGCAGCUACUUGCGAGCACAAAUAUUUUCCUGGCGACAGAAAGUGGAAACAAACUGAGUUCACCGUGUUGCCAAAUUGUCGAUGUCUUUUCCAGACAUGAUUGAACAUGUUUGUCGAGGUAAAGAGAACUGUCAUGUUGUCUUAGAGGUUGUCUAGGAAGCCCCACCGCUGUGCCAAUGCAUCCACUUUACUACUUUAACAGCAGUGUUUACGAUUGAAGCAAGCAAUUAUCUUACGCCAGUCAAAUAAUCAGCUUUCAAAUCAUGAUUGAAUGUGUUCAUUAUCAAGAAUCAGCCACAAUAAUCGAUCACUGAUUGGGUUUAAUGAGGAGGGUCUCCAUUAGAGGCUCACAGUCUAAACACAGACAGGCCUACUUCACAUCUGCCAGCAGCCUCCAGAAAACCGACAGUAUGUGCUUGUUAAAGACAUGAUGACAUUGCUGUAACCUCCACUUUCUCCUCUAAUGGGAACCCCUCAGUGCCUCUUAUAGGCGACUGGCUUUUUGAACAUACUCGGCUGAGCAGCCAGCUCUGCCUCGCCAAAAAUGUCUUCACAACAUUAUACUGGGAACACUCGCCCCCAGAUAUCACUUGACAAGAAGAGAAAGAAAGAGAGAGCCUGUUUUUAGCAUGACACUCAAGGUACCGCGCUAAGAGGUGAAAUUCAGUCCAUGUUGGAAAGAGUCUCCUGCCUCUGGAAAUUUGAAAUAGUGCAUUACAGACUGGGAAUGUUUAGUCAUUACCUGACAUCUGUCUUUGUGCAUGCAGGCCAGCAUUCCUGGGCCUGGAGUUUGGCUGAGUGGAUACAGUUUGGGGAGCUGAUGCAGGGAAUUUGCUCUGCUGUACCUUCAAGUGUGAAACGAAAUGUUAAACAGCUGCAUGGAAAUCUCGGCGAAGAUUGGAUUGAGUUUGUGGUACAUAACAUUGGAGCUGCUGUUUCUGACUCUCAGAUGAUGUCUUACUAGAAACUUUCAAAAAUAUUGAUUCAAUAUACUGAAACACUGUUCACACUCUGAGUACUCGAGCACAUCUACUGUCAGGCCUCAAGUUUCUGACUGUGCUUUUUUAUACUCUAUGUAACUGAAGUACAUUUCUGUUGCCGAUUGCCAAACCAAAAGUACAACCUAUUCUCUUGGGCAUUUCAUUAGCUCUUGAAAAUAAUGGAAAAACUCCUUUUGAGAUGCUUCUGGUGCCAUAAAGAAGGAAAAAUGGAAGGGGCCACAAGUUCUGUUACGAACUUUUCAAAACGCCAUAAUCUACACCAUACUUAUCAUCUCAUUUAGCUCCAAACCUCAAAAUUUAGCCCGAUGAUGGCUGUAGACAUCAUGGAGAAUCUACUGACCGGCCAAUCAGGGUAUAACAACCACUGCAGUUCACAAAUUAGGGGUGGGACUCACCAAGAUACGAUAUAAUGACGACACUUGGGCCACGAUACGAUAUUAUCACUAUACUUGGGCCACGAUACGAUAUUAUCACUAUACUUGGGCCAUGAUACGGUAUUAUCACGAUACUUUGGUCACGAUACGAUAUUAUCACGACACUUGGGUCACGACACGAUAUUAUCACGAUACUUGGGCCAUGAUACGAUAUUAUGACGAUACUUGGGCCAUGAUACGGUAUUAUCACGAUACUUUGGUCACGAUACGAUAUUAUCACGACACUUGGGUCACGACACGAUAUUAUCACGAUACUUGGGCCAUGAUACGAUAUUAUCACUAUACUUGGGCCAUGAUACGGUAUUAUCACGAUACUUGGCCCACGAUACGAUAUUAUCACUAUACUUGGGCUAUGAUACGGUAUUAUCACGAUACUUGGGCCAUGAUACGAUAUUAUCACUAUACUUGGGCCGCAAUACGAUAUUAUUACGAUACUUCGGCCACAACGAUAUUAUUGCAAUUUUAAACAUCUUGCAAUACAGUGAAUAUUGCAAUACAAUAAAUUGCGAUUUAUACAAUUUUUCAACUGUUUAGCUAAUUUAGCAUUUGUCUUUUCCUGUAUGUGUCAGGUCCAUCUCAUUUGGGCCCUGUUUGCAUUCCUAAUGUCUUUCCCCAGGUGCUGCUAUAUUUGUUGCACUAACUUUCUCCUGCUCUAUGAUGUUACCUCUGCUAACCUCACUGGACAAACAGUUGACUUUAUUUUUCCAUUAUCAUAGAUUUGACUUCACAUCGAUACUUGGUAAAUGUGACAUUACGUUAACCACCAGACAAUAUAUCGCAGUACUAUGCUGUAUCGAUUUUUUCUCCCACCCCUACCACAAAUACCGGCUUUAGCGGGGCUCAAGACUUCUUAUCUUUAUACUCAUCUGAACUCAGAGCCAGUUGUACAACGCCUACAUGCUGUCAAAUAUUCUAGUGGAGCCCAUUACACUGAUCUCAUACACCGUGACCCAAUAAUUAUCUUACAGCUUUAUUCCAAAGCAGGUGGUUUGAGACUCGUGUGUCGGGUUAUGUGAAGUUAAACCAUCAGUUGCAUUUAUUCAAACACCAAAAGGGUUUUACCUUGACCUCCUUAAGCUUUCUUUUAAUGCAGCUCAUAAACUAUUGAUGGUAGUCUGCCUGUGAACUCACAGCCGACUCCUGAAUCACGAUGCUGUAGAGUGAGGUCAUUUGGAAACAAAGUUAGUGGCCCCGAAACUGUCGGCCUGAGUGGAGAAAUGGAUGAGCACUGUAACCGGCUGGGUGUGGGAUUUAUGAAUGAGGCUGUAACUAUGAGCAGGUGGGUGGUGUUAGAUAUGAAAGACGGGGCUGUGGCUUCAAGAGUUCGAACCCUGGUCCCGCUGUCCACAUACCAAAGUGUCCUCGGGCAGGACACUUGAUCCCAACCUUUCCCUGCUGCUUGCCUCCAGCUGGAUGAUACUGGAGAUACUUAACACUGAUGGAAGGUUUACAUAACAGCUUCUGCCAUGAGUGUGUUGAUGUGGCGUAAAUGGGUGAUUUAUGACCUGUAAUGUAACAGCACUUUAGUCAGAGGACCAAAGAAAAGACUAUAUACAUGUUUGUGGUCCAGUUACCAUAGUAAUAGUAUUAUGACGUACUUCUCUGGAGAAAUCUGUACAAAAAGGGACAAUGCUAAAAGCUAGCACUGGAUGACAUGAACAUGACUUUGAGGACAGCGCUGCUUCACAAAACAGACAAGACUCUGUAGUGGAAAUCACUGUAUGGUCCUAAAAUCACCUGUGAACAGUUUGCCAUGUUCGUCCAUGUAGGGCAGCAUUGGCCAAAUGAUUUUAGCAUCUUCCCAUUUUACAGAGGCUAGAGUCCUCACCACAUCAGUCAGUGGUUAAACUCUACACCACAGCCAAUCACUACAUGUAGUCUCUCUUUAUACUCCUAACCUUUCUUGUGUUUUUCUUUUUGGUCAAAUAGCCUGAAAAAGUAGUUCCAAAAACAGUAUAAACUAUGCACAUGAUUCAGAAGGGCUGGAAACUUCUCAGACCUGAGCCCAUUAGCAACUGUCCUGUAGUCAUAAAAGUAAAAAUUUGACAAUCGUUAUCAUCACACAAUUCAAAAAGUAGCAUCCUUGUUAGAGUGGGGAUGCGUAAGAGCCAACAGCAUGAGUAGGCAGCAUUUGUGCUAAAUAAUCUACACACCAACAGAUGUAUCUAAACGUUGAUCCUCAUAUUUCAGAAAGACAAUGCCAGCUGUUUUUUUUUUAGCAUGGAUAACAAAAGCAUGGCUCUGCACUGGGAGAGUCCAAGUGUUUGACUGUUGAGUCAUUUUGCACAACAUGACCCAAAAAUGAUGUCAAAGAAGCGCUCAGACACACAAGCUGCUGAAAUCCUGCAUUAGGCAAAUAUUGGACUGAAUUUCACUGUCAAAACUCCAGAUACUGGUCUCCUUGGUUCCCUAAUAUUUGUUAGCGUGUUGCUAAAAGAAGAGGUGAUGCAACUCGAUGGAAAAUAUUCACUAGUCCCAACUUUAAGGGAAUGUGUUGCUCCAAACGGACAUAUUUCAGUUCAACAUUUGAUAUUUUGUCUUGGCCGAAUUUUCAAUUAAAUGUCUUUAGAUGAUUUGAAAACCAUCAAGUUCCGUUUUUAUGACCAUUUUACACAUGAUCCGGACUCUUAUUGAAUUACAGCUGUAAAUUUUGUUAAACCACUGAACCUCGGGAGCACUAGACUGUAUUUGCACAUGGUGUGAGGAGGAUACUGUGGUGGUGUAGAGUUGGAUGUUUUAUUGCCAAAUUCAACAGGACUGGCUGUGCACGGCCCGGCUCCACCCUGCCUCGCCCUCCUCGGUCAGCUUUCCACCUCACAAGCGCCACACACCAAGAAAGGAUGAGAAAAAUGUGAAUUCGGGGACUUCUUUCUUUUUUUACAUGCAUUUAAAUGACUACAACGUAUAAUGAUUAAAAUCACACUAAAAGUGACAAAUCUGGUCGUUUACGCUGGCUGGAGUGCAGUUUUGUAGAUUCAAGAAGCAGAAAGAGGCUGGAUUCAUAAAAAAGAGGAAAUGUACCUCAUAUUUCCUGCUCUGGUAUUUUUAUUUCUUCAGUCCAUCCUGGUCCAAACUCUAUAAUUUCAUGGAUUCAUCCCCUAAACUCACAGGAAGUUAUCCAAGAGACAUUACAUAACCAUGUCUGAAUCGGGAUUCCUCCGAGUACAGUUGAUUCAGUGUGCAGAAGAGCACUCUUAUUUCAAUUAUCCAUAAUAGUGAAUGCUCAUCUGUAAUGUCCAGCAGCAUAUACACAUUGGACAGUAAUAAUAAACACAUGAAAGAUAUGCAUGGGAACGCUGGUCACCUCAUUUGACUUUACUGAGGCGUGACAUGAUCUACGGCAUCCUGCAGGACCAAGAGGCUCGACAACAAAUGGACUGUUGUAUCCCUGCAGUGUUCAACUGCUGGCUUGGAAGUCUCGCAGCUAAGUAUGUUUAUGACAUUCAUGCAUUCCGUACUUUGCACAGCGCUGUUAUUUCCACGGGCCUUAUUCUUGGUGAACUGAGCGCAUCUGUACAGCGUCUGAAUGCCAGCUGGAUGGUAUCGGGCGCCUUUGGCAGGAUUAUGGAGAAUCAGUGCGUUUCAGAGCGGCAUUUAGCUGUCAGAUGUAUACGAGCUUCAUUUGGCCCGUGGAUUUCAAUCCCUCAACCUCAUUUAAAUUCUAAUAAACAACUAUGAAUUUAUUCAUAACUGAGGGCCACGACUCAUUUACAUCAUUUUCACAGGACCCGUGUCAUGAAUUUUCAGGAGUAACAUAUGCUGUGUUACACACAUACAUACAAUAUAUGCCCCAUUAUAUCACCCAGAAACUAACAGUUGAGACUUGGCUUUCAGAAGCAUGUGCAAGAGCAAUGCACCGAGACCUCCGAGUGAACUGUAUUAAAAUCUUUAAUAUGUUCUUUCCAGCAUGGAUGUUGUGUGAUGUAGCAGGUCUGCGUACGCUCUCCGGGAGCCUUUCUUCACAGCAGGCGCGCGGUUGAAACAACGGCUCAGUGUUUGUUCCUGACAGCUGCUGUUCGGUACAUCAAAGGCUUGACAUUUUAUGCAUACGAUGUCAAUUUAAAGACCAAAAAAGGCUUUCAGUGGGUUUUCUGCCGUUGCUUGGCAACAGAAAACAGCGUCAGUGUCUCUUAGAGGUAACCCAGAGUAAAACUAGAGGUGGUACAUGCACAAAGGUGUCUUUCUGAUGGUCUGACCAUGCAGCACAUUUCUUCACUAUUCAGCGUGUCGAUGUAAAUCCACUCUCCCGGCUUGUGUGUUUGCCAGAAGUUAACUGCAGUUUCUCAUUGAACAUGACUGUUGCGGUUUAGCGCCGCCACAUCAGAUAAGUGAAGCGGUUAAAAAUAAAACACAUUAUUAAGGUCUGACAGAUCGGCCGCCGUGCCGAAAGUGACGCUGUUGAAAAACAAGACCAACGCCCUGACACUACGCAGAGGCUGUCUGGUGUAAUAGUGGAUGUGGAUGAACUCUUUUCAACCGAAAAUACAUCUUUUGCUCCUCAGCAGAAAGUCCCCUCUUCAAACAGGGUACAUUGCGUACUUUUCGUCUCUUUGACUCUUUCUUUCCAUUUGUCCUUUCCUUCAGAGCGCUCGGUUAAGUGUCGGUUGGAGCGGAUUUUUGAGGACACAAAGGCUUCUUUUACAGUAGCCAUAUGAAAAUAACUUUUUGUGCCAUUUGUUUGCUUUGCUUUUUUUUUUUUCUCUCUUUUUUGGUGGGAGGCGGUUUCCUCCACAGCCAGUGAGGGAUGGCUCCUCCCUCUCUCCCCCCCUCAACCCUGUAGCUUAUAAAUGUUUUAAAAAAGAACCGUCUUCUCCCUGAUCCAAAACCACCUCAAAAGCGCAGUAAAAACGAAGCAAACACAUUCCAUGUCAUCACACAAUAACAGCGCUCGCAAGUUUGUGCGUUUGUCAACUAAAUCCAUAUGUUUGUGCAUUCAGCUCUGCGCUCCCCGGUGUGUUUGUCGCUCAUGUGGCAGAAACAUGGAUGUCAUGCUUUCCACAUGUCAGGUGUAAAAGUGAUGAGCACUUUAUAUGAGGACAUUUUCAACACUUAGCCACACUUGGCUUCACAUCCAAGCCAUCAGGCACAUUCACGCUGGGGAGCCACCAGUGUUAAACGUCUCUUGCUCAAAGGCACCUCAGCGGACCUCGUCAGUGUGAGGAAAUGACAUAAAUCAACCUCCAGCUCAUGUGGGGAUUCAAACUCGCCCCCUCCUCUUCAACCUUCAUGCCGCCAGCACAUGCAUAAGCUGUCUCCCGAUCAGGAUGUUUGCCAUCUGCAUGUGUGUGUGUUUGCGUGUGUGUGUUUCUGCCUUAGUGGAUUGAAAGGAGCGUGUCUGCGGCUCAUUGGGAGGAUUCCGCGAGAGCAGGAAGUGGAGAUCCUCAUGUGUUUAUGUGCGAGUUUUCAUGUGUGUGGCCAUCCGAGGCUUGAAGACAGAUGCAUGAGUCACACAUCUCGAGCUUCCCACGGUUUGUCGCUGCCAGAAGAUUCUUUUCAGUUGUUUUUUUUAAUCUGCGUUUGUGUCGUUUGUUGUUCUGUGAAUAACUUACACAUGGAAACUGUUUGCCAGAAGUGCGGUUAAAGCUCCUGUGAGAAUUUUCUUUAGCUUUUUAGUCAGUUUAAUGGUAUUCUACAGCUUUAUGUAGUAGGGCUGAGCGAUAAACUGAAAAUUUACCAAUACUGAAAUUUAGAACAAUAACCAACGUCAUUUUGCCCGUAUCAUUUUGCCUUUAAGACGCUGUCCUACAUCAGAGACGUGACUCCACCCCAUCCAGUCUGUAACAAAGAGGGAAAGAAAGGUGAGGAGAUGGAGGACGGUUCAGAAGUUGGAGCGGCAGUUGAAGUAGACAAAUUUAAUAUGGGAGGGGGUGAGCAGCUUGUGGAGUAGUUAUCGUCCAUUUAUCGUUAUCGAGGUGAACUGCUCAAAUAUCGUGAUAUUGAUUUGAGGCCAUUAUCGCCCAGCCCUAAUAUGUAGUCAAAAAAGGGUUGGUGCAGGGCGAGGCUCAGAGCCAGAUCAGGUUCGCUUCCCACCUGUAGUUCCUUUCCUACAUGACUCCUCUGUCACUUAGUAAGUUUUUUUUUUUUUUUUUUUUUUUAAACAGGUGCACUGUAAAACUCUCAGACCUUUGAUAUAGGUGCAGUAGAUGGGCGUGGCUUUAAGACUAAAUUUGCCACACCCACAAAUUUCCCAAAAACCAGCAAUCACCACCUUAAUUCAGAAAGAAGUGGUUUGACAUCCGUGGGCGUGGCUUUAAGACUCAAUUUGUCACGCCCACAAAUUUCCAGCUAUCACGCUAUUGUUAAUUCAGAAAGAAGCGGUUUGACACCUUUAUGCAUCAUGCACUCAAACAAAACAUUCUUAUAAACCUGCUUCUGUAAAACCAACAGGAAGUCUACCAUUUUUAAACAGGAAGUUGUAACAUAUGAAGGGCAUAACAGUCGAGCAAAAUCACCACAUUCAGUAAACGUGUCAAGUGGAGAAGUUAAAUGUAUGAAAUGGGUCUGGUAAAUAGGCGUGGCUCAAUAGCUUAGCAAGCCACGCCCAUCAUUUGAACUUGCCUCCAAUCACAUUCAGCCCAUUUAGAUGUGCUUUGUUGGGCUCGGGUCUCAUGCAGAGAUGCACAGUUCAGUUCAGCGUGAUUUUUGAGAGGAUCUUUAAUAAAGCCACAUGAAGUCUUUAACUAUCAUCAGGUCAGACCAAAUUUACUGUGCAGAUGACUUGAGAAUUACAACAAAGCGCUCCCUUUCAAGCUGCAUUAACACCACUACACUCAAAUAAAGAAAGACCGCCAACCGUCCAGGCCCAAUCCGGUACCACACCCCUCCUCAUGACUCAACGAAAGGAAAGAACAAGUCAUGCUGCUUUUACAAAACUGCUGAUCAAAUUUUAUUAUGUGUGCCUAAAAUAGCUGGACUGGUUUGCCUGAGAGAAACAGACGCAUACACAGCCAAGCUUUCUGAAAGCGAUUGCUUGUUAACCGUUAAUUACGCUGCCAUUGCUGAGCACUCGCGCAUUAUUCAAUUAACUCAAAUGUAAACUAUCUCUGCAGGUGGGCGCCAAAUAUUCAGGAAAGUGCAGCUCUUAAUUUUCAGCUGUUUCAUCUAAAUGGGAGCACAGAGCAGCAGUGGAUUUGCUGUAAUCUGAAAAUGGGAGAUGAUUUCAUUGACACGAAUAACUAUCAUGUCUGAGUGAGGCAGGAUUUCUCUCAGACCGGAGCUGAUGGCUUAUGUUUUCCAAUGUUUUCCCACAUCCAUAAACAGUAUAUAUUACGGGGUAUUUUUAACCGUAAUGGCUGUGUGUGCAAGAUUUCCAUUCAAAAAAAGGAGAGGGUUUUAAUUUGACAAAAAUCUAACCGUCUCAUGAUCCCUAAAACUCUGAGAAAAACUGCACCAACUGAACUUUUACAUCAUCAAACCGUCCAAAAGAGGAUCUCAGCCUUUUUGUCUUUUCAGUUCAACUUUUCCUUUUUUACAAAGUCUGGGUGAAGUUCAAAUGCAAGCGCUCAGUAGCUUACAAAUUGGUUCAAAGGGAUUGAGUCACUGGAAUCAAAGCGGGAAGACUGCACACCCCAAAAGAGAUAGAAAUGAUAUCACCCACACACAUGAUGGGAAGAAAUUGCUAAUGAGUCUUUAUGAAUGUCUGACCCUAAUAAGAGUAUAAUCGCGUUGGGAGCUGUGAAAUCAUGUGUUCACCCAUUAGCAAAAAGGAACACACUUCUCAGUCUCUCCGAUUAGUCCAAGAAGCUCCCAAAAGAGCCGUUAGCGUGCACGCUGGAGAAUGUAUUUAAAUCUGGAGGAAUUUUAAUUACACUGAAAUAGCUUUCAACUGGGUUAGCUUGUGUUGUUUGGAUGGUGAAUUAAUGGUUUUGUAAGCUGCUCUCACUUCAUCUGCAAACUCAAAGACGGGUAAACAAGCAGAAAACAUCCCAGGUUAUAUCUGGGACUUUUUUUGUUGGUUGGGAAACUCAUCCAACACGCCAUACUCGCAAAUCACAGGGCUAUACGUACAGGAAUCCGGUCUUUACUUAGCAAGAAUGAACAUCUGUUUCAGAUUUCAGCAGCCCCAGAAUAAGAGUCGAGUCUGCUGAUGAUCUGUUGAUGGACUUUAUGUUUCUGUUUUCCAAGCCUGUGUGUGUGUGACAGUGUGUGAAAUAUUGGAAUUUUAUUCACUGAAUUAAACAAAGAGGAGUUAGAAGAGAAAACUUUUCAUGUCUCUGCUCAUCAAAGCUCGCCAAUGUUGUGACAGAUGUAUUUUAUACAAUGAGGAAUCUCGGGUUUUUGCGUCGUUUGUUUUGAUAAUGUUUGAGACAAGCAGCAGAAGACCCUGGAUUUUUUUUACAGGGCGCAUGUUGCCAGCUUGACGGAUCAUGCAGAUUUGUAAAAUACUCAAAAAGCUGAUCCUCGGAUUUAUGAUUAUCAUAUCUGGCGGCGUGGAAUUUAAACUCCCUGUGAGGUAUGAGAUGCAAUGUAUGCAUGUUAAGACCAUGUGGCACAUUUCUUUGCACACAUAUUGACACUGUGGGGUUUGCUUACUUAGCCGGCAAGCACCAGUGAACACAUCUGCAGAUGGUUUGGGUUUAUACUGUAGGAGGCCUCCUGCCGCCCUCCCCCCCAUGUUUUACAGGUGAAAGUAUAUCAUCUUUGCUUUAAUGAGGCAAGGAGAGAACGGAAAAGUUUAAUCUUCCUCCCUCGAGGAGUCACGGAACUUCAUGCAUGAUAAUUCUCUUUUUGGAAAUACUUCAAGUAGUCUUACACGGCCAACAUUCGAGCAACAGCUAAUGAAUCACAAUGAACGUCUUAAAUACAGGUGUGCAAGGGGGAUUUUUGCAGGAGGUCAAAAGGGGAGCGAGUGUAACAGAGAAAAGCUGCCUGAAGCAAUGUAAGCCCCAAAAAUCUAACCUUGAAAAGGGAUUAGCACAAAUUUCCUGACUUUUUGGGUGUUUGGCGCCAUGAGUGAGAUUAAGGUUCUCAUCGCAGGCUGAAGGAGCUCUUCUCCAUCUGCUGGGAGAAGGCGCUCAAGUUUGUUUUAUCAUUUAAACUCUGAAAUGGUCCUUAAUACGCAGACUGUGAUUACGAAUGAGCCGAGGAAGAUAACAAGCUAUCAUAACCAAUUGACUGCUGAUUAAAGGAAAUCACUGUGAAAUCAGUGCAUUGUUUAAAGCUACAUUAGGCCUGUUGUUGCCGCAUUAAAACACCAAUGUCUUAUUAAAGCAGAGUGACUUUAAGUGGGGCUGCAACAGAGAGGAAUGACACAAUCACUCAAGUCAAUCAGAAGACGUUUCUCUCUCAAGAAAUCACAGUUGCACUCUGGCCGUCAUCUUUCAAUAGAGCAUACUUAAUUUUGGAGCUUCUACCAAUCGUCAUAAUUUUGUGUAUCGCUUCAAAUCAUGAGGUUCAAUUGUGAGAAACAGCAAGAAGCAAAAUUGAGCUUCAUUUUUUUCUUUCCCCGAGUUGGAGCUGCCAUCACAAACUCUGCAAGCCCUGAUAUCAUCUUAAUGAAACAGAAAUUGUCAGACUUGACAUCUUGAUACACACGAGGAGGCAUGAAAUUAGCAACUGGGCCAAUCACUUCUGGAGGUGGAAAAAAAGGAACGUGUUUUGAUUUCAGAGUUUCUGAAGAACAGUCCUCGUUUAUUUUCUGCUUUUUGAGAAAGUGAAUUAUUCAGCUGUGGUCGGUCAAACCUGAUAGAAAAACAGUAUCAGCAAACAGUAUCAAAAGAUCAAGAUGAACUAUUAGAUGAACUAAAUGAGGGUCCUAUGGUAAUACAAUCUGACCUCAGCUCCCCUUUUAUAUAAAGCACUCACCAUUCAAGGGAGUUCAGUCAUAUAUAACAAUUUUUGUGCACAUCCCACUGAAGGCAACGGCUGAAGUUCAGUGUGAUGUUCUCCGUGAAACAAUCACUUGUAUACGGAUUAAACAUCUUAUUUAAAAAGAAACAACAGUGAUGGACAUCAUAUCUCUCUAUGUCACAGGACAGCGAUUCAGGAGAUCUUCCACAGACAUCAGACUUCUUUAUCCUUCAAUGACUAGUGGAUGAGACAAUCCAGACAAACGAAAUCACCUUUGGGGGAUCAAUAAAGUUCUUGUACUGUAACUCUUAUUGUAACACUAAAUACAUUGUUAUCUGUAUGUUCAAGUUAGAAACUUUCACUGUAACUUGUGACACUGUAAGUCAAAAUGUGAACCCAGAAAGCGACAGUCUUCUUCUGACCGCUUCAAGGUGAUCCCAGGCAUAUGUAUCACCGUAUAAUUGACCUCUUUAACACGACAUGUGGUAACAGUGCCAAUGCCUGCUAAACGACAGCAUGUUAAGCACAUGGUUAUAAAACAGUCAAGGGGAAACGCAAAAGAAAGUAGAGGAAGGACAGGACGUUCGCUCCAGGGGGGACCAUUAACCGUACAUGAACCAUCAUUACAUACUAUUAUUCAUCCGCAGGGAGUCAGAGCAAAGUCUCCUUCAUCCAAUUCAUUUACAUAUUUAAAAUAUACACAAAUUUGCCUCAUGCUAGCAGCCUGCACUGUUUCACAUAGUUCUGUUUUCAUACUGCCCCCUCUUGGUUGCUUAAAAGAGUUGUGAGUUUGCAUUCCUGAUGUUCAAAAUUGGAGUGAGUUUUAAGAUUCGCUCUACACCAUCAUCAGAGGAAUUACAGUGGAUGUGUAAAAACCAAGGCCAGUAAAGACUGCAGUAAAAGGGUGAAGAUCUUUAUUAGCAACAGAAAGAUCUGUAGACUUAAAUGACAGCCCCGCAAUGAGCAAGUUCACUUUUUGUUCGAUCAAUACUUGAAUUAUCAGCCGUCUGGAUAGUUUAAAGCCCUCAGGGGUUAGUGUUCAUUUUUUUCGCAGCAAUUCAAACUUUACAAUGGUUUCCUCUUUCAAGCUCUGUUCUGUUUUCAGCUAAAAGGUUUUGUGAAGGCAAACAUUGAUUUUAGUUCUGGGCUUUGUUUUAGCCUUCAGUCAACACAGUGACUCCGUCUCAACAGAGACUUUGCCUCUAGCAGUGAAUAAAAAACACAUCCCUCACUUUCCCCGCCGCCAUCGCUCAGUUACUCGCCCCUGCAGAUGAUCCCUCUCUCACUCUCCUUCUCACUGAAGCUGUCUUUGGACGCUACUUUUUCAACCCCUGGAUUCAUCAGUCUGGCAGCCUUGUCAAUAUCUGACACAUAAAGUGGGCCAAAAAAGCCAUUUAUGACCCUGAUAAGAUGAACAAAUCUGUUCAUAAAUCUUAAUAUAGUCAAGGAGCUGUCAGCAUUGUAUGUAAAACUAUGUGGGCAUUAUGCAGAAAACCUGUUCAGAGCCAUCUGUGCCUAUAACAUGUCUCAUACCAUCAAAUUACUCACCCAUGUGUGGCGCUUUCAUCAGUACACGUAAUUGUGCUGUGUCGAGGUCAAAGAUUUGUCAACCUGAUGAUGGAUGAAAGGCUCACAGGAGGAGCUGAUUAGGAUUUGCGGUGCAGUGUAUACAAAUCUGAAGAACAUGUGCUCCAAACACAAGCAAGGUACAUAUUAAUGAUUGCUAGGAUGAGUACAGCUCUUAUGUAUUCAGGUAUGGUUGUUGUCAGGUGGGAAAUCAUCUUAAGAUUCAUGGAUUAUGUUGGAAAUAUCACUUUACUUGAUCAAAUCUGUGGCAGCUUCAUUAAGGAGACAUGAUAAAGCCCUGAACCCAAAGUCAGAAACUUAAUGAGAGGAUAUUUCUUACCAAAACGCCACUCUGAAGCCAUGAUCUUUACAUUUUUGGGCCCAUCAUUAAAGAUAAAUGCCUUAGUCAGUUGGCUGAUCAAUAUUAUUCAGCUUGUGUAAUAAAAAAAGCAGCAAUAUACAUCUCAGAAACCUCAAAAACUCCUCACAGAAGCUUUAAAUGUACCGUACUUUUACCAAUGUAGGCCAACAUAUGUCAUAUGUUGUGCCUGUGCUGUAGCACCGCCACCCGCCAUCAGCUCCAGUCUGGCUUCAGCCAUAACUCUACAAAUCAAACAAGCACAGAAUCUGCAAGCAGGACUAAUGGGGCACAUACAAGCGCAAGUAAAAUCAUCAACUCACCUAAUUUGCGCGAAUGAAUAGUAUUUACUCGCUUCAUUCGCGCAUCAAUGGUAAUUUUAACGGUAAUCCCUGCCAAUUCAGCCGGCAGAAUCAAGUGAUAGACAAAGGUUUUUUACAAUUUACCAGGUAAUCCGACCUCCUCACUCACUCGCCUCCAGACGAGCUCCUUUUCAUUCCGGUUUUGGGCAUUGAAAGAAAAGGUAUCAUAUAAUUUGGGGCACCCACACAGUGACACGAUCAGUUUGUCCUCCAUUUUAGAUACCAGUGAACAACUAUCCGUUUUCAUACACCACCCAGCAACUUUCAUGUUGAUUGCUUAUCGCGACACAAAUAUCCACUCAAGUUGAGACAUCUUCAGCUCCCGCCCAGUUCGCAUUAUCCCUGCCACCAAAGUAGUACAAGCAUCUAAUCGCAUAUUUGCAUUGACUUAACAUUUUACUCACGCUUGGUGUGUGGAGACAGUAACGGCUGGUUGUGCUAGUUCUGUAGUUUUCUACUUCUAGACUAACCGACUACUUGGGAUUGAAUUUUUUAGUCCAACAACUAUGAAAUUAGUUGCUUCAAAACAGCCUUACUUAAGCCCAAAGUCAGCAGUCACAGACAGUUAGCCCUCGUAUGCAAUCUUUGCUUAAUUGAGACAGAUAUUUCAUGACAUCCCCAUUAGCUACAAUACAGCAGUUUCACUUUAAGGCCUCCAUAGGAUCAUCCAGUAUUUGAGAAGCAGUCAGUCUCCAUUAAUAGCUGCGCUGCUCCUCUCUCAUCCCUAAAGUGGGCGGUGCAGAUUGAGAGGGAGUUGGAUUUCUCCACAGUCGUCUGUAAUGCAUACGUUUUUUUUUUUUUUCCUCCAAACACAGCGAUGAACAUUUGAAGCAGCCGCGCACAUUUGGGGGUUCCACAAAGAAGGCUUAAGAGCCACUUCUCUCCGAUGAAAUGAAGAAAUAACACCUUAAUCAGUCAGAGGCAAUGAGGUGCAUUACUCGUAAUUACAUCUGUUGGAUACAUGCAGAAGUUGUUAGAACAACAGCCCAUUUUAGCUCCCUGCUCUUGUUAUCAUCUAAAUGCAAAUGGGAUGCAAUAAGGACCUUGUCUCUCUAUAUGCCGAACUUCUGUGCCAACUUACAGGAACAGCAAGAAGAAAACAAGCUCUCUGAUGUGCUUCCCAAUUUUCCCCGCACUCGCUCUUUGUAUUUUUUCCUUUAGACUCCCAGAAGCAUGCUUCCAAGUUUCUCCAGGUCUUCGUCAUCAUACUCCGUUCUCUCUGAACAUUUUGUCUUUCUAAAUUUUUCUGAACUUUUUUUCUUUGUGUGUUUUCUGUCUUUGAGGCAUCCCUGCAGUUCAGAGAGCUGUGAUGAGCUCAAACACGUGGUACUGGAGCUUCAGAAGUGACUCGUGACAUUAUCACAUGUCACCCAUCCUCACAGGGAUGUGGCACAUAAAACCAAGCUGACUGUGUUCCCCGGAAUAAAACAACAUUGUUUUUUUCGAUCAAAGGCUUCAGGCGGUUUAUGUUUACACUUGUCUGAUAAAUGACAUUUGUGAACCUGCAAAACAUGACAGUCAUUCCACAAGCAAAGAGGCACAAAUACACUAGAAACGAGAUUCAUAGCUUCAGUAUUCAAGAUUGAAGGACAUUGUUGUAAUAUGAAUAAUCUCACUUCUUCUCUGUCCUCUAACAGAUGCUUUCUCAUUAGAGUUAUAUACUUAAUGAGGAGCCAUGUAAGAAUACGGUUUGUGAGAUCCGGUAUCUGCCCUUUCUUUUUAAAUCACAGGAGUUACAGCAAUGAUAGUCCAGGCAAAGCCAAAGAAGAGCCUCCCCACCCUGCUUUUAGCUUGAACUCCUCUGACUGGAACUGAUCAUUCUGUCUCAAAUGUUGCGUGAAUUAAGGGCCUCCACCUGAAGUGAUAACUGGUAACUUAGGAUGUGUGCAUUUAGUCGACUGACGGUAAUUUACUGUUGUCAAUGUGAUUCAAGUUUAUAUCAUUAAAGGCCAAAAAUAACUGGUUAUAUGUUGUUUUCAUUGUAGCACAGCCACCCAAUACUAGACAUGGGUGUAGCACUGGUUUAAGACUGCUGCCAUAGCACUAUAAUGCUCUAAUACCUGGAUGUAAACAAUCACAGCUGACAGGUGGGAUUUUGUAACAUGGUUCGGCAGUAUUUGAUCCAGUAAACUUGUAGUAAUUAGGGGUGGGAAUCAUUAGUAGCCCCACGAUACAAUAUUAUCAAGAUACUUGUGCCAAGAUACAAUAUUAUCACAAUACUUGCGUCACGAUACGAUAUUAUUUCGAUUUCUAACAUUGUGCAAUACGUUGAGUAUUGCGAUAUAAUAUAUUGCAAUUUAUACAAUCUACGAAAGUAUUUUUAGCGCUUGUUAUUUUAGUUAUUUUAAGUUAUUUUAUCAUCCCCUUUCGUAGUUGUAGCCAUCUUGUUUCUGAAACGCUGGUUACUUGGGUGUGACGUCAUUCCCAGCUCAGACAUCUGACCUCUGAGGUAACUCGAACGCAGCAUUAGGCUUCCAAGGAGGACUAAAGACUGGUGAUGCUGGCCCUACAAAGAUUAGCCACACUCUGUAAACCAAUAUAGCACGGUUUACCCACAGACUCGGGGGAGCCUGGUGUUGACAGACUAGUUCCCUUUGGUGAAGGAGUGUAGGUCUACCCAAUUCAUUUCCUUUCCCUGUAGACAUUAACAAUGAUUGUAUCCAGAAUAACCGGUAACACAGACUUGCAACCAAUCAAUUAUAACCAAGAAACCUGAUUCAUAAUACAAGGCAGGCCAAUUUUAAAAACAGUAAAUGACUCUAGUUUUGGCAGAAAUCAAUUAUCUGGUGAAGAGGAAAUCACAGACUGUUGUUUUGGUAACUCUGGCAUUAGGAAAGAGUUCAUCUUUUUUAAUUACUAAGGACACGGUUGGAGCAGCCCUCACAGAAGACAUGGUUUCCCUUCCUCUGUUGCUACAUCUCCACACAGUGCAGAUGCCAAAGGGCGUGAGUUACGCUCUGUAAACAUUGGUUUGUGUUCGAGGACGCACGUUGCCACGACAUCGCUCCAGAACCUCAGAGUGACCACUGAAUGAUUUGACAGGGACGCAGAGUUUGUUUCCCCACGAUUGGCAAUUUUGCAACCACAUGUUCAAGCCAUUACCACAGAUGUAGCACAAACGGUAAAGUCCUGCAAGAACAGUGUUUGCAUUGAGCGUGUAUUCUAUGUCGAAGGCUCAUAUGCCAUGUGUGGGAGGGGGAUGACUUCACCAGGCAGAUGGCACAGUGUGUUUUUAGACUGUGCAAAUUAAGACAUGAAAAAGAAGCUGACUGGAGAGCUUUGGUUUUAACCGUAGAACCAGCUGGAUAAAUCUGAGAAUGCUUCAUACUCCAUCACUACUACUGCUGAGGAGCUCCUGAGCAGAGAGCUUACUUCACAUGACAUUGUUAGCUUCCAGGUGUGUGUGGUUGUGUGUAACUAUGUGGAGCAGGGCGUUCCUGGAAAAAGGCAUUCACACUCUGUGAAUAUCCUCUAUUUAAAGAAAGGUUAAAUAAACAAAGGACUCAUUCAGGUUGGACCAAACGUCCACUUGUGCCUUUUUAAAUAAUCAUCGCUCUUCUGACCGUUAUGGGUUGAGUCAGAUUCGUCUCUUAUAAUUCAAAUGCCACUUCCAGAAAAAAAAAAAAGAGCCAAUAUCCAAUUAAAACAAAGCUCCAAAACAUCUUUGGUUACUCUCUAAAACUCAACAAACUGCAUGAAUGAUCAGGGGAAAUAUACAUUUCGCUAUAAAGGCGACUGUUUAUGGUACAGAUCUCUAGAGGGGUAUUCCUGAUGUACCCACCACCAUCAUUUUCCACUCAAAUCAGUGCCCUUUGAGUCAAAGUUAAACCACAAAUAUGAAACAAAAGUGGAAGAAUAGUGGAAAAUUGGAUGUGUAAGUUGAAGUUGGAACACUAGAGCACUGUUUAAGUUUUUCCUCAAAGGUUCCCGGGCUUUCCAUGUCAUUGCCUGUUUAUUUUGGGUUGUAUGCAGUGGACAGACGUAGAUUGAACGAACAGGAGAGGGGCGGGAAAAAGAGACGGCGGUUUUGGAGUGUGCCCCUUUCUCCUCCAGAUUGAGAAUCGAGCAGUUGCAGGAAGAAAAGUGGCUGGAUGUGCUGGGUGGAGCAGGGCGGGCCUCCUCCACAGUAGCCUAGUGGAAAACAGUUGUGUGAAUGGCGGGAGACCGUGGGCUGACUCAGCCAGCCCGCCACGCAGGAAUGACUGUUAGGGUUGUGAGACGUCUAACUCAUGAUGGAGAGAGUGAGAGAGCGUGUGCAUGCGUGUGCUCAUAGUCUCUAAUAUCUUCACGGGUGACUGUGGGUGUUUAUGUUUGCACCACGUACUUCAGUCCUUGGGCGUGUGCACUGGAACGGUUUAGAGGUUGAUGGAAGGGUUUUGAGAGCGAGCAUCUGGAUAAAGCAUUUAUCUGGACCUAAAUUCAGCAGAGUUAGACCAGAAAGAGAGAGGUGUCCCUGGGGUUUGAGGGGGGGAAGGGGAGAGAUGUUGUCUGCGGGGAGAGUCUAGUCUGAGCUAGAGAGGGUCAGUCUGCUGGCGUGUGCCUUCAGCUGGUUCUCAUUAUGGGGCUAAUGUGACGCUCUGAUCUCAAACACACACUGACUUUGCAGAGCCAGGUUAAAGCCGGAUAUGGGUUUUUGGGAGGCCCCUUUCGCUGCAGCUUCUGUAUCACAGUUUCCCUUCUUGUAGUGCAGCAAGGUUGGGGGCCUCGUUUAUAGAAAGGCCUCACUAUCAAAUGUGGUCAAGGGAAAGUGUGCAGCUGGACGUUAGAACUGAUGUGACCAGUGGACCUUUGGGUAUAGUACUUCUGUGAAGGGUAAAAUCACCUCUUAUAAAUCUAUGAAGUACAGAAAUUGAACUUGGCGUUUAAUAGAUGGAGUGCCCAUCAGUAUAAGCCGAUACCAGUCAUCUGCAUUCACACAUCAUUAGCUUCGCCAUAGGGUGCAAUUGAAGGACUCUUACCGUCUCCACACACCAAGCCCCGAGUAAAAUCAUUCGCACAAAUUAAUUACAUGCUAAGUCAAUGCAAAGACGCAAUUAGAUGCUCCGAGUACUCUAGAGCUGAAAAUGUCUCAACUUAAGUGGAAAUUGGCGUUGCGAUAACUAAUCAGCAAGAAGGUUGUCGGGUGGCGUAUGAAAACAGAUGGUUGUUCACUGGUAUCUAAAAUGGAGGGCAAACUGAUUGUGUCAGUGUGUGGAUGCCUUUUCUUUCAAUUACCGAAACUGGAAUAAAAAGGAGUUCGCCUGGAGGCAAGUGAGUGAAGAGGUCGGCUUACCUGGUAAAUUGUAACAAACCUUUGUCUAUCACUUGAUCCUGCAGGUUGAAUUGGCAGGUAUCAACAUUGAAAUUGACGCGUGAAUGAAAUGAGUAAAAACCAUUCAUUCACAUGUCUAGAUUCACACGAAUUAAGUGAGUAGAUGAUUUUACUCACGCUUGGUGUGAUUUCUAAAGACAACAUUAUGAAAUGUACAAGGUAGUUAAGGUAUCUCAUAUCACUGCAUAGAGUUUAAGCCAAAGCUUAUUAAACAAGACUUCUCAGGCUGAGACGUCCCUGUCAGAUGGUGAUUGCAGACAUUCAUAUUUGUUAACAUGGGACUGACAAAGAGCUAAAGCGAGGGGCCUUGUAGAGUACUUAUGCAAAACUACAUAAAAGUUUCGUUAAAGUCAAACUUAAAUAUCCCAUAUGGCUUGCACUAAAAUAUUUGGUUGCAGCUGAGAUGAACAUGAAAUCUACAGUCCAAAUGCUCCAGCAUUGUUGAUACAUAGGACCCUAAUGGGAAGUAUAUCCAAAAAUGGACAAAGAGCAAGAGAAAAGAAAGAGAGACUCUGCAAAUUUAUGAGAUAUGUCUGGGAACUAUUUGGAGCCCAUACAGCAGACUUGUCCAACUUAAACACUGUCUCUAUGAAGUGUUCCCCCGAUCAAGACCCCAGCCGAGCGAGGUUUCUCAGGGUCCAGGACCUAAAUCUCUCCCCCCCUGUGCUGACGCUAAAGUGGAAUGAUUUAUGACAGUGAGCUGCUACUCAGCAAAGUGUUUUCCAGCCCACUGAAAAGCCAAUGUCACGCUGAUAAUUAGCGGUGGAGUGACUGAUGCCUGCACUCGUUCUCAUAACUGCAGCCAUAAGGGCACUCUGAGCGAGGGCUGAAUGGAGCUAUUGAUAUGUCAGAAAUGACUGUUGACGGUGAAUGAGUCAGACUCUGAGAGAAUUAGAAUGAGAGCCAGCACGGAGGCAUACCUUUGUAAUACAGCCCCAAAAAGUGAUGGUGGUGAAUCGUGAGAUAAAACCAGAGUGCUAUCAAGUGCUCUCUGCUCAUUCAUAGUCAGGGAUGUGACAGUUUUAACAACCCCUUAGAUGCUUUAAAUAGUGUGUGAGAGCAUACCAGCCAAAUGUCGGAUGGAAACAUUCAAACCCGCUGAAUAACAGGAAGAAACCUCAACAGUGCACUAUGCUGACAUUAAGUGAAGUACCAGGAAUCAUAGAGAGUUGUUUGAGUCACGGCAUAGAGUCCAAAUCAAGAAUGUGACUGCUUACGUCAAAGCUGGAAAACCCCAAACUCAGAGCUACAGAGUCAACCAGAAAGAGAGCCUCGCUGAUUUGGUGGAUACAUUCACCAACCUUUGUGGCAAGAGUUCGAUUUAAGGAUCAGAGGUAAUGUCACGUCUAUGCCGAAUAUGGAGCUGCAGCCUGAAAGCAGCUAGCUUAGCUUACUCCCUUUGAUUACGGUUGAAAAAAUAUGCAAUCUCCAGCAGGCAAUUUGUCUUCAACCUGAUUCCCUCUGAUUUUGAUUACAACUGUUUACAUUAUUGCUAUACACAAAGUGAUCCGGUUGAGACUUGCUUGUAUAGCCACCAAGUGUUUAAACAGAACAAAACCAUUCUGACAUGCUUGCAGUUGGUCUAUCGGUUAAAUAUGCCAAAAACAACAGAAGAAACACUUCCUUUUCCCAGUUCACCCUGUUCGUAACCAACAUUGCAGUGACUAUGCCAUUGUACAUGAUGUGUACGCACUUCCAUCGCUGCACGGAUCCACAUACCUGCCACACUAAAUGCCUGAACAGGGAGAACACACCUAUCCUUGCAGGUAGAGCAGCAGCAAAGACCAUCAGGGUUCAGAACAGAGGUGUCAGAGAACACUGGUGUCAUAUGAACAGGAUAAGAAGGUGGAUGUGGGUUUCAAAUCAUCUAUUUCAACUCUAGCCAGUUGGAUGUUUAAGAGAUAACUUUUUGAGAUGUUGACUGAAAUGGCCUGGCAUUAGGACAGAUAGAUUCCUGAAGCUUUUGAACAGUGUCUUGGCCUACUCCAUCAUAAAUGUUUCGCUGUUGGUUUUGUUUUGGUUGAUUUGACUCAAUAAAGACACACAUAUCUGUCAAGAUGAUCAAAUAUACCCCUGUCAUAUCAAUAUAAUGGACUUUUUGUCUCCUUUUUUAGUUUUGAUAACUACUUUAAACAGACAAGCCUUAGACUUCACAUAGAGGGGUUUUGUCAAAGUGUGUAAAAAUGUUCCAGAAAGCCUGAUAACCAGAUUAUCCACUUCUUGACAGCUGAUGCUUUCUUUCAAAGGGGUUUUCACAUGCAUCACUUUCCCAUUAAAUUGCUAAAUGUGGAACUUCCCAUUCAGCCUCAGAGCCAAGAGGCGGGGAUAAAGCAUAAUAAGGAAGUGCUGAAUAUAACCAUGAUGUGGAUAAACAAAUGGGUGCUGCCAUGACAACAGAAACAAGUUUCUUAUUUUCCAACAAAAACCCAAUAGGUGAACUUCAAUAAACAUGGCAGUGUUACUCUGAUGACUCCUUUAUUUUGCUGAUUGUGUUACUACAGCUGUGAUCAUGCCAUUUCCUGAUAUGGAUCUUUCAGAAUAAAGGUAUUUAAAUUACACAACUUGGGGUUUAUAUUGUGAAAAAAUGUCAUAAACUUGUUGACCAUCCAAUUAACUAAGUUUCAGCAGAGCUACAAUUAGUGGUGAUAGUCAGGAGUUAUUGUUUAGUCUCCACUUUGACCACAGCUUAGACAAUCAGCUUCUCUUAAUCAUCAUUGACCUAAGAAGACUGAGUCAUUGGACAAAAGUCAUCUUAGAGCAAACGAAGCUGUUGUAAUGGAGGUAAUUUUUUUCCUGCCACAAUGACUGCAUGUUGGGGAGGGUAAAUCUCUGUCAUCCAAAACAUUAGCAAAAAAACUAUGGGUUUGUACAUGUAGUUGACUUAACAUAAGGCAACGUUGGCCUGGCUUUUGUUGGUUACAACUGCCAGAAAGUUAGUACUAUCUCUGCGAUCUGGAUGUAAAUGAGCACAGAUGACAGAUGGAACCAUGUAACAGAUUGGCAGUGUUUUUAAUAAGAAAUGAAGUUAUAGUAAACUAGUUAGCUUGACCACUGCAUUGCCUUACAAGCAAGGGUGGAUGUUAACCUUGUGUGGAGGACCUACGGAGGGUGGUGCUACCUCUGCAUUCAACAAACAUUUUAACUUUUUACCCACAGACUCUGUGAUCUUGUGGGUUUUUAAGGUUUAUUUCUGGGCUUUUAUGAGAAGAUAGACCAAUGGAUGGAUCAAGAAACUAGGAAUUCAGUGACAAACACAGACCACGUACUUCAAGAGCUAUGGCCUCUUGUACAUAGGGCACACAGUUUAAACACCAAGCCUUACCAGCACCUAAAUUUAUGCCGAAAUCGACUGUUUCUGGGUGUUUUCUUUAACCCUUAGCCUUGCUGUUAGACAGGGUUUGAAUUUCUAUUUAAGGUAUUUGAAACUCAGUCGCUUUGGAACAUCUUCAACAAAAAAAAAAGCUUGAACUUGCGAUGGUAGUUUUGCAAAAUGCAUGUCAUGGCUGUUUGUGACACCUGUAAAGAAAACAUGGCCAUGUAUGCAAUUGAUGUAAAAUUAGGGUGACCAUACGUCCUCUUUUAUCCAAACAUGUCCUCUUUUUGGGGGGCUGUCCAACCUUGUCCAGCCUUGUCCAGGUGAGUUUAUAAAAUCCUUCAAAUGUCCAGGGUUUUGUAUGGAAGUUUUGAGUUUGUGUCACGUGGAUUUACUGAGUUAGAAGCGUGUAAAAACACUCGACCCGACCCGACCCGAAAAACUCAAAAUGUACUACACACAACUUUGUGUCUCCACCCUGCAUAGUAGUGUCCUCUUUUUGGGGACUCAGAAUAUGGACAACCUAGUAAAACGAGGUACGAAAGUAUGCAGCUCAUGUACAAUGGGAAAAACCCUCUACCCUGUGGCAUCAUGAGGAGAUGAUUGCUUUAAUCUGGUGGACUAAAAUAACCCACAUCAAUAUCAUUUGGUGUAAUUAUCCGUACUAAUCAGUAGAUAAGGUAAUAGGACUAAGGACCACUUCAGCCGCCUAGCUUUGUGUUGACAUUGUAAAUAAUGGAAACUUAAAUGGCUGUACAGUUCUUAACUACCGUUCAAUUUUCUCCUGCAAUUACCUUGGGCCGUCAGCGCAGUGGAACAGAGGCUGUCAUGCAUUACCUCCAACACACUCCAUUUGUUCUUUCACCUUUACGCUUUUUCUUAAGGAGGUCCUAUACGGUAAUGAGAAUCUUCUAUUGACCUUUAAUUAGAUUUAUAAGGAUAAGUAAGGAGUGAAGGUGCGAAAGUACAAGACACUUUCUUUCCUGUCAGAUGAGGAGUGAAUCACCGUGAAAGCGACAAGUUUAAUCGACUGUAUGUGAUAUCCAUCGCUGUUUGGCACAACUUGCUUCCUUCCUGUCAUCUCCCCUGACGUGCUGCUCGGCUCGCUUUUCACAUGCUGAGAUUUCACGCUGGAAUUCAUUACCGGUGUGCGUUAAAAUGUUCUUUAGCUCAGUCUAUAAACAGCAGCGCUCGAGUUGAAGGAAAACAGAGAAAGUCACGGCCAUAAACAAUCGCUUGUUUGGAUAUUUCUUUCCGUACAUGAGCAUUUGGGGACAGAAAGUGUGAAUGAGUGUAGAAAGGGUCACUUAGUGCAAGGAGGGAUGUUGGAUGGUGUAGUAUAAAGGGGGGGUGAAUUCUCUAUGCUGGGGGGGGAUUAUUUUAACAGGACCCCACCCACUGGGACCUUGGCGGUUGACAGCUUCCGUGGCUCGGCCGGGCUGACACAGGCACGCUUUGUAUUAGGGGGUCGUAAACUACAGCAGAGCCCUAAGUCACUACAAUGCUUCUGUUCACUUCUGUGUUUGUUUUACAAUGUUGUUAGGUGAGUGAGAUCAUCAGUCCAACAGUCAUAAUGACCAACGAGUCUUUUCGUUUGGCCUGAUGCGCCAAGAAAACCCGCAUUUGUCACACGCUGCUGGAAUAUUCAGUCAGAGGAAAAGGUGUUUACAUGGUAGCUGAAAACUUGAAAAUGUUCCAUUGUGCCUCCUGAAAUAGGACAAUAUUUCUUUGUUCACUGAAGCCCUGAAACACGGUAAAGGAAAGUUAACAUGAAAAUGAAGCGCAGCCAGCAUUUGAUGGAAAUGUUUUCGCUGGCAGCCGUGCAAAACAGUAAACGCAGAGUAAGGAAGAGUUCACAGGGAGUUUUGAAGUAUAAAACAAAUGAUCUGAUUGGAUGCUGUGUGGCCUUAAGCUACUCCUCCACAACCUUUCACUUCUCUGAUCCCUCCCGAUUUCCUGUUUUCAAUCCCAUCCUAAUCCAAGGAUGAAGGCAGAAAAAUGGCAACGAAUGAAAACAUGUCUGUCGGUGAUUUUGUACAACGCAGGUCCUCUCCAACAAAACAAGUCUGCCAUAGAAAAGAAAGACCCCCCCUUUUUUCAAAGAAAAUGUAUUUUCCUUUUCACUUGGUUCAGAAACCAAGCCUUUCAGAACCACAUUAACAGCCCAAACCCAGACAACACUGAGCCUUUCACAGUUUUCCCUCCCUUUUCUCACAGGUCCAUUUUCCUAACCUGAAAUUACAUCACACUGCCUUUCUCCUUUCACACAGAAAGGUCAUAAUUUUUUCGUCGCUGUGGCCCCCCUCAGUCUGUUGUGUAAGUGCGAGUUUUACAAACAGAGGGCCUGAAAAGUUUUAAUUAUUACCAGGGAGGAGGCCACACGCUGAGGCUCCACAAGCCUGUUUUUUUUAGUGUAUUGUUCCUUUUCACUUUGACUGGCACUGGAGUGUCUCAGAGGGAUGCAGAGGUAGAUGGGGAUUUGAAAGGGGACUAAAAUGAUGAUGUGUUUGCUUUCACACUGACAUAGCCCAGUCUGAGAAAUGGCUCUAUAAAGCUUGUAAAAGUGUGUCCCUGGGGACUUCUGAAAAGUCAGCGGGGAAGAGGAGGGGGGGGUCCUUGUAAAGCAGUGCUGUCAAGGUAUGCAGAGUUGUGGCUCUGCUCUCUGCUGUUUUACAGUGCUGGAGUUAGCAGUAUUUUCCUACACAGACUGCUGCAUUCAGGCGCAGGUCUGUAAACAUGUUGCAGUUUGUGAUCACUUCCUUUUAAGAGUAGCUGUUAAAAACUGCCGGGAUUAGUUUAGGAAUAUCAUCUGUUGUAUUUUGUUUUCUUUUUAGAUGCAUGCUUGUUUUUUUUUUUUCUUCAAACACAUCCAAGAAGUCCAGUCUCUGAAGUCUCUCAUCUUUACACUUUAGGCAAAUCUAAUCUGCCUCUGAGAGUUUCUGAGAUCCAGUCAACAGAAUCACUGCAAUCCCUGACGUUUGUUAGCAUGUAAUAUGAUUAAUGCAGCUGCUGCUCUGCAACAGGGCCGCUGCCAGGGGGUGGCCAAGCCCCCUCCCCACCCAAUUCAAAUAAAACAAAUUAAAAUCUAUUGAGUUAUACCUUGUGCCAACUCAAAUAUGUUAUAAUCAGAUCGAGAUUACCGUAACAAGAACUAACUGAAAGACAGAAACCAUGUUUAGGGAGAUUUGUUGAUAUGUAACUUCUUUAUAGGGCUGGGCGAUACUGCCUCAAAUCAAUAUCACGAUAUUUCGAGCAGUUCACCUCAAUAACGAUAAAUGGAUGAUAACUACUCCACAAGCUGCUCACCCUCUCCCACAUUAACUUUUGAACCGUCCUCCAUCUCCUCACCUGUCUUUCCCUCUUUGUUACAGACUGGAUGGGGUGGAGUCACGUUUUCGAUGUAGGGCAGCAUCUUAAAAGGGACGUGAGAUUAUAGCCUACCUACACACAUCCAAAAAGAACUUUUAUUUAUAUAUUUUUUGACACCAAAUAUAUUGACAUGGGCAAAAUGACGUCAGUUCUUGUCAUAAAUUUCGGUAUCAAUAAAUUUUCGGUUUAUCACCCAGCCCUACUUCUUCAGUUAAUCAAUUUGCUUGUGCUGUCAAACUGCCAGGUCUUUCUCAAAUGUAACUGAGCUAGAAUUAGAAAAAAUAUAUAUAAUAGAAAGGCAGCAGAUGUUUUCAUUUAAAAGAACAAAACAAGAAAUGACUCUUUGUUUUCGCUGGGAAAUUAACAGUCACUUAUGAGGAAGUGUCGAUUGACUUCCUGAUCCAGCGCUAAUGUGUACAAACACUUGUCCAUUUGGUCACUAUCUGCAGACAUUAACGAAACAUAACUACAUUUUCAUCAUGAGAACGAGUGCUUUUGAGCGCUGUGAGAGGUGUAAUUGUUCAUUGUAGUAAUGACCAUGAAGCCAUAUGGCAGAUGUCGUUACACCCUUUGAAGCUCUCUAUUUUCUCCGUGGAUUAAACACUCCCUCCGUCAUACAAUCACUUAGAGGACUCAUUACACCCUCUCGUAGUAGGCACAGCCCAGUGAAGGAAACAAAUGACCAACAUGAACCUCUAUUUAUAGGCAAACUCACUGUGGUUUAACCAAGGCUUACGCAAGUAGGUGGUUUGUUUGGAUCCCAGGCAGAGUUACCAUGGCGAUAUGGUGUGGAGGAACACAAACUUGGUUGUUUUGUCUCGGGGUUUCAAACAAGAAUAUCGUAUUAUCUAAGAGAAAUGACUCUUUGUUUAUGAAGUGAUACCGAUGAAGUUCCUCUUCAGGCCUUUUAGCACAAUCACACAGACUAUCUGACCAGUAAACAAGCCAAAUUUGGUAUUUCAAAGGCUGAAUUUUUUCUGUCUGCCUUCAUACUCCGAAAUAUGACUGAAAUGACUCUGACUCAUAGACACAGACGAGUCACAAGACACACAGUCGUCUGAGUGUCUCGGAUCUUCCUGCACUUGUGGUCUGCGUGUCUCUCUUCCCUAUGUUCUUCCGGGCAUGUGUUUCUAGAUCGAGACCAAAAGAGGAUGGUGAAGAGGAGGAGGAGGAAAGGGAAAGGAAGACAAUGGGGUAAUUCAUUGAGUCGUCUGUGAGAAGAGAGGAAGGCUCGGUUUCCUCAGAGCGUUAUGGAUACAAGCGCAGUCACUCAUCAAAUUAUAGCCAUCUGCAUUGGCCCGCGACCAGCAUUCUGCUUGUCGCACAAUAAAGCAGUGUGAGGAGGGGUGUGGUGGCUAAAGGGGAUCACAGGCCGUCCUCUUAGGUGGUUAAAACUCUGCGCUUAGACUGACACUAAGUGUGGCAGCAGCUCUAGUGUACUCUCUUGUGGAGCUGGGAUGACCCUUUCCAGAUAAUGAUGCCUUUCCAGCACCCAAAACCCUCAGCUAGAUCCCACUGACAGAGUCCCAGGAGCCUGGAAGAUUGGAAACACUGUUGAGUGUUAUGUUGUUGAAAACUGUAGACUUUCUUAUAAUCCUUUCAUCGUUAUGUUUGACUUUCCUCCUGAAGGUACGAGUGUGUUUUUGCAUACCUGUCAGCCGUAGUGAGGCACAGGGAUGCUGUCAGCAAAGAGAGCAAAGACAAAGGCAGAGUCACGGAGCAGGGCAUUUAAACAGAAAGCACAGUGAAAAUGCGCUUUCCUACACGAAGCCCAUUCUUCUCUGAGCUUUUACAGGCUUAGCUGGAGAACUAAUGAAUUCCAGGUCCAGGUACACUGCGGAGAGUAGAGCUAUUGUGUGUAUCAUUAGAAAAUGUGCUUCUCUUCCUGAAGGCAACAGCAGCAAGCUGAAUUCGAACCAGAAAAUCCCCAGGCAGAAUUGUCUUGGCAUCACUCUCUCCUUCAGCUUUUUAUCCCCAUGCUCAGUGAACAAUCCAACAAAAGCUCGGGGUUUAAGAACCAUGGAGCUCAUUGCGAUUUUCUUUGUUAAUGCAAUUGCCUGUAAGAAAAGAGCCUGUUCCCCCCAUUUUUCAGUUUCAGCCUGGAGGCUCUUAUGCAAUUAGCAGCAGUCUUUCAUUUGCAGUACCUUCGCCUGUGCAGAAACUCUGUGAACUGUACCAUAAUAACCCACGGCACAGUUACUAACAGCUCGAGGCAAUAGCCUUUGAAAAGUGGCAUUCUGUAAAUGAAUGAUGUGUAACUGAGACAAUUCCAUUUAAUUCACUUAUACAAAUACAAAAAAAGGCAUUUAAAUCCCCCGUCUGGUUUUGGAGGCCUGGAGAUGAUGUGACUCCCAAUUGUCCCACAGUGGUCAUCUGCUUGUGACGACUGGAUUUUAGGCUGUAAGUCAUACAAAACUCACUUUAGACGGGACCACUUUUGUCGAGAAGAAAUGAAUCAUCUUGGUACGAUGAGUUAUAUUUGACAGUGCAGAUUUGUUCCCAGAGCACCCCACCCUUCCAUGUGCAUUAUGUGGAAGGCCAAAGCUCAGGAUGGGGAGAGCACACCUUCCCAAAGCCAAGGCAGGCAGAGCAGCAGCGAAGACCCUCUGGUGUAGAGCAAAUGUCAAACUUGACACAUAAUGGAAAUGAGCAUCUGGGGUGGGUGGCGUUGCCAAUGGGGCGCUCACACCAAGCGAGAGUAAAAUCAUCCACUCGCUUAAUUUGCACAAAACUAGACGCAUGAAUGAAUAGUAUUUAUUCACUUCAUUUGCACGUCAAUGGUAAUUUCAACGGUAAUCCCUGCCAAUUCAACUGGCGGGAUUAAGUGAUAGACAAAGUUUUAUUACAAUUUACCAGGUAAUCCGACCUCCUCGCUCACUUGCCUCUGGUCGAGCUCCUUUUUAUUCCGGUUUUGGUAACUGAAAGAAAAGGUAUCAUAUAAUUCGAGGCACCGACACGAUCAGUUUGCCUUCCAUUUUAAGUACCAGUGUACAACAGUCCAUUUUCAUACGUCACUCUGCAACCUUUGUGCUGAUUAGUUAUUGCGACGCGAAUAUCUGCUCAAGUUUAAGCAUGAUUCCCGCUGCCAGAGUAGUAUGAGCGUCUAAUUGCAUCUUUGCAUGACUUAACAUUUAUUCCUGUGGAUGAUUUUACUUGAGUUUGAGUUUGGAGACAGUAAGUGUUUAACAGCAGAAAGGGCAGGCAGGCUAAAGCAGUUUUAGCAUUUGACACCUGUAUGCAAGGUGAGAAGGUGACGGUCUGAGCUGUCAGCUGGUAUAGGCUGAUGUUAGGAUUUGUUGAUGUAUGACAGGCUGAGCUUGACUUUACUGCUUGCCUGGACUAACACUACGCUUCAUUAUUCUGGCAAACUGUGGCUACCUCAUGGCUUGGUUUUUGAUAAAUAUGUGUUAUAAUGUGAAUGCUGCUGUUUGUUUUACGUCAUGUUAGCAAGCCAACAACACAAUGUUGAAGUGCUGUACAUGGGUCAUACUUUAGGCAUAAGGAACAGAAGCCCCGAGUCCAGCUUCUAUAUCCUUUUUCAACCUUUUUUUUGUUAAUAUUGAUUAUUUAUGACACUGAACAUACCAGUAAGACUUGAAAACAAUAUCAGAGCCUCCCACCUUACAUGAAACUAUAUUCUGUUGCUUUGGUUUUGCAAGCUCUCCCUUUCUCUUUCUAUUGAUACAGUAUCUAACAUGUAUCAGAAGCUGUUUUCCUGUGAUAUUUUUGUGAAAAACCACUACUAAGGCCUUUUUUGUCGGUUUGUUUUUUAGGCUGCAGGAGACCAGCAAUGUGCAGCAGUGUAGCUAUAAUCGAAAGUCUCUGUGUAUUUGUCUCUGUGCCAACACCGUUCAUCACUGACUUUGUUCAUGACAGAGCAGCCUUGGAAGUGAAAGCAAAUGCCUCUUAGUGAAAUCACCAAAGCAUGGGCACGGCAGAAGGAGAAGGGGAGAAAAAAAGGAGAAGCUUUGCUUUUUUCGUCCUUGCUGACAUCAAAAUGAUUGUCUUUGCUCACAGUUGAGGUGUUUGUUGUGCGUCGGGACGGAGGGGUUCAUUUACAGGAUGAGGAAGCAAAGGACGAAUGUGCCCUUCACUGUUGUGAAGCUGGCACUGUGGCAUUAAUAAAGAUGCAACACAGACACACACUGCCCUUUAAAGGCGCACAUACAUACAAACAUUUCCCCCGCUUGGACACGGUCUUCUUAGGUCUGGAGAAAAUACAUCUCCAUUUAUAGCUGCGUGAAUGUUCGCUGAUGUAUUUUCUCCUCUUCUAUUUUCUGACUCAGUCACGUCUAAGAAGGUAUUUCGUGAGAUUUUUCCCUGGUGGCAUCAAGCCCACCUUCCUGCUGGGCUACUGGAGCUUCUGUUGUGUUUGAGUGAAUAUUUUGAUCCUCAUGAUCUCGUAGGAAUGUUCUAACUUUGACACAGCCGCGUCUCAAUCUGCCUCUAUUCCAAAUAUUUCAAAGCAUCUGCAUUGUGUGAUCAGAAGACUUUGUUGUGUUCAGAUGAGUUCCUGUCUCUUGAACUAUCCCCACAGCGUGGGCGAGUGGGUGGCUAAUGGAAAGCCCCCCUUUCUAUAUCUUUUGGCUGAGGCCAUGGAAAACACAUGGCGAGGAAACAGGGUCUUGGAGGCGGUCCAGUUCAAUUUCAGAGCAUGUGCGCUGGGAAAUAAUUGACUUCCUCCGUGGUUUACAUUUUGUCGAGGGCCCCGGCGAGCACAGUCCGAGGCAGGUGGCUGAAUUAGCAUAUCACUGGAAACGAGACAGCUCAAGCCUGGGAAAUCCUGCACCCUGAGACUCCACAUGGCCAGAAAAAUCUCAGCAGGAGUAAUGAGUGAUGUCUCAGUGAGAGAAUCCCUUUGAGGCCAGGGGAGCAGCUCUUCAGCCCGGACCAGCUGGGGGGACACUUGUUAAUAUAGAGAUCAAUCCAGAGCAAGUUGCACCAUAACAUUACACUCAGAAAAUUGUAAUUCAGCUGGUAACUCCAAAGUUUCUUAAUAGAAUUCACACCGUUCUCAUCCAGCCGUGAGGUUAAGAUUAACACUCUCAUGCAGGAAAAUAUAGUGAGCCGUGACAUGCUACCAUCGAAAAUGCAAAUGUGACUUGUUAUUCAUGAAUCACAUACAGUAAAACUCGAGAAUAUCUGCUUCUAUGUCGGCCUUUGGUCUCCCAGCCUGACGUGAUGCCUCCUUCUUAUCUUUAUUUCUUUUUUCUUCUCUUAACAGAAUCUUACUUCGGGGACAGCUACUGCAGUUUACAGGCGGUCCAAGAUGUUUCCAGUUUCCAGCUGUCACUGCAGAUCAAAACGAGUAGGCGAAGUGGGCUGCUGUUACUGGCUGCAGGAAUGGAGGAUUACCUUUUCCUUGAGCUCCAAAACGGGAAAGUACAGGUAAAUGCUGAAUGUCGAAUUGAUGGAAUUAUUCUUAGACACACUCAAAAAAUGUAAGCACAUAAGUCCCCUAUAUGGUAUAAAAGUUGAUCUGUACUUCCAGUAUUAUGAGGAAGGCUGUGCAAUUAUUGAACAUGGUAUGAAAAGAUGUUUGCUCUGCCAAAAUAAGACACGAUAGCAUUUACUAUUCACUGUAUGAACCUCACUGACUGUUUAGGACCAUUAGGAUGUGUAGACGUCUCAUUUAUCAACAUUUGAAUUCCUCCUCUCGAUAUGUGUAGAGCUUUAAUUACCAGUGCAAUUACAGCUCUGUAUGCACAAACACGUGUAACACCAUCCAGAUUUCAACAGCAUUUGUGGAGUAGAAAGUAGGCACUUCAUUAUAACACAGCAGAGCUGGCAAAGAAUACAUGUUAUUAGAGCCCACACUUCGAUCACUUUCUGGAGCGUCCUCUGUGUAUUUAUCUGACACGCGCAACAAAACAGCAGCCUGACAUGCCAAACAGACUGUUUUACAAAUCCACAGCAUGAGGUAUAAUUUGUAUCCACAUGGGCAGCACCGCAUAGACAGUGUUUGGGGGACCUAAAUAAAUCAUGUGGAUUUUUGCAAAAAAUAAAAAAUAAAAACAGUUUUCAUGAAUAAAUAAGUCCUAAUUCUCUUCUCCAACUUCAGAGCCUGAAUGAUACCAGUGCUCGAGCCUGAGUCACUCGACUUGAGACCUGAAAAUCAGGACUCAUAAAUCAGGGUCUUAGUCAGACACAGGUCAAGUUCUGGACAUGAAUACUAAAGCACCAACACAAGCAAAAGUCUCAUCACUAAAUGUUCUGAUUGGAGGCAGUUUAACUACAAUAACUGCCUUUUUUGCUGAAUCCAACUCCCCCCAUGAACCCACAGUACUAAUCACAGAUAUAGUUCAGUGAGUCCGUGCUACAAACUAUUGUCCUAAAUUCAAUUUCCAAACAAGCCUCUCCAUUAUCACAAUCUGGAUUACCAGUUCAGAGGACAAUUUAAAGCACUGGAAAUGCUUUCAAGAUAAAAACAUCAAUAUUGGUCGAGUUGGAUAAUAAUCUAUGAACUCAGUAAAGCCUAUCAUUUCUAGGCUAUCAUAGUUGAAAUUACUUACAUUUGUGGUUACUUUACAGUAAAAUUUACCCCAAGUAUCAAAGAUCUCAAAAAUCAGAACACUUGGUUGUGACAUGUGAGACUAUCAUAGAUGCAACUCUCAAAACAACCUAAACUGAUGAUAUUUUUCUGCUGCCUUCUCUAACUGUCACUGAAUGAGUCCCUUGGUAUUUUACAUCAAUGAUAAGUUGCUUGACCACUUCCAAGUUCGAAUGGAUUCAGCAUACAAAUACCAAAGAAAAGGACAGUAUUUCGGGGUUUCCAGUUAGGUAAAAUCUUAAAUUAUGCUUCAUAAAAGACAAUGUUACCUUCACCUGUCUACUUUAACCUGCACCUCUGACUGAUUUAUGACAGACACUGCAAAAAGACUUGUUUGUGUGGGAAUUAGGUUUUUUAACUUUAUCUCCUUGAAAAAGAGGUACUUUGAUACUAUGAGUGAAACUUCUGGGAGUAGUUAUUUUUUGGGCAUAAUGAAGUACAGAGGAAAUAUAUGGGGGUCAUCAUAAAUGUAGAUAUGGCAAGAAAACAAAAUCUUAAUUUAAAAGUACAAGUGAUAUCUAGCUGUCGAGUUGUAAAUUAAACAUACUGAGACCUACAUGAAUGAUUAAUUCUAAUUCUAAGUCUGCAUUGCCAAAUGCUGCUGAAUACCCCACACUGUACCUUAAACUGCUCUGAGUCAACAAAUCAAACCCCAGUACACUCAAUUAGAUAAUUCAUAAUAAGUUAAUAGCAUUGAUACAGUUUACAAUUGUUGUCUGAAAAUGACUCCUGCAAUCAAAUAUACAAAAAAUGUAGGGCAGCACAUCAACCACGCCUCCUUCAGUAUUGGCUUGCAUUCAGAUCUACAAGGAGUCAAAUGUCAUAUAAUCAAUAAAUAAUUGUAAUAUCCCAUCCUGUUGUUUUUGCGAUCCUUGCUAGUCAAUCAUUACUGUGUUAAAAGAUGUAUCCUUGCCUAUAAAUAUAAUGUCUCUCUUGUUCCACAGGCACGGAUGAACAUGGGUGGUGGUGAGGUGACACUGACCUCAUCCCAAGGUGUACAACUCAACAACCUUAUGGACCACAAAAUCGCCCUCACGCUACAAGACGGCAAGCUCACCAUGACAAUAGACGAGCUUUACCCAACAUAUGUGCCGGUGGAUGACGAUGGGGAGCAGCUCAACAUUGACCAGGGCAUUUGGCUUGGAGGAACAGGAGAACUGGAAGCUUCCUACCUUAGCCUUAGCACUGCUAUCACCCCUUUUCGCGGCUGCAUGACUCAGGUCAAAUUUGAAUCCCAUCAGUUUGAUAUUAUCACCUCAGCAUUUAAACAAUGCCAUGACACCAAGGAAUCCUGCAGCAGUGAGUUUGAGGCUGGGGACGGGGAAGCGACAAGUUUCAGCACUCCUGAUUCCUUUGUGUCCCUCUCUACCUGGAGUGGGGCCAGCAGUGCUCCAAGGGCUUUAGAGUUCCUGAUGAAAACCACCAUUGAGGAUGCAUUACUUGUUUUCCAUCCCGGGCGAGAUUCAGACUUUAUCGCUAUCGGUGUCGUAAAAGGCUUUCUGAAAGGUAUGCUGGACCUUGGCAAUGGCGUGGAGGUACUGGAUAAUACCCAGGUGCAGCUGGAUGAUGAUCAGUGGCACAGAGUAAAAGUGGAGAUCAGUCAGAAUUCUUUCACCAUGAAUAUCGAUAGCCAGUCUGCCUCUCUACCUCUUGACCCAUCAGAGAAGUUGGACUUGGUUGGGAACUUGUAUUUGGGAGGCAUCCAGGGGAAAAUGAAGGAUGUUUUCCGUGAUAGUGGGUCUCUAAGUCAGGUAGAGGAGGAAAUGACAGCUGAAUCCUUCAUUGGCUGCUUGGGGGAAAUCAAGGUUAACCAGAAGGAUAGAAGCCUGCAGGAUGCUUUGGUGACAAAAGAUGUCCAUGUCAAAUGUGAAGGAGAGGACUAUGACUAUUCAAGCUACUAUGACGUUGACGCGACUACAACUUCCCCUCCUGUUCGCAUUCGAUAUAUUGAUAUGGAUUUAAACGAACAGCACUGCUCCCCAACAGAUGACAUGCCAGAGAUUUUCAAAAGUGUAAAAAGGCUUCUUGAUGUUGUCCCUCUGUUUGUACCAGAGGGUGGGGAAGUCGCUCUUGACGCUCUCAACCUUAGACCAACAUUUGACCUCAGUGCUGCAGGAAUGCGCCAGUCUGACAUCAUCUUCACAGUCACGAAUGAUCCCUGGUAUGGCUAUAUUGAUAUAAACACAAGCACAAAACGCACAAACAAGUUCACCUUUCUUGAUAUCCUCAACAAAAAAAUCAAGUACACACAUGACGCAAAUGAAAGUUAUGCUGAUCAAAUUCAGCUACAAGUAAUGGCUACUAGUAACGGCUACCUCCCAGAGUGUCUAAGAACUCCCCGUGAGUAUAUCCUCCCAGUUGAAAUUCUUCCAGCCAAUGAUAUAACACCACUUGGUGGAGGAGAAAUCACGAUCACAGAAAAUGGUAGGACUCGUUUGAGUCCCGACCUCGUCAAAAUCACAGAUGCAGACUCCCGUUGUGAUGAACUGGUAGUAACUGUAACCUCAGAGCUUCCUGCAGAAGUUGGAUAUUUAGAGAAUGGUCAGCAGCCAGGAAGAAGCAUCUCAGAGUUUUCUUGCAGGGACUUAAAGGAUGGGAAUAUCUUUUUUGUACACAGAGGUGGAAGCUCUGCUGAAAUUACCUUCGAGGUAUCUGAUGGACAAUCAGUGAGCCAUUCAACGUCUCUUAAGUUAGCAGUGACAGCACCACACAUGACUCUUGUCACAAACACUGGGCUUCUCUUGUCCCAAGGAACCAAUAUGUCUUUUGGUGUUCAACAGCUGGCUGUCAUUGGUCAUCCUCGCAAUGGAGAGAUCACGUACAACAUCACACAGCCUUUGAUGUACGGAGAGCUACAAAAAAUGACAAGUGAGGGAACAUACAAGCAGGUUGCAACUUUCCAUCAAACCGAUUUGGAUCAAUCCCGCCUUAGAUACGUCAGCACAGACUCCACUGACCAGGAAGAUGUUGUGGUUGAGCGGAUUCAGUUUGACAUCCACUUAGGCCAAUUUGCCCUCAGGAAAAACACUUUCUUGGUCAAGAUCAUGCCUGCACAAGUGAAAGUUUCCAACAUGGUGCCACUGGAGAUGCAGGCUGGUGAAGAGCUAACAAUUGGAUCUACAGAGCUGCAAGCAGAGGUGAUAGGGAAAAACACAGAUCCACAAACUUUAAAGUACAUCCUUGUUAGGCCUCCAACUCUUGGUAGUCUAAUGUUGGCCGAUAAAGAGCUGAAUGAGGGUGACACCUUCACACAGAAGGACCUUUCGGACGAUGCACUUAGCUACAAAGUGCGUGUGCAGAGAGCUGUGGAUAGCACCGACCAGUUCACGUUCAGAGUCCUUGCUGAUGAUCAGUACUCCCCUCUGUACACCUACCCUAUCAACAUCCUUGGCACUGUAGAUGCUCCUGCUUUGACCAAUGAGAGGCUGGUUGUCCUGCAAGGUGGUGAGCAGACUCUAAAUAAACACUAUCUUUGGGUGCAGUCCCCAGACUCUACAGAUUUGGUCUACACAGUCACAAAAGGGCCAAAGUACGGGCGCCUGAUAAGAGAUUCUCCACCCGGGCAGCCAAGAUUUGAGGGGGCAAUUAGAGUAUUCAGUAAUGAAGACCUUGAGCUUGACAGGCUUAUUUACAAGCAUGAUGGCUCCAAAACAAGUGAAGAUGAAUUCUACUUUUCAGUGACAGAUGGAGAAGCAGAAAGUCCGGACAGUCAAGCAACAGUAACAGAUGUUUUUAAGAUAACUAUCCAAUCCAAGAAUGAGCACGCACCAGUGAGGGUUGUGGAUAAAGUUUUCAAUGUAGUCCGUCAUGGCCAGCGUCUGCUAACAACCGAUGUCAUCCAGUUUAAGGAUGAUGACUCAGGUUUCAAUGACACCCAAAUUGUCUUUGCUCGUGAGGGGAUCCUCUCAGGCAACAUUGUCUCCAGAUCUAACCCUUCGCAGCCCCUGUUUCGUUUUACUCAAGCCGACCUGCGAGAUAAGAACGUUCUCUUCCUCCACCAUGGUGCAGACCGCGAAACCUUCUCACUCCAAGUGUCAGAUGGUUUCCACAAGACCACGGCACUGAUUCAGAUACAAGCAAGCGAGCCCUACCUUCGUGUUGUCAACAACACAAUCAUUGUCAUCGACCAUGGGAGCACCAAGACACUGAACACCACCCUGUUAAGCGCUGACACCAACAUGGACAUCAGGGAUGACAGUGAAAUCAAAUUCCAGGUCACAUCCGCACCCAGCGAUGGAAGGAUUAUUGUAAGUGGGAUUGAGGCUUCAGCGUUCACCCAGGAAGACUUGAAAAAGGGAGUUGUGUCCUAUGAGCAUAAUUAUGAAAGUCUCAGGUCCAAGGACUCUUUUAGCUUCAUCGUCCAGGCGAGAGGGCAUUCUGAAGAGGGCACGUUCAGGAUUAAGAUAUUCAAGCAAGGUUACCUGUCUGCGCCUGAGGUGAUAACUAAUAAAGUCAUCAUCUCCUAUGAGGGGGAGCACACCAUUAUCAACAAGGAUUAUCUCAAGGUAUGUUUGCAGAUCCUGUAAUCCCAGUAUGUUAAGCAAAACCUAUGUUUUUCACUCACUGGUAGAUUGAGAACUUAAAAGUAACAGAUGCUUUUCAAAUUGCAUUGCUGGUGGGCAUUUAAUCCAUUCAACAAGACAGCAUUUAGUCUUCACACAAUCUGGCAGUGAUUAUGUGACAGUACAUAGUUUGUCCUUUUUCAAGUUUAUUUUCUCCUUGUGAAAUGGAACUUUCACAUGACAUACAAGCACACUGACAUGUUUCGUAAGCCAGUCUCUAAUCUACAAUGUAACCACAUGAAAGCUGGGCUAAAAGUGACUGCACAGCUUCUGCUUUGAAACGAGUUUACGUACUAAAUUACAGUCUAUUAAGUGAGGAAAACAGAGUGCUAAGCAUGCCCCAGAGGAACUUCCUGAAGCCCACUGUAAUUUAUGAAAUGAGCCUGCCUGCACUUUAUCUGCGGCACAAUUAAUGAGGUUUGAAUUGUCUUUCUAUUGAUAACACAGUCUGUGUACACCAUGACUGUCAAAAUACUAAAAAACAUCAGUGAAAGUUACUUUUUCUUUCCUGCAAGUGCACACAUUUCAAAAUUAGAGUAAUUCUCUAACAGAUAUUUGUGAGAUAUGUGUUCUAAUAACACUAACAGGUGAAAUUUAGAUUAAAUUUCCAAAUAUAUGCCCUUACUAUGAAUUUAACAAAUAGUGUGAUGCACAAAAGUUUGUCAGAUAAAAGCAUGACCAAGACUUUAGGCUCCAGACAGUUUAUUAAAUCUUCUCAAAGUCAGCCAAUCAUAAAUCUGCAGCAUCACUCAAAAUGCUUCAAACUACUUCUAUUCAAGUAUGUGUUCAAUGUACUGUCACAUCAUCUCCAUUAGAUAUGGUUUCAGAUUUGAAUAAUCAUAAUUUAAUGUUUCUUUGCCCUUUAGGUGGAUCAAGCUGAUAUUCUGCCAGCAGAAAUGGUGUUCACCAUCAAAACACUCCCUAACCUUGGCCAUGUGGUUAAACUGACAAACAGCUCAGACAGCUCGACCUCGUCUGUCCUUGACUACAUUCAUUCCUUCACCCAAGAGGACAUCAAUCUGGAGCACAUUUUCUAUGUGUCUACAUCCACCCAGGUUUAUUGUCUUUCUCUUUAUUCUGUUGUUGUAAAUCACAUGUGGCAGCUUGUUCUCUUUCAUAUCCAUACCAAGAGUAAAAUCUGACAAAAGACCUCCUCAGCCUCUGAUGAGGCACAAGGCUCAUUUUUAAUACUUAUUUGAAUAUCCAUUUCCUUUCAGGGCACUGAUACCUUCACUCUGGAUGUCAGCAACGGUUUCACCACAGUGGAAGACCUGCAAAUCUUUGUGGACAUCAUGCCACGGAUCAUCCCCAUCCAGACCUUCAACUUCACCGUAAAGGAAGGCCUCAGUAGAGCCAUAAACGAAGACGUUAUUAACAUCACACACCCUUUUUUCAGCUCAGCAAUCGUUGAAUUUGUUGUGGAAGAGCCACCGCAGCAUGGGGACAUCCGCUACCUGGACGGACCAGAUGAACUCCCAUACUUUUCAUGGGAAGAGGUAUGUACCAACAUAAUGGAAGAAAUCUGUAAAUGGAGCUUUCCAUCACAGGUUUCAACAACAAAAUACCAUCAAACAUCUGCACAUAAUCAAACCAACCUGCAACCUUUGAAAACACACUCCCUCUUCUCCUCUGAUUCACCACUGAGUGUUUGUCUUAUCCUCUCAGUCACAUGUCAGUCAGUCAAGUGAGGUCAUUAAGAGAGCAACGGUGGAAAUGUGUGCAAGGUGCAACUAUUUUACAAUUUGUUAAAAUUACAGUGAAACAGUUGCAGUUGGUUAAAUUUAGUAACCAACAAUUGGUAAGGUUUAGAGACCAAAUCAAGGAGAUAGGAUCAGAAACUAUCAUCAAUUUGGCAGCUUGAGAAUGAAAAUGUAAUUUUGUCUUGUUAUUGUAUAGACCUGGUCCAUUUUCCAGAAACUAAAUUUAUGAUAAUCUCAUUAAUACUUUAUAACUAGCAGAUUUAACUGAACUCCAUGCACCUGGUGCAUUGUUAAUGACUGUAUCAGGGUUGCCAGCUGUACGAUAAUUAUCAUAUUUGUAUGAUAAUUUUGCCCUCUGUACGAUGUACGAUCAAUUACCCAGAAAAGGCUAAAUGUACAAUAAUUUGACCGUUAUGUGAACAUGUGGUGCAAUGGAACAGUCUCAGUCUGCCAGACACUUUAUUUUUCAGUUUUUUGUUUGCGAACCCUAAACCCUGUACCCUGUACCCUGUACAAUAAUUUUCCCAAAAUACGAUAAUUUUGAGUCUCUGCUAUGAUAAUUCUAUAUUUCCCAUCUGGCAACACUGGACUGUAUGCAAUAUUUUAAAGAUUUUACACACACAGCAUCCUCAAGAAACAUGGUAUGUAGCGCACUAAACUUCUUACUAUUAAUCCAACAUCUUAAAUUGUUGCAAUGAGGUCACUGUUUAGAUUUGGGAUAUGACAGACAGCCACCCGUUCUGCUAUAUGCACUAAAGAUUCAGAUUCUCAAGUUUAUUGUUAGUGCAAUAGGGUACAGCAGCUCUUCGGCACGGUUGCAAGAGCUUAGUUUUCCCCCUCAGCAAGGACUAAAUGUGACAUUUUCUGGUAUGCUUAUCAUAGUUUUUGCAGAACCAAUCCUGUUUGCUCCUAUUUACAUAAAAAGUAGUGCCCAGUUUGAGACCCGAGGUAAAAUCUGUCUAGAAACCAGUUUGGUUUCCUUGCUGUUUCCAUGUUUUCACUCAGAUUCUGGCAUUGUUUGCACCCCACUUCCAAGCUUAGUAAAAACAAAACCCAGACUUCUUAUUUACCAAAUGAUUGCGUCCACAGAAUAGCUACCAUAUGUGUGCGACAGGUUUUGCCAAACUCACCCUCGCAUUGGACACUAAAUCACAUUUAGAGAAGCAUCUCAGUAGUUUGGAUUAAUUUCACGGAUUAUAUCUUCAGGACUCAAUACAUCAUACACCUGGGUUUCAUUUGGACGAAUAUUGUUUAUAUUUUUGUCACUGUGGGACCAAAACUUCCCAGAAACAAACACUACAAGUUCCCGACUAUCUUAAUAACCCCAGGGAGUAAGACAUCUUCUUUUACUCGACUACGCCGAGGAGGCUGUGGAAGAGGGUUUCAUCAAAUAAUCAUCAUGGAACUUUCCUCACUUUCCACUCAGAGCUGUUUUGGAUUUGUUGUGUUGUUCCUGAGAGAGAGGAGAGAGGAUCUGGGAGCCGCUGCAGCACAGUUAUCUGGUCUCCCUCCAUGUGGUUCAGAGGCCCCAGCUUUAGGAAAGUAUUAAAAAUGCAUGAGUAGAUACCGGUGGAAAAACCUCAUGCAUUCUGAGAGGACCACAUAGUUUAGUGGAGCUAGUUAGAGGCAGAUCUUAUAGCUCCUGCAUGUAGCCCUGGUCUGCCUCUGCUCCUCUCCACUUUGCUGAACCAUGGUGGAAAAACUGACGGGGCCUUUCGGACUGCCCCAAGCCAAAAUAAACUGGCACGGUGUAUUCCUGUAAUAAUAUGUAGUGCACACCAAACUCCCAUGCGUUGCUACUGCCAGACUCGCUCAUGCUGCCUCUGAAAGGUCCCUGUGUAGAAGUCAAACGGCCCCGCUGCAUAGAAGUGAUUACGCUGGUAGCGGGGAGGCGAAAUGAACAUAGAUAUCAUCAUCUGCCACUAUGGAAAUGUCAAGGAGAGAAAAAGCUUUUAUUUAUCCUGCUUCUUGGAGUGUUUUUAUGUGCGUAUGGGGUGCACUUUUUCAUUUUCUUACACCGUUAUAUACACAAUGAAACAUAGUCAGUUCUCCCAAAUGACUACCACAUUGACGAGUUAAUGUCCAAGCCUCAGUCUGCGCAUCAUUUGAACCAGAUGGUAAUUGUUCCAAAAUGAAAGAGGGACGUAUUUAGACUCUUCUGUGUAACACUGGGGUGUUUUUUCCCAGAGUUCAACCCUGUUAUAAGCUCUUCUGGACACGUAUUCCUCCUGUCCCCUGGAGUGGGCGCUGGACUUGGUAGAGUGUGGAGUAUUUUCGGAAUAAAGUCAUGAUUCAAGGGGGUUGUAUUAAGCAGUGUGGGGCGUGAAAGUGCUAAAUUAAAUUGAAUGCACUCAUGUUUUGGUGAAGAGUGGACAGGGCAGAUCAUUUUGCAACUCGAGAAUGAAAACAUGAGCACUGUUCAACCCUGGAGUCACAAUCACAAGAGUUACCGAGAGUUACAGCUCCCAGAUUUACCAAACACAGAAAAAUCUGGACCGAUCCAAAUGUGCCAAAACCACAUUUGGUUUCAGAGCAAAACAAUUUUUUAAAAUUGUGUUGGUUCAGUGUUUCUUGGCCUGUUUACUUUAGAAAACAUGAAGAUCAGCCCUCCUGAGAGUCAGAACCUCUUGCUAAAUGUUAGUUGGGUUGAAGUUUUCAAAACUACGAAUUUUCUCUGUGUUUGAUUAUUAAAACACGCUAACAUUGAAAUUUCUUGUCUUUUCUACUAAAUAUCUGCCCACAACUCUACAAUAAUAACUUGAUAAUCUGUUUAGUUAAAGAAAAGUUACUGAUUUAGGAUUAGAAAUUAAAGUCUGAGGCUCUGAACUCAGCUUUGAACCAUCUCAAUUUAAGCCUGAACAUGAUCAGUACUAGUAUUGAGGUUAUGUAAGCUUACAGUCACAGUGGGGGUAAUAGCAGAGCUCCUCAUGCAGGAGAUCUAUAGGACCCCAACCACAAGAAUUUACAGUUGAGUGUGCACUUUGUGGCCCAGAUGUGUCACAUAAUCCCGGCCAGACAAUGUGAGGCUCUCUGUUUGCACUUUGCUGACUGUGAUUUAUUCUGACGUGGAACAAUUAAACCAAGAGUGCAUCUAGCAACAUAUGUGACUCUGACUGGGAUCCAGCUUGAGGAAACACUAAAACACUUCUGCUUUAAUCUGGGACGACUCUCCAUCAGGUCUCCAUUAGGCCCUCUAUCGUCAAACCUAAUGAGGUCCACACGUGCAUCUUUAUUUUAAAGAACAGGAUGUUUCAGAAUCAGUUGCGCAAGCUCCCAGGUUUACUUUAGGCGCACAUUGUCUAAGACUUAACAUCGAUCAAAAGUGAAAUUUAACACCGCUACUAUCGAAAACUAACUCGAGCGUGAGUUUUCCACCGAAGGCCACACGUCCAGAAACCACCUACUGUUUAUUGUCCCAGCAAGCGGACCAUUUGUCUCGCUGACUUUCCCAGAUCAGUAAUGAUGAUAGGGUUGUUAUUCCAGAAGGAUGCCAGUCAUAUGGGAUCCAUUUGGCACUUCCUGCGCUCUGAAGCACGUCCUCUCAUCGCAGCAGCUCAGCGGAUUAUGACUAAACAAAGUUCCAACUGUCCUCAGAGCAGAGGAGGACGCUCGAUCUCUGUAAAUUUGCCAAAAAGCGUCAGAGCGAGAUUUCACAUUGGCAGAUCAUUUGAUUCAGAUAUGGUUACACGAGUGAGAAACAGGAGCAGAGGAUUCUGGGAGUUCCUCUGCAUGCAGGAAGUCGACAGAGUUGGCCUGGCUUCUCUGCAGGUGCUGUUUUCCAUCCAGCUCAGUUGACACUAUAAGACUGAUUUCUUUGUGCGUCUGGUCUCCCUCAGAGUCUUGUCCCACAUGGAGGAUUCUCCUCGGUCAUGUGCUGCUCACAGACUUUUAGACCAGAUUACUGCUCUUGUGCAUAAUCUCUAACAGCAUAUGGGACGUGUUUUUGACUAAAAAGAUCUGGUUUAUUAUAGUUUUGUUUAAAUAGCCUCUUCCUCUGUCCUCUGAAUAAUAUGAAGCUAUAGUCAGAAGACAGUUAUCUUAUACAAACACAAGACGACAACAGCUAACCUACAUACCUCCACUUUUAAAGCUCCAGUGUGAAACUUUUGGUUUGUGUCAACUUUGGCGCCCCCUGUGGUAGGGCUGGGCGAUAAAAUUAUAACAGCAUUUAUCGAAAAUUAUUUUCCUUCCUUCAAUAUAAAACAUGGUCAAUAUGCCUUUUGAUAAUCAGCAUUCUGCCAUAUUUUGGUAGAUUAUAUGAAUAGUCAAUGAAAAGGGGAGUUUCUCCGGGUCCACUUCACGCUGAACCAAUCAUGUGCUAAGUAGCAAACAACUGCGUAGUAGCAGGCAGCAGCUACACGCAACCAUAACACUUUAACACGUGAAGCCAACAUAACUGUCAGUGAGAAAAAAAGAAAAUGAGUGCUACCCCUGGCAGAAAGGCAGAUGAAGGUUUAACAGAUGACAACAUCGUCAACAACACUGGUACAGAGGUAUUUUGUUUUUUUUGAGGUUGGACAUGAAGUGUAGUAAUGUGCACUGCAAAUUAUGUCAAGUAAAUGUUCUCGUAAAGUCAGAGAAUACCUCAAAUCUUUUUCACCACCUGAAGCAGAGCAUGCGCAAUGCAACAUGUCACAAACCCAGAGCAGAGCAAGGAGCCUACGGCACCUGUGCAGCCGAAACUAACAAAUGACAUCUCCACUUACAGACAAAACGCAGAAGAGACACAAAGACCUCACAGAUGCAGUAGCUUAUUGAAUUGGAAAAGACAUGCUACGAAUACACACUGUUAAAUUUCAUUUUUCAUAUCCUGAUAUAUAUCGAUAUCGACUGAUAUGAAAAAAUUAUAUCAUUAUAAAUCUUUUUCUGUAUCACCCAGCCCUACCCUGUCGUCAAAGCAGUUUUUGCAUAUCUGGUCCUGUACACGCUUCAGUGUGUCAUCUGGCAAAAAAAAGAAAAUCUCAUAAUUCUGUGUUUUGACAAACAGAUUUAUCUUUAAUUGUGAAUAUCUUGCGAAACAGGAUUGUUUCUUCAGCUGCUUCACAGACACAUAUCUACUCGCACCAGUUUAGGCAUUUAAAAUAACUAGUUUCAGUCAUACCAACACAAUAAAUCAAUUUUCAGAGUGGAUGGUGGUUCUUUUUGGAAAUGUCAGACUUCAAUGAAGAAAAACACACAAAAUCAAAACUCUCCACUGUGGUUUAAACUAACUCUGUACAAGUACGCAAAGAAAGGAGAUUUUUACUCUUAAAGCACUUGUGGGACUGGAGUUUUAACUCAAAGCAACAUCCUGCUGUGUUAAGACCCGUUAGUCUCUGAUUGUGCUGACUCAGCCUGCUAUCAUUACAUCCGUGCACUCACAUAAUUCAUCGUUUCAUUGUGCCAUGUUUUGGUCAACAGCGUUUCCUGGAUCAAAUCAUUUGGCUUUCCACUCUUGAAGACCCUCAGCUUAUAAAGAUCAGGCAAAUUAUAAAACUGGACUGAACCAGAUUUUUCCUGCGUUCUCAUGUACUCUAAGCGGAGAUGAUACGGGAUGAAAAGGGGAUGUCAGUGGAAACUCUCGAGAUUUACAGCUUUUCAUAAAGUAGUUGGACUGAAAAGAGGCAGAUUUCGAACUCACUGUGGAACAAUAGAGGCAGCAGAGGCAGAGGCAUUUUUGCUUUGAGUCCCCAGAACGGGUCAGGGUCCAAACCAACACUGCUGGUCUUUUGAACGCCUACAAGUUUCAAACGCAGCUUUGUAACGCAGACGUCUGUUAUUAAUCUGUGGACUUAAAAACAAAGCUGAUCAGUUAAAGUUAUAGAAAACAUACAGCAGUGUCACAGGCCGUCCUCAUCAGGGUGUUUUCAGAUUCACGAGGCCUGGACGGAGUCUCAAAAAGCAGCCGUCUUUAGAUGUGGGUGAUUUGAGAUUCACAGCUACCCUGUAUUUUUAUUACACCUUUUAGCCCCCCCUCCUGUUUUAUUUUAUGAUGUGACAACUAGAUCCUUUUUUUGUCUACCUCAGGUGAAACUUGGACACAUCUACUACAUGCAUGACAGCACUGAGAGCACCGAAGACAGCUUCACACUCCUUGCCUCCAUUUAUGACAAUCAGCGGCGGAGCCUCCCUGUCACCAUCGGAGUGACUGUCAUCCCGGUCAACGACGAGCCGCCCAAACUGAUACACAACACGGGACUGGAGGUAACGUUCUGCUCCCUAAAAGUGCUUUUGCUCUUACUUUCUUACAACACACUCGAUGGUAAACGGAGAGAAAAAUGCUGCUGUGCGACAAUCUUUUAUGCCUGUGAAAACCUAAGCUUUGUUUUUGUUCGUUUUUCCUGAUACCUCUCCUCUUCUCCGUUUAUUUCAAGCAGUGAAAGUCGUCUGUUUGUGACCGAGGAGAGAAACUUUUUUUACUGUGACCUUUCAAAAACAAGGGAAUGAGGUUUUUUUAUCAUAAAGAGAUGAAACUAUGGGGAAAACAAUUUGCUUCCCGGCAAGUUUUUUAUCAGUUCCAGUGCUCAAUUUAUUUGACGCUGCUUUAUGUGCAUAUAUUUACUUUCUCUCCUGCAUUAUUUUAAUGAAAAACACUUCCAGUUGUGCCCAUGAUUGACAGGCUUUCCCUCCUGACUUUGCAUGAACGGUCUGAUUCCCAAACAAAAUCAAAGCGGAAGCAGGAUAAAUUGCUUUUUAAUGCUUGACGAGAUUUUUAAGUUGUAAAGACGUCAUUGGAGCGUGUACGGCUUUGCUGCUUUGUGUUUAUCUUGAUAUACUUUGAUUUUCUGACAAAACAGCCUUUGAAUUAAGAAGCUCUUAAAUGUUUGCUUCAAGACUGAAGAAUCUCCCUGAAUCUGAGCUUUGGGUUAAAAAUCUUUGAGGUUUAAGUUAAAAUCCGAGUUUAAAGAAUUUAUAAACUUUGAACUCUGAAUGAACCCCGCAGUUAUUUUUCACAUCUAUACUGAAAACUUGGAGCUGCAGUCUACUUUCAUGAAUCCUGUGUGAACCUAGAAUUGUAUUCACUUUAUGCAGUAAGAUUUUUUCACUUGGACACAGAAGGAUGCUGACCUCUCAGGCGAUGACGCAUGCUGAAUCAGUGCGGCGGUGGCCUCCGCAGCACUUUGUUAAAACAAAGAGCCAUAAAAUAGAAGUGAAUUUGCAUAUUCUUAGCUUGACUGCUCUGAAAAUGUGAAUCAUGUGCGCUACAGAGGCUUACAAGGGCGGUGAUUCACUACUGUAUUCACUGAGUGCAGUACCAAGCAGAUUUUCAGGUAUACAUUAUGUGUGUGCAUUUUAAUGAGGCCCCUAAAUUGCUGAUAUGUCAGUUUGUACCCGAACAGGAAAUAAGGAGACGUAGGAUCCUUAUCACAGAGUUUAUACUGAUCCUUUAACAGAGACACCUGAUCCUACUGUAUGUAAAACACCUCACAUUUAUCCGUUUGCUGAAAAUAAGACAUGGCCUGCAAACAUCCUCUACUCAACAAUACACCGGUGUUUAACUCUUUAAGUCUUUAACAAGGUUUUAAGUAUUUUAAAGGUCCAUCAAGUGACAGGCAUAAAGCUAAGUUUACAUGCUGAAACCUUUUGAAGUGUUUUGCAUGCUGGUUGUGCUUUUCAACAAAAUUAAAAAAGAAUCUGAGCACCACUUAUCCAGAGAAGACAAUGGAAAGAUUAUAAUUCAAGGACUUUCACGAUCUCAUAUCUUAGAUUGGCAGAGGCACGUAAAUUCCUGUUUGUUAAAAGUUAGAAUUAGUGGUCAACAGAAGCACAUUUUAGAUGCAUUUUGAGUUAUUUCAUGAUACACAAAGCUCUAAAAUAGAUGUCAGAAUAUGACAUAUUUAUGCCAGAGGCAAUAUUGAACUUCAAUCUUUUAUAAAUCACAACAAAACACAAAUCAAAUACCUGUGAGUAACACUUAAAUUUAAUCUGCUCAUGUAAAAGGAUGUUGACAUUGAUUUUUUCCAAAAGCCAUGAAUCGAGUUAUCUUCAGUUUGAAGCCAGGCAAAGAUUACUAUCAACUUCUUUUUACUCAGAUCUUCCUUGCAGGUUUGUGUAACUCUCAGGUGAAAAAACCCACAACUUGGCAUCACAUUAGGGUCGUGAAAGGACGUGACUGUUACAUAAUACACUAUGGGUGAUAAAUUCUUGGUGUUAUAAUGAAAUUUGCUGAGAGAAACUGUAAUAAGGAGAGGACAGGAGAGGGUACUGACAGCUGGUAAGGUGUUCUGGUACACUAAAGAAGUCUCGGUUCACCAAAGGGAUGAAUUCAGAAUUGGUGGCGCUGCGUUGUUGAGUGUACCAGCCAAUAAAAUCACGGAUAAGUAAUUAAUGUAAUUUAUGAGCAACAAGUUAAUGAGUUCAUUUUGCAUGUAAACAGUUAAUGUGGUGGAUUAAACUUCUGAGGAAGACUACUUUUCAUUUAUUUGAUUCGUGAAGUAACAUCCAGAAAAUCAUAAGAAGACUAGACACCUUGUGUUUUUGUACCCGGGAGCAAAAUAAACACUCUCCAAAAACUAAGACAUGCUCAGAAGGCCUGAGCAGAGGGACAAUAUUACAUUGAGUAUACAAGCUAUGUCAUUACACCUCAUUAUAGAGCCAAAACUGUGAGUUACCAAAAAGAAAGCAUUAAAAUCAAAGAAGUAAAAAUGUAUUUCAACUGAAAGCUUUUACUUUCAGCCAUGCAACUAUUUAAAGUCCGGUACGCAAGAACCUGCAGCCCUUCUCCUGGGCCUGCAUGUGAUGUGCACAAAGGUCUGACUGUGAGUAGCACUGCUCUGCAAACUUUUCGACACUAUCUUUUGACCAGAGCGGACAGGAAUUUCCUCUCUACCACUAAAUCAUUUCAUCACAACAUGUUUGUUGGUUUUCAAAAGAAAGGUGUUGGUUCAAUGGCGCUUCAUAUAAUUGGAUCUACAGUAAGUUCAGCGUUCUUGCAACAGGCUUUCAGACUGAUUUACGUCAGCCUUGAAAGGAAACUUUGAAAGAAUCAAUAAAGUAGAUUCUCCUCUCCGAGCAGGCAGGCAGGCAGUUGGAAAAAAGCAGCAGUAAUCAGCUCACAGAACUGGAAACCAACUGUGUCAUUCAGCCCUCCCUGCUCUGCCUGCGGCUCCGCGUCUCCCUAGCAACCCGUAUUUUUGGAAAACCAAGAUGGUCGACGAGACCGCGGCUUUUCUGGCAGAGUGAGGGCGGCAUCCAGUCCCAGUGCCUCCUCUGCUGCGGCUGCAGAGAGUAACAUAAUGAUAUGUGGAUGUCUCCACACAAAGAGCCAGGGCUGACCCAGCUGAACUGGGAUUGAUUUAAAGCAGGAAGUGUGUGUGCGUGUAGUGACCUCUGCAGCAGAUGAUCAGACAUGAUGACUAACAUGGCCGUGAUCGAGCUCUGCUCUGCUCAAGCUCACUGCUGAUCCCAUUUAGCCCCUUCCAUAGGAUACAGCUGGUCUCGAUUAGUGUUCGUACUCUGUCUCAGCCUGACUCUGUCUGCUUCUGCCUCACUCUGCUCUUCCUCCAAACAUUUGUCUCUUUGGGUUAGUCGAACUUCCAGACAACUUCCUGUUCAUCAAUAAAUCAGUCAAUCAAACAUACUAGUCUGUCUGUUUCUCUAACACCAUAGCCGCGUAUUUAACUAUUUAUCACUUUACCCAGACAGCAGAGUGUUAAUCCAUCUAUUCACAUUUAUCUAACCAACCGUUCUUCUCUAAUCUGUACUUAUUGGCUGGCUAGCCCAUUAACGUUCAAGCUUGCUAUAUAUUUGUCCUCUAUCCAUCCAUUACCCAGUUAGCUUGUCUGUGUCUGCCUAUCUCUUUAACAACUAUUAAUCUAACUAGUUCAUAGAUCAGUUCAUUUCAAAGGACUAAUUAAUUGACAUAGGAAGCAAACAAUUACAUGUCCAAAUGAAGUUAAAAAAAAGGGGAAAUAAAGUACAAAAUACUAAACUAUAAAUAGACAAAUUUAGGCGGGAAAGCUAAAUUAUUAUAUCACUUUAAAGAUUAUUACAGAUGAUUUAAGAUAAUAAAACAGAAAAUUAUGUCAAAAUAAAGACUGUAAAUACAAUUAAAACUGUCAGUCUUAGGUACUUAUUUAUAGGAUGAAAAUAUAUACUUUGAUUGUAUAUAGGUUUAUUUAUAUAAUUAGAUACUAGGACAUGAUAGAUCUGUUUUUCAUGCUAGUGAUCUAGCCAUGUAUUUCACAGUGUCUGUCUAUUUGUUAUUAUUUAAUUCCUGUUAUUGAUUAUCGUUAAUAUUUUGUUAUUUUGGCGCUCAUAUACAGUUGUUUAUUGAGCUAGUUAGCUUAGUAUCAAGUAGCCUAACUGUAGUCCAAAGUCUAACCAGCCUACCAGCAUGCUACCUAUCUCUCACUGUUACAAUUCUAUCUAGAUAGCUAGCUAGCAAGCUAUCAAUCUUACUAUCGAUCUGUUCAAUCUUUUCUCCUAGCCUGAUCAUCUGUCAUAAUAAUCCUACAGCUACCUAGCCCUAUAUCACCCCACAGUGUCAUCUCCUUAUUGCCUUCCUCAUUAUUUAGCUAAAUAGCUAGCUAGUUAGCUCACUUUCAUUGAUAUUAGUCUUUGUCUUUGUUCAUUUUUAUUAGCUAGCCAGUUAACUCUCAAUUUAACUGUGCCAGUUAGUCUCACUAUAUUAGUUAGCUUUUAAAUUAGUUAUAUUUAAUCUAUCCAGUCAUUUCCUUUCUGUUUAUUGAGCUAACUAGCUCGCUUCCCUCUAUCUUACUCUUGGUCCCCUGACCAACUUUUAUUUGCUAGUCAGCUAACUCCCUAUCAAUUGAACUGUCUGUCUGUCUGUCUGUCUGUCUGACUGAUUAAUCCAUUGAUAGUCAACUGUCUAUAAAUAAUUUUGCAGCUCUAGAUAGAUUUUGUUUUGAUGUUUUUUUCCUUUUUUCUAGCGUUUUAUCCAACUGUAGAUCUCUUGAUUUAAUCCGUCUCCUCCUUGCUGCUUGUGCACAUGACCAUCAAGUGAUAGAUGAAGUUUCUUGUUUAAUCUUCCUCCUAAAACAGAGCAGGGACUCAGACUAAAACCAGUUAUUUUGGUGGGUAAACUGUCUCUAUUCGCAUCGCUGCAGACUGGGUGGUGAGACUAAACUGGAACAUCAAUACUGUCGUCUUUCCUCCCUGACCAUAAACUACGGCUUAGGUGAUGACAAUGAAUUAUAACCUUUCUUGUUGUUGUUGUUGCCUGAUGGUUAGUGCACCUCUUCUUCCACACUCUCUAAAUAAAGUAGAAAUACACUGAUGUCCUCAGCAGAGAGACCAGCCAGGAUUAUAGCUGCCAGGUCAGUUUGGGAUACGGCCUCAGACAUUCGGUGUCUUUUAGAGUCUCAGACCAUUAAGAGACAGUCGUAUCCUGUUGAGUCAUCAGCAAACUGAAGUCGUUUGCCAAUGGCAGCCUCUUCGUUACCUUCUCCAAAUGAAAUAUCAGGCAUUGUGUCUGAUCAAAUUAGAUUUGCAGCCCAUCCUCUUAGGUGCUAAAUGCAUUGAUUGUUAUAUAAACCAUCAAUUUGAGAGUCCAUUUUGCUGAUUACCUGCCCCAGAUUGAGUGGUGCUUUGCUGGAGUGCAGGGUGGGAUAAUGUGGCCAUCUAGUGUUGGAAUCUGAGUACUGCAGCAAACAUCAAAACUAGUGCUGACAGUAGAUUGAAAACAGUGACGUGACCUGAUUUAAAACAUGACACAUUUUCUUGAAGACACUGUUUCACCCCGAGGCUUUUGAAUUUGAUACUUCAGACAUUAUUUUGGUGUUUAUUCCCCUGAUUGAACCUCCUGUUUUAUCAAGAGGAUGAGUAGACUUUAAUUAGCACUGUGGUGUAUUACACAAUUAUCUGUUUUCAGCUUGUUUUUACAGUGAUCUGAGUUAUUCUAGGACACCGUUUUGAAAUCAUAGAGUAAUAAAGCUGAAAAAUAAGAGUUUGUUGGAUUUUUGGACUAAGGACACAGGACAAAAGAAGCUAUUUAUCUACUAAUGAGUCCCUUCAGGUAAUGUACACUAUCUUACCAACUUGCAGACUUGUACUGGAGUACAGUGAGACAACAUGAUAACGCUGCUAUAAGUGGUAAACAAUGCUGCAGUGCACUCUUCACACCAGUAUAACACCAAUCUGGGGAUGCAGCUUUAAAGGUCAAAGUUGAAAACUGUUUGGCACAUCACUACUUUGACACUACACCACAAAACUUGGUUGUAGGGUCUUUUUUAAGUUUCUGAAUCUUGCAGAAAUUCAACAGUUGGCAUCUAAACUCUCAGAGAGAGAAAAACAAACAUGAUUGGAUGACUCGCCCGCUGCUUUUUCUCUCGGCUGUGCUCAAAUUACAACCAUAUUUUCUGUUGACUUUAGUGAGAUUUUUCCUCCAAGAAAACAGAUGUUUCAGCUGCUCUAAUAGUAGUGGAAACAUUGAGGCGCCUCUCUAACAUAGGAUUCUGCUCACAACGACGCCUCUUAACGCUAAGAAUCUGGCCAGGUGGGUGGUGCUAUUAUCAGCGAACUCAUCUCUGCAUAAUGUCCAGAAGGACCGUGAGCCUCUUAUGUCUUGAUAAAAGGAGGGAUAAAACAGAGGAAAGGGAAAGCAGAGAGCAUCUGUCUCAUCCGCGUUGCAUGCACAGGGGAUGGUGGGUGUUCUGCCUUCAGGCAAACACAUCCACUUCCACCUCUCCUAACAGAGUCCAUAUUUGGCUCAGAAUUUUUUAGGCUUAGUGUGCACAUCUUGAAAAGGGAUGUGCUCAUGGACAAACUAUUGGGUGCUGCUUUCUGCAGGCCUAAGAUGUAAACUGCACAGGGGAAGGGAAAGAUUCUCUCAGUCCUGAUAUCGGGUAUUCUCUGUAGAUACUUGCUGGUAUUUCCUGAUAAGAUGUUGUUGUCUGUUCUACCUGAAGAUAUCCGAGUAACCGAUCAGUGACUUGAACUGAUGCAAAAGAAAAAAAUCUUUUCCAGAAGGAUGAUGUGACGUUCCUCCUCUGAAGUUGACAUGCCACCUGCUGAGCUCAUCCAGACAGGUUAACCUCAUUCUGUCAGGGAGGUAUCUGACACAUGAAAGUAUAAAUAAUCCCUCAGACGGGAUGAGUCCCGGUCUACGUCCCCCAUGGCUAGAUGGUCACCUGACCCAGUCACAAUCUGGUAAACAGCCUCAGCAGGAAUCUUAUUUGAAGGAGUCUCGGUGGAACCGCAGGUGAGCUGCUAACUUCUGGUAGAGAUGCAUACUUCAAAAAUCCCAAAGUGAUUGUCAGGAUUUAGGUGCUGUAUCUAAGUUUUUUUUCCCCUUGUGGUUCUAGCUACAGAUGUAUGCAGCAGGCCCCAAAUCCCUCAAGACUGAUGGUUCAUAUUUAUUCCAAAUUUAGACUUCUACUUACUUCAAAACACAAGCAUCUCUGCCUUCCACACCCUGGCACCCUGGGCUGGCAGCAAGCAAUUAAAUGACUGCAUUCAGAUGAAAACAAGCCUAUAAAUGGAUGUUUGAACGCAGCAAUUUCAAUGCUGAUGAAAAAAACUGUUACCUAGAGGCCUAAAACAUGAACCCAUCAUCCACAUUUAGAUUUCCACCAAGACGUCUAGACAUAUUCUUGACUAGAAAGUCAUGACCUAAGAAAGUUCUCAUCCAUCACUUUGGCUUCUGCAGAACAGCCAAGUUACAGCUAUUUCACCACAAGUCCCUCAGCAUGCAAUAAACUCUCUUCCUACCCUUAGUUUUACUUUUUAUGGAAAAACUAACUGGUAAACACACACUUUUUCUAAACUCUUUUUCUAAACUUUUAAAAAUUUCUGUUUAACAAAUGAACUACUAAUGAUGAUGAUAAUAAUAAAAAUAAUACUGCAUCAUUGAAUACAUUAUUCAUUCGCUCACCCAGUCACAUCCUGGUGGUGGUAAACUACCUUAGUAGUCACAGAUGCCCUGGGGCAGACUGACGGAAACAUGGCUGCCAGUUUGCACCUACGGCCUCUCAGACCACCACCACACAACACUCACAUUCAUACACCAGUGGAGGACACACACACUGGAGGCAAGGUGGGUUAAGUGUCUUGCCCAAGGACACAACAGACAGACUCCAGAGAGGGGGGAAUCGAACUGCCUACCUUACAGUUAUUGGACGAUCACUCUACCUCCUGAGCUACUGCCACCUUGAGCUACUGUAGUCAAAAAGGUCCAAUUGUAACACCCAAUCAGUUAUUAGUGGUAUGGCUCCAUGCUAAGACCCCCCCAACCCUUCCACGUGCAAAGCGGGAAGAGCUGCGGCAUACAUAUGACACUAUUAAAAUCAAAUACAGCAAGGAGGUUUGCAGAGAGGACGAAAGCAUCGAAAAGCCAAAGCAAUAUUAAUGGAACGCCUAUUUUGACAUUAGUCAAUCAGAUGCGUCGGAAAGUAAUAGGCUGAGCUGUUAGCCCAACUUUGUGGCCUGCCUGAACUAACACCAUGCUCCAUUUUUACAGUACCAUCAAAUGCUCAGUAGCAUAGCACAGGCAUGUCAUUUUGGGUGGUCCAGGAGCUCUGGACAGGAUUGGGUACUGUAUUUUCGUCCCCUUGCAUUAAUAAAACCAAUAAAUAAUUAUUAUCAUCAUUAGAAUGAUGCUGACAGCUUGGAGAUGUCAUGUACUGUGUCAAAUAUGGAGAAAAGUAAGACGUACCAAGCAACUGAUAUGCUUCUUUCUUUAUAUAAAAUCAACACACUCCGUAUUCAUGAAGAAGUUAAAGCCAAACUUUCCUCCAAUUACCAUCUCAAGUUCACAGAAGAAGGGCGUUCAGAAAGUAUAUCAGAGCCUUGUUUUCGUGACCUCUGCUGUCACCAUACAUCACUGCAGAUAUAGGAUGUAUAGCAGCAGAAAUAGUGCCAUAAAUGAAAAGCACUUCGUUUCACUUCGAAUUAAACCCUACUUGUCUGCGAAGUCAUCAGCAGUUAUAAAAGUUGUCAUUUAAGGGGAACAAAGACGUUAUCUACCAGCUCAGAGAGCACAAAGUGUGUGAUGAUGGAUUAUGGCUCUGAAGUGUUGAUGCUGUGAGUCGUAGUGAUUGAGGUUUGACAGAGUGUCAGACUGAAUGGGCUGUUGUGAGCAGUCGGCUGUAAGGCAACUAAAUUAUACACUUCACGACACAUUUGUUACAUCAAACUGGGCAAGAUGGCUCAGAAAUACCAGAAAUUACAUAGAGGACUGAGGGAGACAUCACUUUAGUUGGUUUUUACAGAAGCUCGACAACAUUAGGAAAUGUAGCCUCACUUUAAUGUUGUUUAAAAGGAGGGAAUCGAGCGUGCUUGGAGCUGCAUUAGUACUGUGGCUGUAGUGAUGCCAAGUUGUCAAAGAGUCCUUCAAUUUGGGCAAAUGUGAGUAAAUUCAUCAUCACUGUAUCAGUAUAAUACUUAAGUCACAUCAUUGAUAGGCAGAGGUGGGCACAGUCACCCUUCAGCUUGUUAACAGCAACAUUAACUUCGAUCAUAGCUACUUUAUGGACUGAAGUUCAAGUUAAAACCUGCUGAAACUCUAUCUAUGUAGUAUGCAAGAUGCUCUUUGUCAGCUGGUGCUCCAGUGUUAUACCGAAGUCUUACGCCUUUAUAGGAGAGAGUGGGGUAAAUUGAGCCAAAGGGUAAGUUGAGCCACCUCCUGUUGCUUAGAAAUGGUAAAAGAAAUUGAUCAUGUGACCAAUUAUUUAGGAGAUGGGCAUCAAUUCAAAGGAGACCCCUUUUUUGUCAUGCUAUAUUAUCAAGACAGUUAUGUUUACACUCAUUCUGUUGGUUUGCAGGGAUGAACAACAUCUUGAAAUAUAUGCAGAUUCACUAGUUAGAGACAAAACUAUGAUUGCCUUGAUGUAGUGAUCCAAAAUAUGAAAAAUGGCUCAUCUUACUCCACUCUCCCCUACACCAUUACAGCUGCUGCACAUACACGUUCAGCACAAUAAAACCACACAAACUGACUGCAAGCCCAGCAUUAAUAUGUGCUCUGCAGCAGCACAAAAUCCUCCUUGGACGUCAGCGUUCAACAACCCCACCACCAGAACCAGCAGCGCACUCACCUACCUGUUGCUGGGCCUCCUGUGCCUUACGGUCUCUCUGCGUCAUCUCUUUGCAUCAGGACCAGAAAGGUUGACAUCGAUCCAUUUCACUUCAUCCAAACGGUGCUGAACUUUCUUCUAUUAUCCUGCUUCGUUGUCGAACCAGUCCCCAGCCUCUAUAUCUCCGUCCACGGUUACAGUAGUCCUGAGCAGACCCGCCACCCUCACCCUGACGAAGACCUCAGGUAACCUCCAGGUGAGCUAACAGCCGCCGUCCAGGCGAGCUUCGGUUAACUCCGUCAAACUCCGUCGUUGCUUCGGUUUGGCUCGUUAAAAGUCCAUCCAAAGUUACAGAGAGUUGGACUUUGCUUCCUCUUUGACAUUUUUCCCGUGUCGAGUCCAAAGUGCGUGAACCCCAGACAAAAAAAAGAGUCCACUUCUGCCAGGCUGUGUGACAGGGUUACGUGAGGUCAUCACGGACGAUCUGGAACUGCGCCAUUUUCGGAGGGAAAAGUUACCGGAAGUAGUAUUUUUUGUUGCGUUGCCUACUUUUGUUUGCAGUAAAAAAUAGCCCAAACUUAAAUCUUAAUUUGAAGAAAUAAAUGAAUAUGAGUGAAGCAAUACGACAAUUGUUGUGUUAAAUCAAACAAAAUCUAACAGAAGUUAAAGGGGUUUUUUUGUUUUGUUUUGUUUUUUAACGACCAACAGAUUGACUGGUAAGCCACGCCCAUGAUUAUACGCUUUACUAAUAGUUUUAGGUAUUUAAAUUAGAUGGUAGCCUAACUCAUAUAUUUCCCAUCAUGCUCUGAAAAGAUGAAAAAACCACGUGACCGAAUCCCCUCAAUACAGUAACCAUAAAGACAAUCAGGUUUUUUUUUGUUUGUUUGUUUGUUUGCUUGUUUGUUUUGUUGUUGUUGUUGUUGUUGUUGUUGUUGUUGUUGUUGUUUGUUUUGUUUUUUUAGGGAGAAUUUGAACCCCCAAAGAUCCGACAGCAACAAAAUUACUUCUUUUUCCAGCCUGUAUAGUCCCCCCUGGUGUUUGUUAGGAAGAACAAAAGUUCAAGGCAGCCUUUGCUUUACUUUUCUAACCUGAAGACAGCACCCACGUUCUUACAGAACACAACCCAGUCAUCAGCACGGCGGCUUUUAUUUUGGACCUGUUAGCAGGCUUACAUUAACAUUAAACCCCAGACGCUGCUUUGUCUGAGAAAAAGCCUCAAGGUGGACUUUGCAGAGAUGCAGACUCAAAGUCUUUUUGUGAUAAAUAUCUGAGCGUCUAGACAUUUACUGAUGUGAUGGGAUGUUGUUUUGAACUAAAUUGUAUGUGUCUGGAUCUAUGUUUGGAUGCCCUCAGAAUAUACUGCAAUACGAAACAAAAAAAAAGGAUGAUCAGACUUUAUUACGUGCAAUAAAAGGACAAUUCAAACUAAAGUGCUGCUGAAACAAAUCCGAUAUAUACAGCAAAAAGUUGUGAUUCACUUUUAUAAACCUGUACAGAGCUGAGAUCAUCACAGAUAAAGGCUUUCGCAAAGCGCUUAAGUGUUGUUAAGCGCUUUGGGUAUCUUGAAAGGUGCUAUAUAAAUGUAAGAUAUUAUUAUUAUUAAGUGAGAUAGUAUCCAUGUUUUCUGUUAUGUACAGACGGCCAUUAAAAAGCAGCAUUAUUUUAGCAUCAGCGUUUCUAUUUCAAAUUAUCUUAAUAUCAACAUAUUUGACUAUCAGACAGGUAACGUUUUAGUGUCCUAAAGUCAUAAUGGUUAGUGGAAGCAAUUAGAAACUGGAAAAGAGAGAUGCACAUGACAGGCUUUGAGAAACUGCUCAUCAAAAAAAGCUUCUUACGUGCAGACUCUCAAACACUUAAGUAGAAAAUAACUCCUGACAUAUGUGCUCCACAUGGAUGUCUUCUUCUUGUGUCUGCUACUUUUUACGAACUUCUCUCUAAAUAUAACUUCCGCUCAUUGAUUGACACCUUAAGCCGCUACAUCCCGCGUCAUCUUCCCUCCUCUUUCUUCUGCCGUAUCUUGUCGCUCUUCAUCCCGAGUCUUAAGAAAAAGGAGACUGAGAGAGGAAUCAGAGGUCUGAAUGGCUUUUGGAGAUCGAUUUGUGCCUCCUGACUGCGGGGCCUCAGUCGGCUCAGCUUUGCCGACUGAUUCUAACUGUUUAAGAAUGUCUUUCUGGAGAUCUGGCCCAUUUCUUUCAAUUAAUGCUCCUUUCAGCCAGUCGACCAUUAGAAGUCCAUUAAAGCUGCUCCACCCUGGGAGAGUCAUUCAGCCCGGGCUGCUGCGCUCCAUCUUCUGAUAACAGGAGCGUCUGGACGGCCACACAGACAUGAUUAACCUUUUCAAUUGUUUCUUUGGAGGUGGCUGAUUUUAGGAUUUGUUUAUUCAGUUUGUUGGUUUUAUUUUUGCUUAUUUCCAUUUCUAUAUUUGCAGGAAAUUAUUCAGGUGAUGCUUUGAAGAUCUCCAGACAGCAUCAUGCUGAUCUUUUUACACAAACAAACUCCUGACCUUUGGUGUGGGUUACACGACUCCCAGUAUUACCCAGAUUUAGUAAUCCAUGCUCUCUUUCUAUGUCUUUGAUAUUUACAGGUUCUGGCCGGAGAAGAAGCAGACAUCACUUCCAGCAUGCUGAAGACGGAGGAUGCUGAUACUCCUGAAGAAGAGCUGGUGUACCAUGUUGAGUCGCCGGUCAGUGGGAUGGUGGCGCUGAAAGAGACACCCGACGAAGGCGUCUACAAUUUCACACAGGCUCAUGUCAACAAAGGGGAGGUGAUCUUCAUUCACAAGGGUGAGUUCACCAUCACGAUCAACCACCAAUUAUCACCAAUAAUCAAAUUAGUCAGUUUAAGCUUUAAGGUGGCCAAUAUCACCGCUUCUUGAUUUCACUGCUCUGUGUUCAGGGAUGUUUUCAUUGCCAGAAGUUUAAUAUAACAAAAACCUCACUCAGAUUAAUCACCGCCUUCAAGGGUCUGACUCUUCAGCUAUAAAUUUAGACACUUGACAAAGUUGUCAAUAAGCUGCUUGUGUUUAUUGAUGGUAUUUUGGGGGUUCAAAAAUUGUACUUGGGAGCUCUGUUAAUUGCAGUCCUUAUCACUUUUGAUGUGCUAUAAAACCAGAAAAGUGGAAUUUCUGCCAGAUUAUAUAGGCAUUGCACAUUUUAAACAAUCUGCUGUUAUUAUAAAAAGUUUAACAUACAUAAAAACUUCAAAAAUAAUGAAUAAAGGAGCUGUAAACAAACCAUGAGUUUCAUCUGUUUCUCCAGGUGAGGAGUCUGGAGGUUUCAGCUUCACGGUGACAGACGGGGAACACACGUCCCCCCUCCACAGAUUUGUUGUCACAGCCAGGCCUCUCACCAUCACCAUGGUAACCCAGGAGGAGCUCAUGGUAUUUCCAGGUAAGAUGCCAAAAUCCUUCAGACUUUAUGCCCCCGAACACAGCGGUGAUGAAAGGAUAACAGCAGUGAAAGACACUGAGUCACUCGUUCAGGCAGGUCACUGGAGACGUAUAAUGAGAGAUUUGUGCAAAAGGUUUUGUUCUUUCUGUUUCAGACUUACAAAACUGAGUGAAAAAAAGAAGAAAUGACAGAAUAGAAGGUGCCUCAGAUUGAUCAGUGUAGCUUUUUAAAGUCUUUUGAGUUAGUAUCUUAUUUGUAUACCCAUGAAAAGAUAGGAGUUACUGCAAGUCAUUACUUAGUUACAUAUUACUCACAAUACUAUUCAAUCAGGACCACCUUCAACAAAGCAAGUAUUUAUUUGCAUGCAGUAGGCUGUAUUUGUCUCUUUUCUGCUCCUUCUAUGUAUAAACAUGAAAUGCCAUAGCCUAAGGUGAGGAGAGCGCACCUUUACCCCAUUUAAUGUGCUUGCAUGACAGGCCGAGGCAGGCAGAGCAGCAGCAAAGUCUUACAACUUACAGACCAGAGCAGGCAUCGGUCACAAUACAUACACUCAGAAAAAAAACAAUCAUGGCAUAGUUUAUUUUUAAGUAUUUGCAUCUAUUUGAUUUUUAUCUACAUUAUUAUUUUUUUUAAUACAUUUAUUUAAUUUUUUUUAAAAAUAAGCAUGAAUCUUUUAUUCUAAAAUCAAUUAAAUUUAAUCAGUUAAAAUGUAUGAAUAUAGUUUAAAUAUGAUGAGAUCAACCAGGAUUCAUAUAGUUCAAAUUUAUGAGACUGAAUUAUUUAUUAUAAACAAAUUGGGUUUAUUUUUGAUGCAAUGAGGCCCAAAUAUUUAUGUGAAUGUAUGAUACUUAUCAAAUCAGGGAAAGCAUAAAAGGAAGAGCUGAGACGGAGGCUGGUUGAAACAAGAACAGCAAGCAGACUAGAGCAAGUGUAGAUAGAAUGGUCACUGGCAUUUACUGGGUAUAACAUUAUAUCUCCCAUGAUGCUCCUGUGAUAAUGGAUAAUCAAUCUUGUGUUAUCACUGGCUAGAAGUGCUUGAACUGACUUGAAAGUGGAGCAGGCAGAGCACACCUCCCCUCUGUUUCAAGCAAAGGCAGGUAGAGCGGCAGCAAAGUCCAGAGCAGGAACCACUGGUAUAAAAAAAAGAAAACCUAAGUUGAAGAGCUGGGAUGGAAACACGUAGUAAAGCUGUUUCCAGCAGUACAAAAAGGCAGUGUAGAUCUGAACACCCGCAUCAAUAAGAUGUGCAGAUAAGCUGUUCGCUGGUUUGAGCUGACAUGAAGAACAGUUGGUGAACUGUGGGAUGAGCUUGGCUUGGUGUCCUGUCUGAACUAACACUAUACUCAACAUAUAGUGGUAUUCGAUGCUUUUUACAUCCAGUUUGGUUUCGAAUGUCUUAUUUUGGUCUUAUAUAUAUAUCCUUAAGCCUUAUAUUUUAAUUCUUUGCAACACUGCACAUGUAAGAAUAAAGUUUUAGAUUACAGCCGUUGUAGCCAAAAAGUGGUAACUACAGGAAAGAGGCACAAUUCAUUUUCCUCUCAUAAAUGUUGAGUUUCACUUGGAGCUAACUUUUCCUUUUACAGUCCAAACUUUAUUUUAGAAAUGUUCCAGAGCAGAAAAGAGAUGGGGUUUUUAUUUCAGGGUAAAAAAAUUAUAUAUAUAUCACAAAUUCGCACGUCAAAACUUUUUAGGAGUGAAAUUAUUUCAUGUCAGCACAGGCAGCGACCUCAGCCGAAUCCAUGAUAAACUUCACUUUUAAGCAUGACAUGAGAGAUGAGCUGGAAGCUCGGAUAACAUUUUUUUGGAUUGAAACCCUCACCAUCAGGAAACUCUCCUCCACGUGAUGUGCAUGAGUUACUGCAACCGCUGAAGUUUGAGGCAAUUCCAGACUCUGCUUAAUUUCACAAACUCAACCAGACCUCCAAGAGGCCAUUUUCCACAAAAUCAUCCCAGCACUCAGAAAGCUGUGUGUGUGCAUGUGUCUAUGUGUGUGUGUGUGUGUGCUCACAGGAACCAGACAGCGCAUCACAAGUGCUAAUCUGGGGGCUGAAACCAGUGAGGAUGGAAAUGAGAUAAACUACUCGCUCAGACGCCCACCUCGUUUGGGGAGACUCAUCUUGGCCAAUGACAAGAACCAGUAUGAGGAAAUAAACAGCUUCUCUCAGACACAGGUAAUUACUCUGUUUCUGUGUGUGUGUGACUCGAUGUGGGCGGCUGGGAUGGGUUUCUUUUUGCAGACAUUUAACUCCCCCCUCCUCCUCUUUCUAAUUUAAUGAUCCGCAGUCAUUUUAAGGAAUGAUAUCCACCGUUAAGUAGCACUAAAAAGUCAACCGUCAAGCAGAAAAUAGAUGGGCAGGAAAAGCAGAAAUGUAGAAAGUGCCAGAAACAUUAGAAAAACAUGUUCUGAUGGAUGGUUUCCAUAAUAAUCUGUUGCAUUAGGAGGGCACUGUGAGUUCAGCUAUUAUAACUUUCUCCCUUUCAAAUAAAUCCUCUCCACUUGCAGGUCUGACAUAACUAUUAAUAGCAUAUUUGUGUUGCUAAGCAGCCAUAGGUGUUAAAGCCUCUCCAGACAUCUGAUGAUAGACCAUCAGACAUAAGAAGACGUAAUGCCCUUUAAAUGCGUAAAAUUUCAGCUAAUCCUUCUUCCGUUUCCAACCGAGUCAAACUGAGUUUCCAGAGGUGAAAAUUGGGUAAUGAUUGCAGCUCCUCACUUGUCUGGAUAAUUUCAAAGUCCUGCCUGGAAAUUUUAAAUUAUUUUCUAUUUUUUCAGCGUUGGGUUGAAAAGGUCAGCAUGCAAAAAAUGCAAAAGUUAGACGAUAGUUUGAAUAUUUAUCGUAUAGUAAUCAGGGUGUGCAUGAAGACCCAAUUUUAAAGGUACUGUAAGAGAUUUUUAAUGGGUUUAGAAACAGGCUAAAGCUGAUAAUAAUGACUCCUUAUGACAAACUAGACGAUCAGCAACAGACUGAUAAUUUCACUUUGAUCACUUUUAAUGCUUUAAACCGCUGUGAGGGGGUAGGUGUCACACCAGAUGAUUGACAGCUGGUUGAAAAUUGCCUUUUAUCACUUAAAUCACAAUAAAUACUCACAGUGAGUUAUAUAUAUUUACAAUUAAAAGACAACAGGUGAGGUUUUUGACUGAAAACAUGAUCAAUUUGUCCACAGGGGGCAUCAAUACCCAGGUUCCUACAGCAGCUUUAACCAAGCUGGCUUAGUUGUAUUCACUUUACCAAACAAAAACUCUGACAAGGAUCAUCCUUUGAGUAUUAGAUGAAAUGACAAACACACAUUUUUAUAUUCUGGUAUUAGGACUCAUUGAAAACUCAAAGCAGAGUAAUUUUAUAGUAUUUUAUACAUUUAUAUAAGGCUAUUUAUAAAACAGCUGUUAAACUGCAGAUCUAUUUAGAGAACAUUUACUGUAAUAGGCUUCAAUAUAGUUAGUUGACAAGAAAAUUAUAGAGCAGACUUAGGCCAGUGUCAGCCCAACUGAGCCUUACAUAUAUGGAAGAGAAAAUUAAUCACAAACCAUAUUAUUCAGGCAUGUUGGUCUGACAAUAGAAAGUUCAAUUCAGUGCAGUUUUAGUCUGACUUAUGUGUUUACCUAUACUUUAAAAGUCCAGUUGCAGUCGGAUUGAUGCAAAUUGACUUCUUUAAACUGCACUGAUUGUUUGAUUGGGGUGCCUUGGCAAAAGCAAAGAGCCAAAUCUGUUCAUUCUCAAUUUUAUCUCACCAACUCUAAAAAACUGUCUGACUCUAAAAAGAACAGUAAGUGAUAGUCUGAAACAUUCGCCAUCAGUAAGGUGAUAUCGUUAAGUGACAUUUUUGUGUCACUCUCAUGAAAAAGCGUCUCACAAUAAAACACGCGUGAUCAAGAUGGUCCUGAAAACGUCAAGACCUGAACAUUCUGAUCUUAUAAAAAUAAAAAGUCAAGAGUUAAUGUUAAAAUGCCUUAUACUAUGGGAGUCUUGAAUUUUGACCACUGUGUGAAAAGAGGUUUUGUUUUUUUUUCUGCUGUAACAAGAUUUUAUCUACUUUAUUAGAUCAUUUGUAACUAAUCUGAGUUCAAACAAAGAACAACAGAAUAAAUGUGUGUUUUAUUUUUGAGCUCAGGUGCAGAGGUUCAUAAUUCUCUCACCACACAAAACAUCAAUGUGUUCCUCUUUUUCACCAGCAGAGGGCCUCGUUGAACCUGACACUGUUGUGAUGGAGAGGCUCACCAUGAACAAAAGCAGUCCUGCUAAUAACCUUAAAGUGCUUUUAUCUUUUUUAAACACAUUUUUAGCAGAUUUACUCAUCAUUAACAGAUACAGUUUUUUAUAGUUUCUAUACACCGAGUGUUUUAAAUUGACACUUCUUUUUUGCUGUUGGCUGAAGUUACAUGAAUAAAUACCAAACACAAAUACUAAAGAAUGUCUUUCUAUGUAAACAGAACAUGUCUGGUGGCUUUUUUAGCAUUUAUUAAAUUUGCUUUUGGAUGGUGGGGUAAACAGUCUGAACAUUUACAUGCUCACUCUGCAAAUGUUUGCCUCAAUUCCUUGGCAGUGUCCCCUCACUCUCAUCUGUCUCUUCUUUCUGCUCCUGAAACCUGACUGUGCUCAGAUGAGCAUGAGAGCUCAUCAGUUUUCCUAAACUGUGUUAGCGUGAUGGAAAAAAAUGUACAUUGAGCCGAAACUUGAUCUAAAUAUUUGAAUUAUACAGCUCUGUGUGUGUGUGUGUGUGUGUGUUUGAAAUCUUACUCACUUGUAUAUGGAUCUUUGUGUUCUGAAAGAGGAAAAGAGAGGAGAGUUGAACUCAGGACAUGGCGACCUCAGAGAGCGAACACAGGCAGUCACAUUCCAGUUCACAAACUCUGAUCCUGGUCCAGUUUAGCCAAACCACUGCCGCUGCAGCCAUCUGAGCUCUUAUUUUGCUGCAGUGAUUAGAAAUGCUGAAGAAAAGAGAGGAAGAUUAUAUUUAAGCAAAAUAAACUGUCUCCAAAGUCAGGUAAAGCAAGGGCACUGAGAAGGAAUGAUGUAAAAGUUAGAGAGGUAUCGACAAUUAUGAGGAUCUCCUGUGGUUGAUAGUAAAAAAAACUUGUCCUCAGUUUCUUCUACCUUCUGAUUUUGUUGUUCCCUGAUCCCCAGCUGGAGUCAGGAGCAGUCUACUAUGAGCACCAGAUACCCGAGGAGCCUUUUUGGGUGGUGAGGGACUCCAUAGAGCUCACCCUGAAUUCCCCACCAGCCCCAGACGUGCGUCACAUCCUGCCCAUCACCGUCUCAUACUACGCUGCUCACAGCAACAUCUCCUCCCAGCUGUGGAAGAACAAAGGUAAAAGACACAAUCAGGCAGGAACAUGAUAUUAUCUUUGGUAAAAAUGACAUGUUUAUUGAAGGAAAACUAUCAAAAUGAAUGGUUGUCUACAUAAAUAGAGGUUAUGUCUUCAAAUGACAGCAGUAUGGUUGUAUUAUGUGCAUUUCAGCAGAUGUCAACAUGCCUUGACAGAAGAAAGAAGCUUUAAAGGCCAAUUAUGAAACAAAAAUAAUAACAUUUGAGUUCAAAAGUGCAUUUUUUUGUCUGUGAUGGGUUUAUUUAGUACAGUAUUCAUAUGUUUAAUCUUAUAGACCUCCUACAAGGAAAGUUUAUGGAUAACAGCAGAUAAUCCAGCAGUUUAAGUAGGCUGUGUUUACAAGAUGUUUUCCACUUUAAGCACAAUUAAAGAUACGUUACCAAGAGAUAGAAAUGAAAUAAAAGAAGAGCAGUUCUAUAUAUUCACUUAUUUAUGCUUGUCACCCUGCUGUAGAGUAGGUUGAGAUUUCUUGUCAACAAACUGUACUUACAUAUCAAAAAGACAAGAUCAGCAGAGACCACAUGUCUGCUUUGCCUAGAGGGGGCGCCAAAAUCAAUGCAACCUGAAAGUCCCUCACAAGAAAAUCAAACAAUCUUGGCCUUUAAGGCCGUUAAAGUAAAACUAAAACUUAUUAAAAUAUUCCAAUUAUUAACAAAUGCUGUCUAAACACAGUUGAUUUUGAUUAAAGAUCUAGUGAGGAACUACUGGCAUGCUCAUGUAUUGAUUUCAUUUUGACCAAAAAAAUCUGAUUUUCUAUUGAUAGCCAUUGGUAUCACAGACUUUGAAUUUUGCCAUGGUAAAUGUAAAUAAAGUUUGACUCCAUAUUUAAAAUCAGUCAUGUCAGUUGUUGUCCUUUUUGCUUUUAAAGGUUGUAAAAAACCAUCAGUAUUGGUUUUGGCUUGUUUUAUAGCCAGCUAAUGACUCCAUACAGGACCUUUAUAAUCUCAACAGUCCGUGUUAAAUCCUGUCCAGUUUGGUCUCUGGCGUUGUUGUGAUGUGAUAUUCAUCUGCCGUUGUCUUGGCCAGCUGCAGCCUUUUGUUCGUUUACUUUUUUAUAGACUUUAAGAAUAACUUCCUGGUCUUGUACUCAGAUUCUUUAUUGCUUGAACAGUCCAGUGUCAUAAAGGGUUUCAUCACUCCUGCUUCUCCUGCUGCCAAAACAGCUCCAAAUGUCUCUGUAAAUGUGCCAAAAGCCUUAAUGGACUGAGCAGUACCAUUAAAUAUCUACAGUUGGAGUAAACUUAAACUGCAGGGGAUGUUUCUUUGAAAUAUGAGUGAACUAACAGAUCUUCCACCUUUAUUGUUUCCUUUCAGGUCUUGAUAUUGUGCAAGGUCAGAGGAAAGUCAUUGACGAUUCGAUCCUUGAUGCCUCCAACCUCCUGGCCAGCCUCCCUGAAGAUCAGCGAGAUGAUUAUGAUGUGGCUUUUGAGAUCAAGCGUUUCCCUGACCACGGCCGCAUCACCUUGGAUGGACAGGACCUGCCCCGUAACGCCCCAACCUUUGUGCAGGAAGAUGUCCUUCAAGGAAGGGUGGAGUUCCUCCAUGACGACUCAGGGGCCCCAUCUGACAGCUUUGCUUUCAGAGCCCGCUUGAAGUCUGAAGGUGGUGCCGUGUCCUCCCCUGCUGAAUCCGUGGUCCUUGAGGAGAUUUUUAACAUUUCUGUGAAACGUAGAGGUUCUGACCCCCCUGAGCUGGUCACUACAGACAUGCUCCUGGAGGUUCUCCAAGGCUCAAUGACCAUUUUGACGAAGAAACACCUCAACACUCAAGAUGAGGACAGUUCACCAGAUGAGGUGCAGUUUAAAGUGACCAAAACCCCAAGCAAUGGUCAACUAGUUAACACUCUCACAAUGAAACCUAUCUCCGAGUUCUCACAGGAGAUGGUCAAUCAAGGGCAGGUUGGCUUCGAUAGCGAUGGUACCCUGGCUGGUGGAUUUGUUGAAUUCAUCGUGUUUGAUGGAGAGCACCAAACAAAGCCACACACACUUCACAUCGGCGUCCUGGCUCGCACUCUGUUUCUGGAUAAGGCCCCUGAGAUUAAAGUGAGGCAAGGCGAUGAUGAGACCCUGGUGACUGAGGAGAUGUUGAAAGCUACAACCGGGGGCCCUGUUGAGGAGGACAUCCUUUAUAAGAUUACAAGUGUUCCCAAGUACGCAGCUGUCAUGGUAGACAGGCAGCCAACAUCUGCCUUCACCCAGAAACAAAUCAAAGAAGGCAGAGUCAGCGUUCGAUUUGUUAAGUCCACAUCACCUCGAGACAGUGUUGCCUUUGUAGCUCGCAGCCGGGCAGCUAACGUCUCCUCUGUACUCAACAUCACAGUCCAGCCUCUGGCCAAUAUCGCCCAGGAUCCCCUCCUACCACAAGGUGCCCUUGUUCAACUGGACAGAAAGCUUCUGGAUGCAACUCCUUUGGCAAACAAGACCGGAACUUCCCCCACGUUCACCGUCAUCCAACAACCCAGAGGGGCUCGCUUUGUGAGAUCUGGAGCUUUUGGAGAAGGUCAGCCGGUGGGCACAUUCAGCCAGAAGGACCUGGAUGAGGGCCGUGUAGCUAUGGAAAUCCUGGACAGCCCUCCUGGAUCACGAGGGGGUGUUUCUCCAGAUGAAGCUCGUUUCCUGCUCAAAGCCCAUGGAGUUCCUCCCGCAGAAUGUGUGCUUGCCUUCCAGACUGGCCCCUACAAUGCCUCUGGGGUUUACCCUGCCACCCUGUUGAGGAUUCCCUCAGAAGGCCCAUCAAAGGAUGACAAAGUGGGACGGUACUGGCCCACUGCUCCAGCCUCUACAACAUCACCAGGCUCUGGCUCCCAAGGGAGGCACCGUGUUUACCGGAGAAGCAACUUCUGGUCCAUUCUCAUCCCAAUCCUGGUAAUCCUCCUGCUCCUGCUGCUGGCAGCCAUCUUGGCUUACUACCUGAUCCGUAAAAACAAAACGGGGAAGCAUGACGUCCAGGCGGCAGUAUCCAAGCCCAAAAACGGAGAGGUGGCUGGCACAGAAACUUUUCGCAAAACAGACCCAGCCAAUAACAUCCCAAUGUCCAACAUGGACUCCAAGGACGCUGACCCAGAGCUGUUGCAGCACUGUCGGACAACAAACCCGGCCUUGAAAAAGAACCAGUACUGGGUCUGAGACACUUUGACAUGCGGACACAAAGAGAGGUGGAUCCUCGAGUGUUUGCAGUCCUCCUCCCAUCAUUCCUCUCAGUAUUAAAGACCUCUUGCCACACUAGUUCAAAUGAAAAUCCUUUUUUGACACCAUUGGUUAUUUGCUUAUCUCAACGUUACUGUGGACAAAUUCUCAGGCAAUGAAACACUGAAUCCCUAUCGGCAAAGAAAGAGGCAGUUUCUUAACUUCAGGAGGCUUAUUUAUUUUAGUUUUAUCUUUCCUCUUUGUCAGCGGGCACAAAUGAAGACAUAAACAUACCACGUGUUUGCAAAAAGUAUUUUUGGUGUGCUCUGUCAUUGUAUUCCAUAUAUCAUAGGCCAAUAUUAUCCAUUCAAAUGGUUAGAUAAUUUAAAGUCUCCGUAAUGGUACAUUUUAACUCUUGGUGCCUCAGAAAAGUUGAUAAGCCUUGUACAUAUUUGAUUGGGUAAAUGUAUGCUGUAUUAUCAAUAACAUGAAAUUUCUCCUUUGUGUUUUCUUUUUAGUAUUUUUUUAUAAGUUACUGUCAUGAUAUGUUCCUCAGGGCUAAAUUCAGUGUAAAAGAAAGUAGAACUUUUUGGAAAAUAUGCUAAUUCACCUGCCUCUGAAAGCUGAAAAGAAGAUAGAUACCACUUCUUUAUCUGAGUGAUCUCUACAAAGUCAAAAGAAAACAGCGUUAGCUUAGCCGAUUUCAUCUUUAGUUUGAAAACAUGAAUCUCAUUGUUAGAAUCUCUUUUGUGUAUUUGUGGCUUCACGUCCAAGACUUUCCAGGGAGAAGUACAUAAGCUUCCUUGAACUUAUCUGGCCUAACCAAGCUAGCCAUUUCCACAUCUCCAGUCAUCAGGCAGAAAGCUACUAAGCUAACAGUACAAAGCCCUGAAGGUCAACAGCACAAAAUAAAAAUCUCUCACAAAAUUUAAAUUUGUUUUAUCAAAUUUCACAGCAUUCCUACAGACAUUUUUAUAAAUCUUAAUAUGUUGAAAGUAAGCAUGUCUCAAUAAACUAUUGAUGUUGUGUAAGAAAAACCAGAUGAUUAUAAUGUAAUGUGUAGUUAAUCAGUUCAUCAUAGGGGGCAGUAGUGGUUCUUCACACUGGUUGAUACCUGCUCUGAAUUAGAGGGUUGGCAAAGAACAAAUAGCAGAAGAUGAAGAAAGUAACCAGCUAGUUUGCAGCUGUUAAUGCAGAGCAAACCGGGACCCAAAAAAGUUUUCUUGCUUAUGUAGGAGUUUUUUGGAUUUGUAACCAAAAAAAUUGGGUGUAUCUUCCUUCAUCCUUAACAACACAGUUAGAUUUCUCUAUCCCUGCGGUGGCCUCCAAGGACAAAAACUUGGACUGAAAUGUUUUUUCAUGUAUUUCUGUAUAAAAAAAAAAUCUUUGGAGCAUUUUUACAUUUUUUUAAGUUUAUUUGCGUAUCAUGAGAUAUAUCAUUUUUCCUCAGAUGCUGCAUUUACUGAGCUAUCUUUGACGUGACGUGUUUGCAGAGUUGACCCUCAGGGCCACCGUACACAGCUGUAGCUUUGUAUUGAACAGAAGUAUCAGCUUUCAUAUCUAACUCUUUGUGAGACAGCCGAUAAGCUGAGUUCUCAAAUAUCCAUUUCGUCAGUUUAACCACCCUUUAAAGUUGCAUUUUGAGUGGAAAGAAGAUGUUUUACUCUAAAAUAGUUAAAAUUAAAAAGAAAAAGUUGCUGCAGGAAAGAUUGAAUUUAGCUCAGAGUCAUGUCAUCAUCCUCACACAUUAUUAUUCUGCAUGCUUCCAGUUUGCUUGUAAAUAUCCACUGGACUGGCACAGCACUGACCACAAACUUCCCAGUACACAGUGAGUAGACCACAGGCAGGACGUUGUUUAAGUCCUAAAGGUCUUAAACACAUCCCUAUUGGCCGACAGGCAGGGGUGAGGUCAUCUCAAACUGGGAUGGUUCCAGUUUCCAAGUCUGCAAUUAAGAAUUCAUAAAAACCUGUUUGGGUGCUGGGCUGGUUGGGUAAAUAAAACCCUCCACUGGUAAAGUUCGUACAAAAUGGAAAUGUUGACAAAGUUCAAGUAUUCAAAGCUAUUUUUCAUUAUUUUGAAGCAUUCCAUUUGUAAGCUGAGCGUUCAGACUGUCAUGUAUUGAAAUUUUAUGUUUUCCUUUUUGAUUUUUUUCUUUUGUGUGUUGAUUUAAAGGAAAUCCUCGCUCCUAAUCAGACUCCUUGUUUCCCUUAUUCCUGAUCUGUGCGAGCUACAUGAUGGUUAAACAUUGAACAAAGUGUUUCUUUGAAAUAUGUUUAUAUCAGCACAGAAAAAUAAAACUCCAACUACUAAUUUUCUCCAGAAACUGUCUGAUUGUUUGCUGUACAUGUCUUCUCUCACUCUGUAUGCCGAUGACGCCUUAUUCUUCAUCAGUCAUACAUUGCUCAAGUAUUAUAGAUCUUUUGCAGUAUUCAUCUUCGAUUGAGUUUAUAAUCUUAUGUGUCAUGAAAGCAGAAAAUGUUUGAAACAGGUUAUACAUGCAUAGGAUGUAGAAGUGAUGUGUUUCUGUGUGUUUCCAAUCAAAUUAUCUCCGACAUUUAACUGAAAUAGAAAUACUGGUACCUCUUUCACUAUAUCAUGUCCACACGUAACUGCUUAUGUUUGUAAAUACUUUGAUUUUCCGGUCAUGAUAAAUGUCUUAAAUAUAUGUAUAAAUCUAGUGUUUUACAUGUACAUUUUAUUAGCUUACUCAUGUAGUAACUUUGCUCAAGUGUGUCUAUAUUUUUGCAGGUUUCCAUCACUCUUCUCCAUCCCUCGUCUGUUUUGUGCUUACUGAAAGCUCAGUUCAUUGUAGAAUUUCAUCACCACCUCCUCAUUUUUCAUUAUUUAUUAUUUCUGUCAUCACCCCCAGGACAUCGAUUCAUACUCAAGUCUGCUUUGUGGUUCAACAACAAUGUGUAGAUUGCAAGUGCCUUUCAAAAUAAUGGUGAUACAAAGCGAUGUUUGAUUCCUGUUCUCAGCACUAAAUAAAAAUGUUCAUGCAACA
Molecule: messenger RNA, 92663 nt
Organism: Xyrichtys novacula (pearly razorfish)
Lineage: Eukaryota; Metazoa; Chordata; Actinopteri; Labriformes; Labridae
Source: the annotation of a GenBank genome assembly